Molecule: messenger RNA, 95041 nt
Organism: Nerophis ophidion (straightnose pipefish)
Lineage: Eukaryota; Metazoa; Chordata; Actinopteri; Syngnathiformes; Syngnathidae
Product: titin-like
Exons: 231
Coding region: 196-94116 (31306 amino acids)
Biological process (GO): protein phosphorylation
Molecular function (GO): protein kinase activity; protein binding; ATP binding
Source: RefSeq, a predicted model, not a curated record
UUCCCAGCCUGGCCUGGGCUGAAGGGAGCGGCAGGAGGCAGGACAGAACUACACCGGGUGUAGUUGUGCUUUUUGGGUGGGGGCUUCCCGGGAAGUGACCAGUCUUUGGAGCAACUUAGAGGAUAAAGAAGCCCCUCGGCUUCACCAGUGGGGCGCCGUCCCAACCGCAGCCUUCCACGUGAGCUGCCGAGUAAGAUGACGAAACAGGCGCCAACGUUCACGCAGCCGCUUCAGAGCGUGGUGGCACUUGAGGGUAGUGCCGCCACCUUCGAAGCGCAAGUGAACGGUUCUCCAGUCCCUGAGGUGAGCUGGUUCCGUGACGGCCAGGUUCUCUCCGCUGCUGCCUUGCCCGGCGUUCAGAUCUCGUUCAGCGACGGCCACGCUGUUCUGAGGAUCCCCGCCGUGAACGCCACGCACAGCGGGAGAUUUUCCGUCCGAGCCACCAACGGAGCUGGACAAGCCACCAGCACCGCCGAACUGGUAGUGACAGCGGAGACAGCGCCUCCCAGUUUCCUGCAGAGACUUCAGAGCGCCACAGUGAGACAGGGGAGUCAGGUGAGACUCAGUGUCCGAGUCACCGGCAUCCCGGCACCGACGGUCAAGUUCUACCGAGAGGGAGCUGAGAUCCAGAGCUCGGCCGACUUCCAGAUCCUCCAGGAAGGAGACCAGUACAGUUUGAUCAUUGCUGAGGCUUUCCCGGAGGAUUCCGGGACGUAUUCCGUGACCACGAGCAACAGCAGCGGUCGAGCCACGUCUACGGCUGAACUGCUGGUUCAGGGCGAGGAAGCUGUGCCAGCCAAGAAAACCAAGAUGGUGGUUUCCAGCUCACAGACUCAUCAGACAAGAACAGAACAGAGGAUGGAGGAUGAUUUCCACAGCGCCGCCACCAUGGAGAUGCAAGCGGAGGCUGCAGAGCUGACAGACUUACUGUCUCACCAAACCCCACCCAGAGUAGCUCCCAGACCCGCGUCCUUGUCUCCGACCCAGACGUCGGUCACCCGGGUGACCGGAGGGCGGCAGCAGUCGCCGUCACCUGUGAGACACGUGAAAGCGCCGUCGACCGCACCUUUUGGGGCCAGCACGUCUCCGGUCAGCACACGCAAGCAGGCUGGCUCCGGUUCUGAUGUCCUGCCGCCCUGGAAGCAAAUGGGCUACCUGAGUGAGGAGCAGCAGGUCAUCUGCAUGACACAGGCUGGGGGAGAGAAAAGGUCUGGGGCUGUGGCCACGGUGCUCUCUGCCGUAGAUCUGGCUCGUGUUCGUCAACCUGUGCAUGAAGAGGGCGGGCCAGGGCAGGGAAGCGACUGGGCUUUCGAAGAAAAGUGGACGUCACAGGCCGAAACUGGCUGGACAACAACUCAGGAAGUUCUUCUUGACAACACAGUUGCUCAGGUGGUGGAAGAAGCUGCUGCAACUCCUGCCAACGACGGCGUAGUUCCACCUACUUUUGUUUUUGAUUUGAAGGACACAAAUGUGAUCGAAGGCGAGGCAGUGACCCUGGAGUGCCAGAUCUAUGGUCAGCCCGUUCCUGUCAUCUCCUGGUUCAGAGAAGACUACAAGAUCGAAAGCUCCAUCGAUUUCCAGAUCACCUAUGAGAAUGGAUUCGCCCGCUUGACCAUUCGUGAGGCAUUUGCCGAAGACAGCGGGCGCUUCACCUGCACCGCCACUAAUGAGGCUGGAACCAGCAGCUCUUCCUGCUACCUUCUUGUCCAGGUGUCUGAGGACAUCGAAGGCCGAGAGGAGGUUGCCGAGGAACUUGAAGAGAAACUAGUAACUGAAGAAGAGAUCAUGUCCCGCGUGAGCGCAGUUGAGUCAGAGUCCUCCACAGUUUCCGCCCCUUUCUUUGUUAGGACUCCCAGCUCACAGAAGCUGGUAGAGGGCGAAAGUGUAAUCUUUGAAUGCCAAAUCGGGGGAAACCCCCAACCACACAUUAUGUGGAAGAAGAAUGGCAUUCCACUCACGACCGGAUACAGAUACAAAGCUGCCUACAAGAAGGAGACCGGACAGUGUUUUCUAGAGAUCUCUAUGGCUUUUUCUGAUGAUGCCGGAGAAUACUCAGUCUUUGCCAGAAACCAGCUGGGAGAGGUGUCUGCCACCACCAGCCUGCUGGAAGAAGAUGACUAUGAAGCCUAUGUGAAGAAACAGGAGGCGAUGUUCAAGACGGACGUGGAAGUAACAGUGGAGGAGCCCAGAGUUGGAGACGUUCCUCCCACCAUGAUGACAUCUGAUAAGAUGACCACCACUUUUAUCUCUGGACAGGAUUUUCACAUCUCUAUCAUGGAGCAGCGUCUUAUCCAGGAGAUCGAGCGCCACAUCCAGAGAAUUAGCUACAAAGAACUGGUUACAGAAGAUGGAGAAGCGAUGGUGACAGCCACAGACGAGGAAGCAAUGCAUCCUACCUUUGACACGGCAGUUAAAAAUUACCGAAUCAUGGAAGGAAUGGGUGUCACUUUCCAUUGCAAAAUGGCUGGAAUGCCACUACCAAAGAUCGCUUGGUACAAAGAUGGUCAGCGUAUCCAUCCUGGUGGACGAUACCAGGUAGAAGUUCUUCAGGACGGACGGUCCAGCCUGCGUCUGCCAGUGGUUCUACCAGAGGACGAGGGUGUGUACACCGCCUGCGGUGCCAAUAUGAAGGGAAAUGCGGUCAGCUCCGGGAAGCUGUACGUGGAGCCCUCAGGAACAGUGUCACCUCAGAGAUACACGCCACAGCCAGCCAUGCAGAGGAUCCGGUCCACAUCUCCACGCUCUCUGAGCCGUUCACCGAGCCAUUCUCCCGGACGCUCUCCUGCCCGACGGCUUGACGACACGAACGAGGCUCAACUGGAGAGGCUCUACAAGCCCGUCUUUGUUGUCAAGCCAGUCUCAAAUAAAUGCUCCGAGGGGCAAACUGCCAGAUUUGACCUGAAGGUCGUAGGCAGACCUAUGCCUGAAACAUACUGGUUCCAUAAUGGACAACAAGUUCUCAGUGACUACACUCACAAGAUUGUGAUUAAAGAAGACGGUACUCAGUCUUUGAUCAUCGUCCCAACCAUGCCACAGGACUCCGGCGAGUGGACGGUAGUGGCUCAGAACAGAGCUGGACGCUCAUCAAUUUCGAUCACUCUCACCGUUGAUGCAAAAGAAAACCUGGUGCGUCCACAGUUCACGAACAAACUACGGAACAUCAGUGUGAAACAGGGCACGCUGGUUGAACUGGCAGUCAAAGCUAUUGGGAACCCGUUGCCUGACAUUGUUUGGCUUAAAAAUAGUGACAUCAUCACACCUCAAAAGCACCCACACAUCAGAAUUGAAGGAGCCAGAGGAGAAGCAAUGUUCCAGAUCCCUUCUGCAUCAGGUUCAGACAGUGCUUGGUACACAGCUACAGCCAUCAACAAAGCUGGCAGGGACACUACCCGCUGCAGAGUUAAUGUGGAGAUGGACUAUGCUGAGCCAGUCCCGGAGAGAAAGCUAAUUAUUCCUAGAGGAACGUACAAGGCCAAGGAGAUCGCCCCUCCAGAGCUGGAGCCUCUUCACCUUCGCUAUGGCCAAGAGCAGUGGGAGGAGGGAGACCUGUAUGAUAAGGAGAUGCAACAGAAACCACAAUUUAAAAAGAAACUGACCUCCAUACGAAUGAAGAAGUUUGGCCCCACUCAUUUCGAUUGCAGACUGACUCCUAUCGGGGACCCCUCCAUGGUGGUGGAGUGGCUUCAUGACAGCAAACCCCUGCAGGCUGCUAACAGGUUGCGCAUGGUCAGUGAAUUUGGCUAUUGUAGUCUUGACUAUGAAGUGGCUUAUGCGAGAGACAGCGGCAUAAUCACCUGCAGAGCCACCAACAGGUUCGGAAUGGACCAGACCUCGGCCACCUUGAUUGUCAAGGACGAAAAGGGUCUGGUCGAGGAAAGCCAACUUCCUGAAGGAAGAAAGGGAGCUCACAGAAUCGAAGAAAUUGAACGAAUGGCUCAUGAGGGAGGGCCUGCAGGAGUCACUGCAGAUGAGGAGACUGACAAAAUGAAACCGGAUAUUGUCCUAUUACCUGAACCUGUCAGGGUCCUUGAGGGUGACACAGCCAGAUUUCGCUGCAGAGUGACCGGUUAUCCUACACCCAAAGUUAAUUGGUACCUCAAUGGACAACUCAUCCGCAAGAGCAAGCGAUACCGACUUCGUUAUGAUGGCAUCUACUACCUGGAGAUUGUUGACAUCAAAACCUAUGACUCAGGUGAAGUCAGGGUUGUUGGGGACAAUAACUUGGGCUCGGCUGAACACACUGUUAAGAUGGAGGUUCAGCAGAAAGAGGACUUCAGGAUGCAUCUUCGCAAGGUUCCUGAGGCCAAAGCACCUGAGAUUGUACCCGAAACUGGAAAAACUCCAUUUGAAGUGGUAAAGGUGGAUAGAUCCCCGGAAGAGAGUCAGUCCAAAGAGGUGAUCACACUCAAGAAAGCCCAAAGGAUUGUCCAUGAAAAAUCCACUGAGGAGUCUGAAGAGUUGAGAGGCAAAUUCAAGCGCAGGACAGAGGAGGGCUACUAUGAGUCUAUUACCGCAGUGGAACUCAAGUCCCGAAAGAGGGAUGAGUCCUAUGAGGAUCUUCUAAGGAAGACAAAAGAAGAGCUCCUUCAUCAUGCUAAGGAAAGGGAGGAGGCAGAGAAGAAAAAAGAAGAAGAGCGACGUAAAGAAACCGCCAAAACAGUCAAACCGGAGAGGGUAAAACUGUCAGCUAGUAUGGAAGCUCCCAAAAUCUUGGAACGUAUCUCAAGUCAGACGGUGGCACAAGGGGAUGAAGUUCAUUUCAGAGUCCGAGUCGUUGGCCGACCAGAACCCGAGUGCCAAUGGUAUAAGAAUGGUGUUCAAAUGGAAAAGACUGAGCGGGUCUAUUGGUUCUGGCCUGAAGACCACAUUUGUGAGUUGGUAAUCAGAGAUGUCGUAGCUGAGGAUUCCUCUAGUAUUAUGGUCAAAGCCAUCAACUCUGCUGGAGAGACCUCAAGUCAUGCUUUCCUUUUGGUGCAAGCAAAGCAAGUCAUCACCUUCACACAAAAGCUGGAAGACAUUAGCGCCAAGGAGAAGGACACCAUGGCCACCUUUGAGUGUGAAACCAACGAACCUUUUGUCAAAGUCAAAUGGUUAAAAAACAACUCGGACAUCUUCUCCGGCGACAAGUACAGGAUGCACUCGGACAGGAAAGUCCACUUCCUGUCUGUGCUGAUGCUUGCAAUGAAGGACGAAGCUGAAUAUACCUGCGUUGUUGUAGACGACAACCAGGUCAGGACAAGUGCCAAACUAAUCGUUGAAGGAGCCCCACUGGAGAUCCUGAAACCCCUGGAGGGCGCCGAGGUGCCAGAGACCUACUCUGGGGAGUUUGAGGUCGAGUUGUCCCGUGAGGAUGUUGAGGGCAUGUGGUUCUUUGGAGACAAGCAACUUUCUCCUAGCCGGAAGCAUGUCAUCUCCUCACGACGCGGACGACAUAGCCUGUCCAUUAAGGACGUCAGGAAGGAAGACCAGGGCCAGUACUCCUUCAGAGUGGGUGAAAUGGAGACAACUGCUUACCUCAAGAUGAAAUUCCGCCCAGUGACCUUAAUGCAGCCUCUAGCUGAUCUGACCCUCUGUGAGGGUGACAUUGCUCAGAUGGAGGUCAAGUUCUCUCAGGAGAACGUUGAAGGAACUUGGAUGAAGGAUGGAAAAGGGAUAACUGUGUCGGACCGGGUACACAUUGUUAUCGACAAACAGAUCCACAAACUCCUGAUCGAGGACACCAGGAAGGACGACUCUGGCAUCUAUUCAUUUGUGGUCCCUGAUCAGGAGAUCACCACUACUGCAAAGCUGACUAUUCGAACUAUCGCCAUCCUGACCCCGUUGAGGGACACGAGCGCGGUUGAAGGCACCAAGACCGUUCUGGAGGCCAAGAUAUCUGUUCAAGACAUCAGCUCAGUCAAGUGGUACCACAACGACAAACUGAUGACCUCAAACGACCGAAUCCAGAUGGUGGUAAAGGGAGCCAAGCAGCGUCUGGUCUUCACCAGGACCUUUGCCUCAGAUGAAGGACAGUAUAAACUCGUGGUUGGCAGAGCCAACACCAGCUGCACAUUGUCUGUGCAGACCGUCCAACUCGUGGUUCCAAUGGCGGACAAGGAGUGCGCCGAGUCAGAAAACGUCAUUUUUGAAGUGGAAGUUUCCCACCCGGGCAUCGAUGCCUUCUGGACUUUUAAGAGGCAGCCGCUCAAAGCCGGAAGCAAAUACAAGAUGGAAUCUAAGAACAAGAGGCACAGUCUGACAGUUUUAAAUGCCAUGAAGGAUGAGGAGGGCGAAUACAUGUUUGCUGCUGGUGAAAAAACAUGCAGCGCUUCACUCACCGUCUCAGGUGGCGCGAUCAAAAAGCCGCUGCAGGACCUGGUGGUUGCGGACUCGCAGACCUCUGAGCUGGUGUGUGAGGUCGCCAACCCGUCCGUGGAAGGCAAAUGGCUGAAAGAUGGCCAGCCCGUGGACUUCAAUGACAAUGUGCUGAACGAGGUGAACGGCACCGUCAGGCGCCUCGUCAUACUCAUCACUAAAGCCGCCGACAUCGGAGAGUACACCUACCAGAUUGCCAGCUCCAAGACCUCGGCCAAUCUGAAAGUUGAAGCUGUGAAGGUGAAGAAAACAAUGAAGAACGUGAACGUGGUGGAGACACAAGACGCUGUGUUCAGUUUGGAGCUGACUCACGAGAACGUGAAGGGAGCACAGUGGAUCAAGAAUGGAGUUGAGAUCAAGAAAAGUGACAAACACGAACUGACUGUCCGCGGCACCAUGCACACCUUGAGGAUAAGGAACUGCAGCACACACGACGAAUCCGUCUAUUCUUUCAAGUUGGGGAAACUGUCGGCCAAUGCCCGCUUGAAUGUAGAAACCAUCAAGAUCCUGAAGAAACCCAAGGAUCUGACGACACUACUGGGAGCCACGGCCGUGUUCGAAUUGGGAGUCUCGGAGGAAAACAUUCCUGUAAAGUGGACGUUCAACAACAAAGAGCUGAAGGCCAACGAGCACUACAGGAUGACCUCGGAGAAGAAGACGCACAAACUGCUAGUGCAGGAUGUGAACGCCACCAAGGAGGGAGAGUACACGGCCCUCGUGGGUCAUCUACGCUGCAGUGCUCGCCUCACCGUAGAAUCUCUUCGCAUCACCCGACCCUUUAAGAGUGUGGAGGUCCCUGAGACACGGACCGCCACCUUUGAGUGCGAAGUGUCUCACUUCAAUGUCCACUCCUCCUGGCUGAAGGACGGCGUGGAGAUCGAGAUGAGCGAGAAGUUCCGGACGACGGUGCAGGGUAAAGUCCACCAGCUGAAGAUUAUGAACACCAGCGGGGACGACUCCGCUGAGUACACCUUUUCUUGCGGGAACGACCGAGCGUCUGGCACGCUCACUGUCAGCCCCAUUAUCCUCACAACCAUGCUGCAAGACAUAAAUGCUCAGGAGAAGGACACGGUCACCUUUGAGUUGAACGUCAACCACGAUGGAAUCUGCUACAAAUGGUUGAAGAAUGGCGCGGAGAUCCGCUCAACGGACAGAUGCCAAGCUCGCUGCAAACAGCUCACCCACACCUUGACCAUCAGGAAUGUUCAUUUUGGAGACAGCGCCGACUAUACCUUCAUGGCGGGAUCUUCCGUGGCCACAGCCCGGCUUUAUGUGGAGGCUCGUGUUGUUGAAUUUACCAAACACGUAAAGGACCUAAAGAUCACGGAGAAGAAGAGAGCCACUUUUGAGUGUGAAGUUUCAGAACCCAACGUGCAGGUGAUGUGGAUGAAGGACGGUCAGGAGCUGGAGGCGUCCGACAGAUAUAAGAUGACCUCAGAGCAGCUUGUUCACCGCCUAACUUUGCCCUCCGUCCGACUGUCCGAUGCGGGAGAAUACACCGCCGUGGCGGGGUCCAGCAUGUCCAAGGGAACGCUUGCAGUCGAGGGACGGGACAUCAAGAUCUCAGAGCCCACCAACAAGAAUCCUACUGUUGUUGAGAGACAAAGAGCCACUUUUGAGUUUGAAGUAAACGAGGACGAGGUAGAAGGCCACUGGAUGAGGAACGGCGUGGAGAUCCAGUUCUCUGUCGAGGAGCGUUUCAGCUACAUCACCAUCAGGAAGCUCCACCGCCUCACCAUCUCCGAAACCUACAGAAGCGACGCCGGCGAGUACGCCUUUGUCGCCGGAAAGAACAAGAGCUCCGUGAUGCUUCACGUGAGACUUCCCGAACCUCCUCAGGUAGCCCGGCGAAUGCAGCCCCAGACUGCCAUGUCAGGCAAAUCGGUUCGCUUCUCAGUGCUAGUUAGCGGCCUCCCGCAACCCCAGGUGACCUGGUACAAGGACUCCCAGGUUCUCUACACCAGUGACACAUGCAAGUUCCUUCACGACGAUGGAGAACACACAUUGAUGCUACUGAGAGUCCUCCCUGAGGAUGCUGCCGUCUAUAGCUGCGAGGUCAAGAAUGACUUUGGAGAGGCGUCAAGCUCCGCCUCACUCACUGUGGAAGUUCCUGAAGAAAGUAUGGUUCGGGUCUCUGCCCCAGUCCUCGUUUCUCCCUUGCAAAACAUCCUGGUGAAGUCGGGCCAUUCUGCCCAGUUGGAGUGCAUCAUCUCUGGGGAAGAUCUACAGAUAGGCUGGUUCUGGAACGACAGAGAGAUCAGGCAGUCCGCCGACAUUAAGAUGUCUCGCUUUGGCAACAUCUGCCAAUUGAACAUUUCCAGAGCGGUCUUCGACAAUGAAGGAGAAUACUCGUGUGUUGCAAGGAAUGCGGCAGGAAUGGUCACAUGUACUGCGAGUCUGAAUAUCGAUGAUGAUAAAACCUUAGCUAGCAUGACAAGAACCGGGGCUCAGACAUUGACUGAGUUUACCGAGUGCUUCUCAGAGAGCUCCUCCAGGUCUUGGCGGACAGUGACCGUUGAAAUGGAGAGCACAGAAAACAACGUUGAAAUGGGAUUGUACCCAAAGCCCCAACUGCUGAUGGAACUGCGGGAUGUCCGGGUCAAAAGCGGCGAGAUGGCUGAGUUCAGCUGCGUGUUUGACGGGCAGCCGUUCAUCGGGGUGGUAUGGGAUCAUAACGGCCAGAACCUGGUCCGGGAGCGAGUGAGGAGCUCUCAGAACGGCGGACUGUUGUCCCUGGUCAUUCAGGGUGUUGGUCUGGCCGACCAAGGCCUGUACCGCUGCACCGCCACCAACCUACACGGUCAAAACAGCUCUUCUGCUCGGCUCACUGUGGAAGCUAAAGAGGCAAAUGUCAAAGCCGAGUGCGCCAUCGUGACUGAUUCGAUGCAUGCAGUGUCACGGGCGAACAUGGAGAACACAAAAGGUUCUCCUGAGAUUCCAGACCAGGAAAAGACAGUGGAGAAGCCGGGGUCUCUGCCUUACUGCUCAAAGAGACUCUACAACCUUGUCAGCCAACUUUAUUUCCUCGACACAUAUCCCAAUGCUGAUCCCUGUGGCCGCCCCAACUUUCUGAUCCAGCUCCCCCGAGAGCUGUUGGUCCAGAACUGCAGUCCUGGGCUGUGUUGUGUCAUGAAGGAACUUUCUCUGUCUGCCAUAUGGCUUUACGGCCGCUUGAAUAUUGUGGACUCUGUAUCAUACACUCUCAAACAUGAUGGGCCCCUGUGCUGUAUGAAUGUUAAGAAAGGGGGACCUGGACAAGGGGGUGCUUUCUCUUGCAAAACCUCAGCCGAGGAUGCUAAGUGCAGCCUGGUGACCAAAGUCAUUGAAGACGAGAGGACACCUCGGAUCCACAUCGAGGAGGAAGUCUCAGCCUUCUCUAGCUCAACAAUCACGGUGGAAGAAGAACCCCGUCCGUCCUACUACUCUGAUGCUAAGGCUCCAGACCAAACACACACAUUUGAACUCGAGCCAGAGUCCACACUAUACUCCAGCACUUUGGAGAAAACCAAACAAAAGCCAGUUUUCCUCAGCAAACUUUCUCCAGCCGUAGUGACUGUUGGAGAAAAUGCUUCGUUUACAGUCACAGUAUCUGGUUCACCUGAACCCACUGUUCAGUGGGCCCACAAUGGGCAGACCAUAAGCAUGUCAUCAAUCUACACAUUAGUCCAUGAACAAAAUAAGUACAGUCUGAUAAUUAACAGUGUUGGAGAAGAUUUAGAGGGAGAGUACUCUUGUACUGUCAGCAAUCGGUUUGGACAGGAAACGUGCACUUCUUAUUUGAACAUUCAGGUGAAGGAACCACAGAAGGCAGAUAGCCUCGAGAGAAUGUUUGUGCCAAUGGGUAAACCUCCAGUGUUUUCCAAAGCUAUUGAGUCCGUUCAGCUGUGCGAGGGAGGUCAUGCGUCGUUUUGGUACAUUGUGAGCGGGGAUCCUUGGCCUGAGGUACACUGGCUCAAGGGCAGUCUUCACAUCAAACCGAGCAGCUGUUGCAUCAUUGUGCACAGCUCAGAUGGCUCCGGAUCCCUCACACUUAAAAGUGUCAAGCAGGAUGAUGGCGCCGUCUACACAUGUAAGGCUUCAAACAAGUUCGGGGAAGCCACUUCUGCUGCUGAACUAUUUGUAUUUGGUGAGAAAGUUCAAGAGGAAUUGGUUAGAAAAACAAACUCUUUGACCUUGUCCAUGACAGAAGAAACUACAGAAUCUGGAAUUUACCAGAAAAGUAGUCGGUCCGAUCAGAUGAUUUACAGCAUUAGUAAAGAAAACAUGCAGGUUAUUCCUAGCGAGGAAGUGGGAACCUUUGGACUACCGGGUAUUUCUGUAGCCACCCGUCAUUGCGAGCAGGUCACCCACAAAGCAGCAGUGCUACAGUCUCACGAGAUCCAAGAGAGCCUUGCUUUGGUUCCCAGUCAUCCACCGCAUGCUUCAACUGUUCCCGUGAAAACAUUAAACUUGGCAGCUUCCCUAUCGUCAGUCCAGGAGAGACAAGAGAUCACUGAGCAGCACUCUGAACCUAUUCUUUGCCCUCAGGUGGUUGAGCUUGACUUUGCCAGAGAGCAGCGCUCAAAGCUACAAUCAGUCACAACAGAGGAAGUCCUCCCACUUACCUCAGUGAAAGCUCAGACAAUGGCAGACCACAUUCCAGAGCAAGUACAUACUUUGGCUGAGCCCAGGCAGCUUGUUAGCAGCCAUUCAGUCGAGCCUGCUCUUUUAGCCUUUGAUGAAACUUUAUCUGUAAAUCACAGACCAGGGGAAGAGAAGACUCUAAAUAUCAUUGAGGGGCUUAACAUGUUAUACUGUGCUCAGUCAGCAGGGCAGCUGCCAAUCACAGAAAGCCAUUGUGUGACUUUGCUCGUAGAUACAGCAACCAAACCAUUGCUAGAGGAAGAGCCACGAAAGGCAGUGGUUGCACCAGUAAUUGAAUCAAUGCUGUCUUUGAGCAAAGAGCAUUCGUUCAUGAAGGAUGUAGCAGUACAAGAGAUAGUCAAUCCAGGCAUAGGUCAGAUGUACAGGUCAGCUGUUACCGCUGAAGAGAAACAUUUACUUCAAAGUGAUCAGAUAGGAGAGAUAUCAGGUAUUGUGUCGUCUCAGAAUCUGCAGCCUCUGCCACAAGGAGAAGUACUUCUGAACCUUCAGCUUAUCAACAAUCAGUCUGUUUUGCAGGCAGACGGUAGAUUCAGUAGUGAAACGCCUUCAACAGAGCAGGGAUGCGUGAUAAAAAGUCCUAUUUUGCUUCACACUGUAACUCAAGAAGAGCAGAGGACUGUUUUUUGUGACGUCACUUCGGAGGUUUCAUCCAAGAUGAACACUGAGUCUCUCAAGCUCAAAACAGAGCUUCCACCAACACAGUACCUCCAGUCAAUUGAUUCUUUAUCAGUUCUACAAAAGGAAGGUAGACUUACCACUAGCAAACCAACACAACAGGUGGUGGCACUAAAACAGGAAAAGGCUCGAAAAUAUGCGGCAGUCUCACAAGAGAGUAGGGAGCUCAAAGGGGACUUCCACAAAGAUCUGGAGGUGUCUUUAGCAGGGAUUCAAUCUCAACCUGGUACAGAGCCUGGGAUUUUAAGCAUCCUGGCCGUCUCCUCCCAGCCUGUGCAGCUGCCAAAGGAGACGCGAUUCCCAACAGAUAUAAAACAACAAAGAGCCUUGGUUCAGAAAGAGGAUUGCUGGAAUACCGUUAAUUCUGUAAAUGUUACAGACAUUCACAAUCUGGAAGAGGGCCAUACUACUUGUCUUCAAAUUGAAAACAAAGUACAGACUCAGAUAAAGACCGAGUCUAAGAUUCCCCAAAUGUCUGUUUCAGUUGAAGAAAAGGCAGUUGCAAAUGAGAGCUGUGCUGUUUUAGAAGCUGCUGAGCAAGACUUUGCAAUCUCCAUCCAGGAAGGUCAAUCAGUGCGACAGUCCGUUUUCCUACAGGAAAAAAUCAUUCUCUCUGGGGAAAAGUCAAGUGAGAUUCUAACUUGUGAGGGCUUAACUUCAAGACUUUCGACUCAACCUAAAAAAGUUGUCUUUGCCUCUGAAAGUCAAGAAUCCCAAGCGCUGCCUAAAGAACUUAACUUCAUUAUUCAGAUGCCCAAAGAGUCACAUUUGAAUAUUCAACAUCAGCUCAGAGAUGCUCUUCAGUCUGCUGUCGCCUGCCAGCAUCCAGUGUUGUUCGCAGAUAUUAUUGGCCACUUUGAUGGACUCAACAUUGAAGAGAUAAAUGUACAAAAGGAGCCCAAAGGGAUUGUGCACACAUACCUGAUUACAUCACCUGGUACUCUUAUGGAGCUCACAUUGCUUUUUGAGGGUGAAUACCCCCACAGGGCCAAUCUGAGAUCAGAACUCCAGGUCGCUCUUCAUGCUUUGGUUUCGCAAGAGCAGCAAAGUCUAGUUUCGGAGAGACCAGGUUUUAUGCAAAUCAACAAGCCUCAGAAGGCAAUGAUCUGCUCACAACAUUUCAAGCAGAAGUUCUCAUCAGUGGUUGACAAUGUGAUUGUGGCAGAGAGUACUGUUGGGGUUCCUCCAGUUGCUUCUCAGUCUGCCUCCAUCAAUAUGGAAUCACUCUUCCAAAAUGCAACGGUUCAGAGUCAGAUGGAAGUCCACCAAUUAAACCAGGAGAGUGAGGCCAAGGCUGCUUCAGUCCAGGGGUCAGUCCAAGAGCCAGUCAUUCAGACUCCUCACCAACAGUAUGAAGACUUGGUUCACAGUAAAAAGUCUUCUUCAGGGGCCAUUGUUGUCAGUGAGUCUUUAGCUAGCGAGGCUAGCUCUCCACUUGUCAUUGCUUCAAUGGACAAGGUUUUUGCUGAGGAAAACAGCAAUGUUGUCAUUGCUUCCACCAUCAAAUAUGCCACUAUCACUAAUUGGUUUGUCAAUGGACAAUCGGUCAAAUCUGGCAAAGAGUUUGAAUGUUCUAGAGAUCAGGACACGUACAAACUGACUAUCAACCGAGUUGCGAAGGAGAGACAUGAAGGUGAAUAUGCCUGUGAGGUGGAGAAUCAAGCUGGAAAGACCACGACAUGGACAACACUCAGAGUUGUCCCAAGAGCCAUACCUGUGUUCAAACACACGAUGGUUCCACUGGAAAUCAAUGCUGGCAACAUUGUCAGGUUUGAGUGUGAAACCGAGGAUGCUCCUGAAGUCAUCUUCAAGUGGUUCAAAGAUGGGCAUCGCAUCAAAGAAGGUGACAGGUUUCGGAUUAUCAGCCGUGUUACCACUUCCUCUCUGGAGCUCCUGAGCGCCACCAAGGAAGACGCUGGUGAAUACAGCUGCAAGGCGUCCAACAAGCACGGCAGUGAAGAAUGCUCCGCCACACUAAGCGUGACAGACAAACAGUUCCCUCCCAUUUUUAUAACCAAACCCAACGUGCAUACCGCUUAUGUUGGGAAGAGCAUGAUGACUGAGUGUGUAAUAUCAGGAUCUGCUCCUCUGAAUGUCAUGUGGUUUAAAGACCAGCAAGCCUUACUCCACAUGCCCGAGCACUACAGAAACUUUGCGGAUAAGAAUAAGAUUGGGCUUGAGAUAUCCACAGUUCAGCCAGAUGACCAGGGACUUUACCUGUGCCGUGUGUCUAAUAAUGUUGGCACGGCGGAGUCCAGCUUUGAGCUACAGGUUUUUGAUAAGCCUAACUUUGAGACGCUCCUGAAUCAAGUGGCUGCUGUGGUUGGGAACCCUCUGCACCUGGAGUGCCAGGUGGAUGAAGUUACAGGAGUAACUGUGAGCUGGACCAGAGAUGGGAAAAAGGUCCACCAGUCUCCCGAAUGUAAAUUGUCCUUUGAGGACAAAAAAGUUGCUCUUGACAUCCCAAAGACUGUGCUGAAAGACUGUGGCUCUUAUGUGUGCACGGUGACAAAUGAAGCAGGGAGUGCAACUUGCACCACCUUAGUGAAGGUUCAAGAGCCGCCGGUCUUUGUAAAGAGACUGGAAACCGCCGCACUUUGGAGGAACGGUGCCACUGCACGCCUGCAAUGCGAUGUCAAAGGAUCUCCUGAACUUCAAACGACAUGGUUUCUAAAUAACCGCAAGCUGCCUGCUGGCAGUCGAUACAACAUCGGUUUGAAAGACAACGUGGCUUCUCUUGAGAUUCAGGACGUCACUUUGAGUGACGGUGGCAGCUACACCUGUGAAGUUCUCAAUGAGUUUGGGUGUGAAAGCUGCAGCACAAAAGUAGUAGUCAAAGAGCCGCCGUCUUUUAGAAGGGUUUUGCCCUCUGUAGAGGUUGUGAGAGGUGCUGUUGCUGUAUUGGACUGUGACAUUAAGGGAUCUGCACCAUUCGAGGUGUCCUGGAAAAAGAAUAGGAAACACUUGAAGACCGAUAAGAAAUAUAGAAUCAUGUCGCAGGGUUCUUUCACCUCUCUGGAGAUUCUGUCCUUUGAAAGCAUUGACGCUGGCGAAUACGAAUGCGUUGUAUCCAACGAAGUCGGCUCUGUGAAUUCCAAAUCAGUGGCCAAAUUAAAAGAGUCUCCAGUGUUCUCAAAGAGGAUUGAGAGUGCUGUUGCAGUGCUCGGCAGCACCGUUAGAAUGCAGGCAAUAAUAAAAGGCUCCCCUACGAUCGCUGUCAAGUGGAUGAAAGACUCUGAACUGCUCAGAGAUGAAGAUCCAGACCUGAAAAUUGUGCUUGAGAACAACGUUGCUAGCAUUUUAUUCUCAUCUGUUCAAAUAAAGCACGGUGGAAAGUACACUUGCCUGGCGGAAAACGAGGCGGGUCAACAAAAAUGCGAGGCAAACCUAACUGUUCAAGAACCUGCAAAGAUCUUAGAGAAAACUGAGUCCGUCAGUGUGACUGUUGGGGACUCAGUCACGCUUGAGUGCACCAUCUCCGGAAGCCCAGACCUCAAAGUCAAGUGGUUUAGGGACGACAAGGAAAUGAUCGGUGGACGCAAAUAUCGGAUGAGUGUGAAGGAAAACACUGCCAUCCUGAAAAUUCUGACAGCAGAAAAGGCCGACGCCUCUGAGUACAAGAUGGAAGUGUCCAAUAAAGUUGGAAAAGACCAGUGCACGUGCUCAGUGACUGUUAUCGACCGGACAGUUCCCCCCUCCUUCAUCAAACCUCUAAAGAAAGUGAUGGCAAAUGUAGACAGUACCGUUAGCCUAGAGUGCAGACUUGCUGGAUCCCAGCCAAUGGGAGUGUCUUGGUACAAAGACAAUGAAGAACUCCAAAACGAGGCUAAUUAUGCGAUUAAUUGGCAUGACAACAAAGCAUCUUUGCUGAUCAGCAAAGUUUGCCUAGCCCAUGCCGGAGUUUAUACUUGUCGGGCCUCAAAUGACGCCGGCGAUCGAGAGACCAGCGGUACUUUGUCGAUAAAAGAACCUCCAGUCUUCACAGAGGAACCAAAGGCUCAGGACUCCUCACCAGGGUCCAACAUUGUUUUCAAAGCAGACUUUACAGGAUCAACUCCUCUGGCUAUUAAAUGGUUCAGAGAGGAGAAAGAAAUGUUCACUGGGGGGAGAUGUUUUAUUAAGAGAGAAAGUUUGUCAAGCUCCUUGGAGCUUUACUCCGUCAAACCCAGUGAUUCGGCUCGGUACACGUGCCAAGUAUGCAACGAUGCCGGGAAGGUGGAUUGCACUGCAGUCCUCUUUGUCAAAGAACCGCCAACAUUUGCAAUCAAGCUUGAGUCUUCGCUGCUGCUGAAAACUACCCAACCUCUAAAGUUGUCCUGCAAAGUGCACGGCACGCCUCUUAUCACCAUCACAUGGUUUAAGAAUGGCAAGGAAAUACAUUCUGACGACAGAUGCAAGGCAUCCUUUGAUGGCUCCGUAGCAAACCUGCAGGUAGACAGGUGUUCCGCAGACGAUAGCGGUGAAUAUGUCUGUGUGGCAUCCAGUGACGCUGGAAAAGAUGAGUGCGCCAGCUCAGUUAACGUCAAAGAACCCCCCUCGUUUCUGAGACCUUUUGAAUCGAUGGAGCUGGUGAAAGGAUCUGACGUAGUCAUGGAAGGAACUGUUUCAGGCUCUGCCCCGUUUGAAAUCUGUUUCUUCCACAAUGACAAUUUGAUUAGGAACAGUAAAAGACAUAAGAUCAGUGUUGAGAAUGAGACUGUCUCGCUGCAAAUCUCAAACUGUGAGGAUCAAGACUCUGGCACGUACCUGUGCACAGUGACUAAUAAUGUGGGUGAGACGUCCUGCUUCUGCAGCAUUUCCCUGACAGAACCGCCAUCAUUUGAUCAGAAACUCGAAGACGUAUUGUGCGGGGCACACUCAGACGUGUCUAUGAGAUGUACCGUGUCUGGGUCACUUCCCAUGGCACUGUCAUGGUUCAAGGAUAAUCAGGAACUCACAGAAAACAAGCAUGUCAAGAUGUUCUUUGAAGCCAAAUGUGCAAUGCUGACUCUCGAAAACACUCAUGUCCAUCAUGGUGGGAAGUACACCUGUCAGGCUCAGAAUGCCGCCGGUACUAAAAGAUGCUCUGCCAUCGUCGUCGUGUCAGAACCACCAAGUAUUCUAGAACAUUCAAAAUCCGUCAGUGUGACACAGGGUGACCCGACCACGCUCGAAUGCAGAUUCUCAGGCACCAAACCACUCAAGGCCCAAUGGUUAAAGGCCGGAAAGGAACUGAACUCGGGCCUGAAAUACAAAGUGCUUAGUGCGGACUUCCGGUCCGUGCUGACCAUCUUGAAAACAGAUAAAAGCGAUGGCGGCGACUACGUAUGCCAAGUUGAAAACGAAGCUGGUGCAACUUCUUGUGUGGCUGUAGUCACAGUCUUAGAUGGCAUUCUUAAACCAACUUUUACAAGUAAGCUGAAGGAGACCGAGGCCAUCAAAGGUUUCUCUGCUCAUCUGGAAACCCUGGUAUCAGGCUCGCUGCCAAUGAACAUCCAAUGGUUGAAAGACAACAACAACAUCCAGACUGAUGAGAAAUAUAAGUGUUCCUUCUCUGACAAUGUUGCAUUGCUGGAAGUUAGUCUUCUUGAUGGUCAGGACUGUGGUCGUUACACCUGUGUGGCCACAAACAAAGCUGGGUCUUCUCAAUGUUCUGGCAUCUUGCAUGUCCAAGAACCACCAAGUAUUCUUGAAAAACCCGAAUCAAUGAAUGUUUUGCCUGGGUCAAAGGUGAAGUUACUUGUUCGGGUGUCUGGCACACCACCAGUGACCAUGAGAUGGUAUAAGGACAUGAUGGAGAUCAACUCAAGUGCAGACUGUACUGUAAUCAGACACAACGGCUCAAGUUCUCUGGAGUUCUUCUCUGUGCUAGCAUCCGAUUCUGGUCUUUACACCUGCAACAUUAAUAACAACUUUGGCUCCACAUCCUGCCAAGCCACACUCUUUGUUCAAGAACCCCCUGUUUUUGUGGAGAAACCCGACAGCUUUUCUGUGGUAAAAGCCGGAGCAAAACAUGUCUUGGAAUGCAAGGUUUCUGGUUCUCCAGAGAUCUCUGUGCGGUGGUUUAAAGGCGGAGCCCCCAUUGAACCCAGUACACAUCGCAAGAUGUUGUUCCUCAACUCCGUAGCCACAUUAGAGAUUCCCCGUGCCGCUGAAAGUGACAUGGGCAAAUACAUUUGCGAAGCGCACAAUGACGCAGGCACAGAGAGUUGCAGUUUCGAAUUGGAAGUGAAAGAGCCGCCCACUUUUGUUGUCCAGCUGGCAUCUCUUGAAGUCAUUGAAGGUUGCACUGCAAUGUUUACCUGCAAAGUGACAGGAAGUGCUCCCUUUAAAGUCACGUGGUUCAAAGACAGAGUGCCUAUCGAAUCUAACUACAAGUAUUUAAUUGUUGACGACGAGCACAUGACAUUAAACGUCUUGGACUGCCAAGUCAGAGAUGUUGGUUCUUAUGAGUGUGUGGUCGCUAACGAGGUGGGAAGCUGUUCCGGUGUUGCAGCUCUUUCUAUGAAAGCACCUCCACAGUUUAUUGAAAGGAUUCAAAAUAGCUCAACCAUCUUGGGGGAUACCGCCGUCUUUAGUUGCGCCGUUAAAGGUUCCGAGCCUCUUUGCAUAAAUUGGCAAAAAGACGACAAAUGGAUUCCAGAGGAUCCCAAAAUCCAGAGAACGUUUGAAAAUUUGGUGGCCACUCUAAGAAUUCCUUUGUGUGAGACAAGUCACGGCGGGAAAUAUACAUGCCAAGUCGUGAACGAGGCCGGACAGGAAACGUGCUUCGCGGCCCUUGUUGUGAAAGAACCGCCUUCCAUCCAAGACCAGCCAGGAACAGUCAAAGUCACUCGUGGAGAUCCAGUUAAACUUGAGUGCAGAAUAGCUGGAAGUCCUGACAUUGUUGUAACUUGGAGCAAAGAUGGCCAAGAGCUCCACACCAGUAGGAAAUAUCACUUGUCCCACGAAAAGGACCUCAGCAGUCUAAAUAUUCAGCACUGUGAGCUGCAAGACGGCGGAGAUUAUCUUUUGGAGGCCACAAAUUCUGUUGGAAAGUGUCGCUGUAAAAUGUCACUGCUAGUUUUAGAGGAAGAAAUAGCUCCUGCCUUUACAAAAAAGUUGACAAACAUUCAAGCAGUUCUGGGGUCAGUGGUCACGAUGGAGUGUAAAAUGGUCGGUUCUCUUCCGAUUGUUGCUGCCUGGACUAAAGGCAAAGAACCCCUCAGUGAGGAGUCCAAGUAUAAAAUGUGGCAGGAUGACAACACGGUCCGGCUGCAAUUUAGGCUGACUGAGAGCUUCGACACGGGAGAGUACUCGUGUCAUCUCAGGAACAAGGCGGGCAGCUGCCUAUGCAGUGCAGCCGUCACUGCUAAAGUGCCGCCACGGUUCACAGCGGAACUUGAGUCCCAGGCUGUUGUUCCAAAGUCCACGGUGCUUUUCAAAAGCACGUUUGAAGGAACACCACCAUUUACAGUCAAAUGGGUCAAAGAUGACUUGGAACUGGUGGCCGGUCCAUCAUGUCGAAUCGGACAGGAGGAAUAUUUUUCUUCAUUGCAACUGGACUCUGUCGGAAACCUGCAGACUGGGACUUAUUCUUGCCAAGUUAGCAACGACGCGGGCGCGAUAAGAAGUGUAGCCCAAUUGCUUGUGAAAGAACCACCAAGGUUUGUCCAGAAACUUCUUCCCAAAACCUUUGUCAAGCUGCACGAGGCCCACAGUUUGGAAUGCAAACUCUCCACCACAAAGUCACUCAAUGUGAGGUGGUUCAAAAAUGAUGAAACGGUCAUGGACGGAGACGACUAUAAAACCGUUUUAGUGGACUCAACGGCGCUUCUCCAGCUUGGCUCUGCGGGGCCGGACCACAACGGUGUGUACACGUGCGAGGCUCAAAACGAUGCCGGCAGUGUGAGCUGCAGCACCGUGCUCACAGUCCAAGAGGCGCCCUCCUUUGUCAAAGUUCCUUCCCCGGUGGUAGGCGUGAAAGGGAAAGACGCAAGCCUGUACUGCGAAAUGUACGGCACACCCCAUUUGCAGGUGAGUUGGUACAAAGACAACCGGCCGUUGAAGGAAAGCAGGAAGUACAAGAUGGUGAGCGAGGGCAGCUCUGCCACACUUCACGUCAUGAGGCUGGAACCAAACGACGCCGGACUCUAUGAGUGCAAAGUCUCUAACUGUGUGGGAAGCGAAUCCUGCCGCACUACCGUUAGCUUGAAAGAUCCCCCAGUGUUCACCACCAAGUUGGUCGACCAGUCUGUGAAAAUAGGCGAGCAACUUACAAUGACAGCAGCACUCAAAGGUUCUGAGCCAUUGAGCGUGUCGUGGGUUCAGGACGAAGAUCACGUCCUGAGAGACGGUGACAACAGGAAGAUUAGCUUUGAGCACAAUGUGGUCACACUGGUGGUACCCAGUGCAGAUUCCUCCACAGCUGGCAAGUAUACCUGCCAGCUGAGGAAUGACUCCGGAGUUGUGGAGUGCAUUUCCCAUGUGACAGUUUUAGAACCCGCAUCUAUUUUGGAAAGCCCAGAGUCUUUGAAUGUGCAGGCAGGAGAAAAUGCAGUUCUCGAGGUCACUGUGUCCGGUUCACCUGAGCUAAAAAUCAAGUGGUUUAAGGACAACAAAGAACUACUUUCCGGUGCCAAGUACCAGAUGUCCUUCUCAAAGAAGGUUGCACACCUAAAGUUCCGGUCUGCUGAGAAAGCCGACGCUGGAGACUACAAACUUGAAGUUACGAACCCAAAUGGUUCUGCUCUGUGCAAAAUUAAACUCUCCGUUUCAGAUAAGUUGAUUCCUCCAAGUUUCAUAAGAAAGCUGAGAGACACCCACCUUGUUGCGGGCAAACCCGGUGAGAUGGAGUGUAAGGUCACUGGUUCAGCUCCUUUAACAACUUCCUGGUUCCACAAUGGCCAGGAGAUUACAAGUAGUUCCGACUACGAUUUUAGUAGAUCUGAUAAUAACUGCAAAUUGAGAGUUCCAACGGUCAAGGUGUCGGAUUCUGGCAAAUAUACUUGCAAAGCUGUAAAUGCUGUGGGAACCAGUGAAACCAGUGCUUCCGUGUACGUUACAGAACACCCAUCCUUUGUGGAAACGCCCAAAGCUCAAGAGACACAGCUGGGCAAAAGUGUGUCCUUUUCUGCUAAGGUGAAAGGCAGCGCCCCCCUCAGAGUCAAAUGGUUCAAGGGCACCAAGGAAAUGCAGCAUGGGAGAGGGUGUGAGAUUUCCCUCAAGGAGGAUCUUGCUAAAUUGGUUCUUCAUAGAGUGGAACCAUCCCAUGAGGGAGAGUACACCUGCCAGGUCAUAAACAAUGCAGGGAAGGAAAGUUGCACCUUUUACCUCUUUGUCAAAGAGCCAGUUCGCUUUGUGAAAAAGCUGAGGGAUGUUUUCUCUGAGAAGGGCAAGCCCCUGAGGCUUGAGGUCACGUUUGCUGGAACCCCCAAAGUAGAUGUGACAUGGAAAAAGGAUGACAUCCUCAUCUGGGCCUCAUAUCAGUACAACGUUAUCACCACUACCAGUUCCUGUAUUCUUGAGGUUCUUAACUCCGACAGGUUGGAAGCAGCAGGACGAUACUCUUGCGAAAUCAACAACGGAGUCGGAAGUGACAGAUGCGAUGCACAAGUCUCCAUUCUAGAGCGGCCCUACUUUGUUGAAAAGUUGGCGCCGGUUGAGGUUACUCUGGGUUAUCCGGUCACCCUUCAGUGCCAGAUUGCAGGAACUCCGGACAUCUCCGUAGCUUGGUUCAAAGCAGACGGGAAGCUGCGCCUGUCCAACAAGUGUGUGAUGGACUUCACAAAUGGUGUCGCCACUUUGAAACUGCUUGAAACAACCAAGUCUGAUCAAAGCGAGUUCACCUGCAAAGCUGAAAACCGGGUGGGCUCAGCCUCCGCCAGCUGUAAUGUGACAGUGAAAGAGAGCACGCUUCCCCCGAGCUUCAGCAAGCGUCUGCCGGAGUCCUUGAUGGAUUCGGUGGGUAAGACGGUCACCAUGGAGACUUGGCUUUCUGGCUCCCAGCCCCUGAAUGUCACCUGGUACAAGGACAACACGGAAGUCUGUGGGUCAGACAAAUAUGAUGUCACCUUUAAGAACAACAUGGCCGUGUUGUGUGUCCGAGACUCCGACAUCGCCGACUGCGGUGUCUACGCCUGUGAGGCUUCCAAUGAGGCCGGUAAAGCAUCCUGUCGGGCUUCUCUUACAAUUUCAGAAACCAUCAAGCCUCCUAAAUUCGACGUCCUUUUGCAACCGGUGACGAUGUGCGAAGGCGAUAAUCUGUCGCUGAAAUGUCUCGUUGGGGGCUCUCCUCCGCUCACCGUCCACUGGAUGAAGGACAGGAGGGAGCUGAAGUCCAGCCCAAGUACAAAGAUCACAUUUGAGGACGGGACAGCUUGUUUGGAAGUCGGCCAGUUGACCAAAGCGGCUGCAGGAGAUUACUUGUGCAAGGCCAGCAACGACGCCGGCACAGACUUCUGCAAGACCAGGGUCACCGUUAAAGAAAAAGACUCCAAGUUGGUCCCCGCCACCACGGCUCCGGCCCCAGCCGCCACAGCUCCGGCCCCAGCCACCACGACUCCUGCCCCGGUGAAACACCUCGACAACCUUUUCUUCAUUGAAGAACCAAAGAACGUUUCUGUCACAGAGAAGGGCACGGCCACCUUCAUCGCCAAGAUCGGAGGCGAGCCCAUCCCCAGCGUGAAGUGGAUGAAGGGCAAGUGGCGGCAGAUCACACCUGGCGGUCGCGUGACAACCGAGCACAAAGGCCAGAAUGCUAAACUGGAGAUAAGAGAAGUGACCAAGUCAGAUGCGGGUCACUACAGAUGUGUGGCCUCCAGCAAACACGGCGAGAUCGAGUGCGGUGCUGAGAUGGCCGUCACCAAAAGGGAGGAAGCAGCUGGGCUUCAGGAUAUCCGGAUUACGCUGAAGAAGACUCCCUCCAAGCAGAAGAGUCCCAAGAAAGAAGAGGAGAUCAACAUUGUAGAGUUGCUCCGAGGCGAAGAUCCAAAGGACUACGAGAGGGUUUUAAGGGAGCACGAGAUCCACGACUACCGUGCAAUCCUCCAGGCCAUGGAUCUUCUGAAGAGGGAAAAGGAAACGGAGGCUGGAAAGGCGGAGGCGGAGCAUGGCGGUCGGGUAGAUGAAGAAGACAUGGCCCGACUUAUCCAGCAGCUCGAAGGACGCGUGGACACAGAGCCCAUCGCUGUCCUGGAAGACAUCAGUGAUCAGGUGGUGUCUGAAAACAAGAGCGCCACCUUUCAGUGCCGUAUCAAGAUCAACUACCCAGAGAUCACGCUGACCUGGUACAAAGGAACCCAGAGACUGGAGAGCAACGACAAAUACGCCAUCAGCAGCGAUGGUGAACACCACUGCUUGAACAUCCAGGACUGCCAGUCCAAAGACCAGGGAAACUACCGGGUGGUGUGUGGUCCUCACAUCUCGAAUGCUAAGCUGACCGUCUCAGUUCCCGAGGUUUACAGCGCACCAGAGGAGGCGCCCCCUGCUCCACCUAAAGAAGCUGACACCGAGAAGCUGGAGAUGAUGGCUGCUGCGUUGCCUCGACAAGAGGAACACGGGGUCCCUGAAGCAUUGAAAACAUACCGCAAAGCAGAGCCAAUGACUGAAUCAGAACUAGAACCAGAACAAGAAGUACAAUCGGAGCAUGAACCAGAAGUUGAAUCAGAACAAGAACUACUAGCUGAACCACAAGAAAAAGCAGAACCUGAAGCUGAACUGGAUGCUGAACCAGAACAAAAAACAGAAGCAGAAGCGGAGCUACAACCAGAACCAAACCAAGAACUAGAAGCUGCAUCAAAAUCUGAAGAAGAAUCACAUCUAUAUUCCCAACCCAAAUCUAAACAAGAACCAGAUGCAAAACCAGAAGCUGCACCUAAAAUCGAAAAGGUCUUAGCCACAAAGGCUGAUCCAGAUCUUUUUCAAGUGGAGUUGAAGUCUGAGCCGCAAGUAGAUCCAAAGAAGACUCUGGCUGCUUCCAAGGUGACUCCGGUGUCUAAGAAGACUGCAGUGGAGGCAAACAAGCUUAAGACUUCCAAGAAAAGAACGGACACUUCUAAAGUGCAAGCUGUCCCAGAAGUGAGACAAUCCGACGUCAUCAACGAGAAGCCACAGAAAACCGAUAUGUUACCUCCCCACGAUAAACCAGAAGAACCAAAGCAUCGACUAGUAACACCAAAGACCAUGACCAAAGAAGUCAAAAAGUCUGAAGACCAACCAAGGGUAACCCUAACCCCAAAGACGGUUCGAGAAGCUACGUCAGGAAAAGAACCCCCGACAAAACAAGAUAAAAGUCGACGGUUUGAGGAGCCAGAACAUCUUUGCCAAGCUGGUCCACAAGCAAACGACUCAAAAAGACCAAAGCAAAUACCUAAAAAGCCACAACAAGCUUCUCUUGCGGCUGAGAACAGAGAGACCAUCGCUGAAAAUGUUGUUAUACUAAAGGAUGUUCAAGAAGUACGGAUCUCUAAGCUCCAUCACACAGAAGAGAAGGUUGGGACAGUUGAAAAAGAAACUGUAGAGAGAAAGAAAGACCAGAGCCAACAGUAUAUUCUUACAAAGGAAGAGAAAGUUGGGACAUCUGAAAUAGAAAUUGUAGAGAGAAAGAAAGACCAGAGCCAACCAAACACUCUUACACAGGAAAAGGGGAAUGUUCAUACAUGCUACCUUGAAGGCCGCACAGAAAGCAGUCCUGAGCCCUUUGAGAAAACCAAAAACUCUUGCAUAGACUACGAUGGUAACACAUUGGUGGAACAUUUUGACCCGGAACACAAAGCCACACUAGCAGGAACUUUAGAUACUUACGAUGAAAAGAAGAAACCCCCAGCAACAGAGGCUAUGACAAAGAAACAUACUCGGUCCGACAAAAGUGAUUCGCAAAUACAACUCAAAGAGGUAGAAACUGAAGUGUCAAAACGCACACACGAAGCAUUACCCAAACCAAGUUGGCAAGCUGAUCCUGCUGAAGUGUCACAUCCUUCCCAAACUGCUGUUUCCCAUCUCAUAAAAGGCAGUCCUCCCUCUGAAGAGCUGACAACAUCUCCAGCUGACGAAGUCAAAGAUGUGUCUUGUGAGGACGUUGCUGAGAAAUCACCUUCAAUGAACAGAAUGUCCCCUCAAGAAGAAUCCGUCCCGUCUAAAACAGAACUGCGCCCUGGUCCAGUCCAUGAACCCUUGAAGGACACGGCUCCAUCAGCAAGGAGUACAAUGUUUCCUUCAGGGGAAGCAUCUCCUCUUGAAGUAGAUACUUCCUCAAACAAUGUGUCCUCACCCAAACUUGUUGGACCACAGCCAAGACCUCUUACGACUGAGAUGCAUCCGUCUUCACCACUAAAACGUGAAGAUUGUGCUGUAGCACUUUUCACGGAAGAACGGACAAGAACUGAGCAGUCAGCAGGGAAAGAAGAUGACGGAAAGCAGAGUCAAGUAAAGAAAUCACAGAUGGAAAAGUUGAUGCUUCGUAAAGCGUCUCCUCCAGAGACAAAACCAUCUAUGGCAGUACCUUCACCGCCCACGGAGAAAGUUGCUCCACCUUCAGAGAAGAAAGAGUUGAAAGCCUUGGCUCCUUCUGGUCUAGACCAAAAAGUAUCUCCCCCCGCAGUGCCUCCUCCAAAGGAAAAGAAAGUGCCUGCACCCGCACCAAAGCCUCCAGCUGAACUCAUUCCUUCUCCAGAGGAGAAACCUUCGGAACCAUCUUCUGAUGUGAAGGAUGCGUCUUCACCUACAGACAAGGAACCAGUUAAAGCUCCUGGACCAACUAAAGCGGCUACUACACAGAAAGUUAAGAGUCCUCUUCAAUCGGCAAAGGGGACAAAAACGACAGCAACACAGAAGAUGAAGCGUACCUUCAAGAUCAAAGAGAAGGAAGCGAUAGGGGAAGUCAUCAGGUUGACAAAAGUUCCAGGAAAACCUGUUCCAGCUGAGAAGGAUGUACACUGUCAAAAGGUAGAGGUGACUAAGCAUUUGGACCAAGAACUCAGUGUUCAUGGUUUACACGACAGGGUAGAUAGGGAGUUGAUAACACACAGAAGAUCCGAAGGAGUCUUCUCUACAGAAACAAGUCAACUUGACCCUUGUGAAGCCCAAGAACAUAAAGAGAACAUAAACAUUCUGGAACAAAUCAAAGAAAAACACAAAAUGGUCAAAGUGCCAACUACUGAUCAAAAAGACACUAAAGUGCUUAUUGCAGAUACGCAGAAUGAAUCAGUUCAACUAAGACGAUCUGAAAAAAUCGAAACAAAAUGUGAAGAAACACAUAUCAAACAGAAAAGCGGUCCCACCAAGCCAAAAGAACAACAGGUUCGUAAAGAAGAUGUCACCAGAAUGACAGUUCUACUUUCUGAUAGCGAGCACAGAGAGUUAACACUCUCGACAACUGAACAAGUCUUUAUGUCAAAUAAAGAGGCAUCAGAAACCAUGAGGCCACCUAAAGAUGUGCCGUACGGACAGGGCAAAGAAGAGGUACGCAAGCCAGAUGUGUCUAAAAAGACAAAAGAGGCAAUCGAUCAAGAAACAACAGUGAAACAUUCUGAACCUGAUAGUGGACUCAGUCCGGAAAAGAACGUUGAUCUUGAGCCUCCAAAGGAAGAACUUGUUAAAGCUCAAAUAUUGUCCCCAUCAGACAAGUUGCAAGUGAAACUAGAGCCUAAAGUUGUGCAGCAUGGACAGGGCGAUGAAAAGGUACUUGAGCCCAAUGUGUCUAAAAAGACAAAAGAAGAAGAGGCUCAAGAAACAAAAGUGAAAGAAUCUGAACCUGAUAGUGGACUCAGUCCGGAAAAGAAAGUUGAUCUUGAGCCUCCAAAGGAGGAACAUGUUAAAGCUCAACUAUUGUCCCCAUCAGACAAGUUGCAAGUGAAACUAGAGCCUAAAGUUGUGCAGUAUGGACAGGGCGAUGAAAAGGUACUUGAGCCAAAUGUGUCUAAAAAGACAAAAGAAGAAGAGGCUCAAGAAACAAAAGUGAAACACUCUGAACCUGAUAGUGGACUCAGUCCGGGAAAGAAAGUUGAUCUUGAGGCUCCAAAGGAGGAACUUGUUAAAGCUCAACUAUUGUCCCCAUCAGAUAAGUUGCAAGUGAAACUAGAGCCUAAAGUUGUGCAGUAUGGGCAGGGCGAUGAAAAGGUACUUGAGCCAGAUACGUCUAAAAAGACAAAAGAGGAAGAAGUUCAAGAAACAACAGUGGAAGACUCUGAACCUGAUAGUGGACUCAGUCCGGGAAAGAAAGUUGAUAUUGAGCCUCCAAAAGAGGAACUUGUUAAAGCUCAACUAUUGUCCCCAUCAGACAAGUUGCAAGUGAAACUAGAGCCUAAAGUUGUGCAGUAUGGACAGGGCGAUGAAAAGGUACUUGAGCCAGAUACGUCUAAAAAGACAAAAGAGGAAGAAGUUCAAGAAACAACAGUGGAAGACUCUGAACCUGAUAGUGGACUCAGUCCGAAAAAGACAGUUCAACUCACCGCCAGUGCGAAAUUCACAAAGGUUGGAGUCAGUGUUUCCAGGAGUCCUGAUUUAACACCUGGUGUUUGCAAAGAGUUGAAAAAGAAAGCUGAUCUUGAGCCUGCAGAGGUGGAACAUGUUAAAGCUAAACUACUGUCUCCAUCAGACAUGUUACAAGUAAAACUAGAGCCUAAAGUUGUGCGGCAUGGACAGGGCGAUGAAAAGGUACUUGAGCCGGAUAAGUCUAAAAAGACAAAAGAGGAAGAAGUUCAAGAAACAACAGUGGAAGACUCUGAACCUGAUAGGGGACUCAGUCCGAAGAAGACAGUUCAACUCACCGAUAGUGCGAAAUUCACAAAGGUUGGAGUCGGUGCUUCCAGGAGUCCUGAUCUAACACCUGGUGUUUGCAAAGAGUUGAAAAAGGAAGCUGACAUUGAGCUUCCAAAGGAGGAACAUGUUAAAGCUCAACUAUUGUCUCCUUUAGACACGGUGCAAAUGUCUCUGAAGCCUGAAGUCCAAAUGGCAGCAAAAGUGUCAGAGAAAGACGAGACGCUUGUGGAUACAAAAGUAUUCAGUCACAAACGAGAUGAACGCUCUAAAAAAUCUACGCGAGACAAACAGAAGCCUACAAGAGAGGAGCAGGGACCAGGUAUUAUUCCUAAGGAUGUCAGUGUCAGAAUAAUGACGGACAUAAUUCCACAAACAGAAUAUGAACAUGAAGUCCCACAGAGAAAAAUAGAUACCGUUAAAACAGUCGCCAAACUCCAGAGGACCUCUUCACCUCGACCAAGUACAGAAAAUGAAGUUGAGCAGACUUUGAAGGACAUUGAAAACUUUGAAGGAAAAAGGAAGACAGUCGAUGAGCCAAAACCCAAAGAACUCUUUGAUAAAACUGUUUCUCAGAAGGCAAAGACCGUUUCACCACAAAUCUCCGGAGUUUCAAAGAAACCUUCCGCGGAGGAGGCCUCUCGCCUGGAUGAAGCUGACAGCGUGAGGGUUCCCCUAAUGAAAGAGGUCUCUCCAAGCGCAGUACAGGUGAAGAAAAUUCCUACCCAGGUAGAGGAGGAAGUAUUUGAAGACGAAGUACAAGACGAGGACAUGCAAGCGGAUCAGGAGGCCUGGGGCUGGGAGCUGGUUCCCUUAGAGAGCUGGGAAGGUGAAGGGAUGGAUGGAUCGCUGCAGACUCCAGGCAUGCCUGACGGCAAACAAGAUGGCAAACCAGCAGAAGAACCUGCCAAAGGACUCGGACGAGGAUUCCGGGUGAGACAAACGCCCUCUCCCGGGGACGGUGGCCGGGGCCGGGGCCUAAGGCCCGGUGGGAAAGGCCCUUCACCACCGGAAGAACCUUUUGGUGGAUUCAAGCUGAAAGCCGUCCCACUUAAGUUUAUCAAGAAGAUUCAGGACAUCGUGCUGCAGGAAGCAGAAUCUAUCGGCUCGUCUGCCGUGUUCGAGUGUAUGGUGUCGCCGUCCACUGCUAUCACUACGUGGAUGAAAGAAGACGUUAACCUGCGUGAGGGCCCCAAGUACAAGCUCACAUCUGACGGCAAAGAUCGCAAGAUAAUGGUCAAAGAUGUCCAGCUGUCAGACACUGGAGUGUACACCUGUAUCGCCAAAAACGCGGGCAAGGAAAUCACCUGCACCGCAAAACUUAUCGUCGAAGAGCUGCCGGUGAAGUGGAUCAAGGAGUUGGAAGUGGACACGUCGUGUACGAAAGGCCAGCCCAUGUACCUCACAUGUGAGCUCAACAAGGAGAGGGAUGUAGUCUGGAAGCGUGGUGGGGUCAAACUGAAGAGACAGGCGGGGAAGUUGGCCAUCAAUGUGAUCGGCAUGCAGCACGCCGUGACUAUUCAGAAUUCCACGGAGGAAGACGCCGGCGUGUACUCGUGCGAGGUGGUGGGACAGGAGGAAAUCACGACCAGCACCAAUGUCAAAGUGAUCGAGGUCAUCAAAGACUGGCUGGUGAAGCCUCUGAGGGACCAGCACGUAAAACCCAAGGCCAAGGCAACUUUCAGAUGUCAGCUGUUCAAGGACACGCCCAACUGGAAGUGGUACAAAGGCGAAACCCUGCUGGCGCCCUCUGACAAGGUGGAGAUCGUCAAAGACGGCAUCCUAAUGACUCUAACCAUCAACAACUGCCAGCCGGACGACGUGGCGGAUUAUACCGUGGAAGUGGAAGACCGCAAGUACAUGGCCAAGCUGACCCUUGGGGAGCGUGAAGCGGAGAUCCUGAAGCCACUUGUUAGCCUCGAAGUGGUUGAAAAAGAAGAAGCCAACUUUGACACGGAAAUUUCCGAGGACGAUGUCGUCGGGGAAUGGAAACUUCAGGGACAAGUGCUGACGCGAUCUCCGACGUGUGACAUUAAAGCCGAAGGGAACAAACGUUUCCUGUCCUUAAAGAACGUCCAGCUGGACCAGGCGGGCGAAGUGUCCUAUCAGGCUUUAAAUGCCAUCACCGGCGCCAUGUUGACCGUCAAAGAGAUCGAAAUGGGCUUCGUUGAGCCCGUAAAGGACGUUUCUGUUCCUGAAAAGAAACAAGCUAAAUUUGAAUGCACCGUCACCAAGGACGUGUCAAAGGUCUUGUGGUUCAGAGGGGCAGAGAUUAUCGUCUCGGGCCCCAAAUAUGAAAUUAUCGACGAUGGAAAGAAACACAUGCUGAUCAUAAACAGCUGUGAGUUUGACGAUGAGUCCGAGUACACGAUAGAAGUUUUGGAUCAGAAAUCAACUGGUCGGCUGACUGUGGAAGGCACCAGACUUAAAAUUGUGAGGCAACUUGAAGACCAGACUGUCAAAGAAGGUAAAACGGCUCGCUUUGAGCUGGAGCUGACUCUUGACGACGUACCCGUGGUUUGGUACCGCAAUGAAGUCAAACUACACUUGAGCCGAACGGUGGUCACUCAUGUGGAAGGAAAGACGCAUGUUCUAGAAAUGAAGGAGGUGACGCUCGAUGAUGUCUGCCAGAUUAAGGCAGAGGCUAAAGAAAUAGUCUCCAUGGCAAAGCUGACAGUCAUAGAGGGUGACGCUGUGUUUGUGGUGAAACUCCAAGACUACACGGCCACUGAAAAAGACCCGGUCUCUCUGGACUGUGAGCUCAGCAAAGACGUGCCUGUUGUUUGGUAUUACGAGGAGAAGGAGAUUAUUGCCUCCAAGAUGGUGAUAAUGAAGACAGAGACCACUCGAAGGUCUUUGGUCCUGAAGAAAGUGGAAAUGAGCAGUAAGGGGAAGUACACCUGCGACUGUGGAACCGACAAGACGGUGGCUAACCUCAAUAUUGAAGCUCGCAAGGUCAAAUUGAUUCGACCGAUUUACGGUGUAGAGCUUUUUGACGGAGAAACGGCUCGUUUUGAGGUGGAGAUCUCUGAGGACGAUGUGCACGGGCAGUGGCAACUGAAUGGAGUAGUCCUGAGUCCUUCUUCUGAUGUGGACAUCAUCGAAGAGGGAGGCAAACACACGCUGAUCCUGUACAACUGUAAAGUGCCCAUGACGGGCGAGGUGGUUUACACGGCUGCCAACGCAAAGUGUGCUGCCAACUUACAUAUCAAAGAGCUUCCUCUCAACUUCCUGACGCCGCUGAGUGACGUGCACGUGUACGAGACAGACCCAGCCAGGUUUGAGGUGGAAGUGUCGAGAGCCCCGAAGAGCUUCCGCUGGCUGAAGGGUUCACAGGAGCUGCAGACUAACGACAAGUAUGAGAUGAUCCAGGACGGGAACACGUACGUCCUGCUGAUCCCGUCGGCCGCCUAUGAAGACGAGGCCAAGUACAUGUUUGAAGCAGAUGACAAGAGAACGACCGGCAAGCUGGUCAUCCAAGGUAUCCGCCUGAAGUUUGUUAAACCCAUCAAGGACGUGACGGUGAAGGAACGUGAAACGGCAGAGUUCAGCGUGGAACUCUCUCAUGAAAAGAUAGCGGUGGUUUGGUACAAGAACGACGUGCGCCUUCACCCAAGCAAGGUGGUGCACAUGUCGGAACAGGGAACCGUCCACACGCUGACCCUCCAGGACGUCGCUAUGGACGACACGUCCAUGAUCAAGGUGGAGGCCAUGGACAAGAGUGUCAGCGCCAUGCUCACUGUCAUCGAGGGCGACUUGUACUUCACCACCAAACUACAGAAUUGCUCGGUCGUGGAAAAGGACCAAGUGAAGCUCGUGUGCGAACUGAGCAGAGCCGCCGCAGACGUCAAAUGGUACAAGGGCGACAAAGAGCUCACGCCCUCCAAAAACAUUGCCCUGACCAGGGACGGCAAGAAACGUAUCCUGACUAUCCGCAAGGCUGAGAAGAGCGACAUGGGCGAGUACUCCUGUGACUGCGGCUCGGACCAAACUACCGCCAAUCUCAACAUUGAAGCGCGUGACAUCAAGGUGGUUCGCCCACUCUACAGUGUCGAGGUGAUCGAACUGGAGACGGCCAGAUUUGAGAUCGAGAUUUCUGACGAUGAAGUCCAAGGAAACUGGAAGCUGGGAGGAGAAGAAUUGCAUCCGUCUACGGACGUGGAGAUAAAGGAGGAGGGAAGCAAACAUCUUCUGAUCCUCUACAACGUGCGCAUGGACAUGGCGGGAGGCGUGGACUUCUCGGCGGAAAACGCCACGUCGAGCGCUCAGCUGCGGGUGAAAGCGCGGCCCAUCCGCCUCCUGCAGCCGCUGAAGGACGUGACGGUGACGGCCGGGCAGAACGCCACCUUUGAGUGCGAGCUGUCCUACGAAGGCAUCGCCGUCACUUGGUUCCUGGCUGCACAAAAGAUGGAGGCCAGCGAGCGGGUGAAGACUCGAGUGGCUGGGCGAAUUCACGGUCUGACGGUGCGGGACGUAAAACUGUCUGAAGCAGGACAGGUCAGAUUGACCGCCGAGGACUUCCAAACUGAGGCACAGCUCAUAGUUCUGGAACCGCCAGUAAAGUUCACCAAGCCUCUGGAGGACAUGACGGUGGAAGAGGAAGCCACCGCCACGCUGGAGUGCCAGGUUUCCAGGGAGAACGCACGUGUGCGAUGGUUUAAGGACGGACAGGAGAUCCGCAAGACUAAGAAAUAUGACAUGAUCGUUGACGGCACAAAGAGGGCACUGGUCAUUCAGGACUGCAACCUGGACGACAUCAAGACCUACACGUGUGACGCCAAGGACUUUAAGACUUCCGCCUUCCUUGAUGUCAUAUCGCCUCUGGUGGAGUUCAUCAAGCCUCUGCAUGACGUCGAGGUCCGAGAGAAAGAAUCUGCCAAGUUUGAAUGCACAGUAUCCCGCGAGUCUGCGAAGGUCCGCUGGUUCAAGGACGGCGUAGAGCUAAGGAAAGGAAAGAAGUACGAGAUAAUGGCCGAGGGACUUAAGAGGAUCCUGACUAUACACAAGUCUACUCUGGACGAUGAGGCGGAAUACGAGUGUGAUGCCCUGACGUCCAAGAGCUCCGGCAUGCUGACUGUCAUCGAGGAAGCCGCCAGGUUUACCAAGAACCUCUCUAAUGUGGAAGGCACAGAGACAGACAGCGUGAAGCUGAUCUGUGAGGUGUCAAAGCCAGGGGCCGAGGUAACCUGGUACCAAGGAGUCAGGGAGCUGCCAGAGGGUGGCCGAUACGAGCAGAUCAUGGAUGGUCGCAAGAGGAUCCUGAUCAUCCAAGAUUUGAGGAUGGAGGAUGCUGGCGAAUAUAACUGCAGACUCAGCCCUGACGUCAAAACAUUUGCCAUCCUGAAACUGAACGAACUUGCAGCCGAGUUCAUCGCCAGACCUCAAAACCUUGAGGUUGUGGAAGGUGAAAAGGCUGAGUUUGUCUGCUCAGUAUCCAAGGAAACCUACGAGGUGAAAUGGUUCCGAGGGAACAAGGAAGUGGAAACUGGGGACAAGUACACAAUUGUCAGUGACGGAAAGAGACGGGCUCUUACUGUGAAAAACUGUGCCCUUGAGGAUGAGGGAGGGUAUUUGGCCCAAAUCGGCAGCGUUAAAGCCUCCGCUGAUCUCUUCGUAAUUGAAAAACUGAAGAUCGUAACACCCAUCAGAGACACAGAGGUGAAAGAGGGAAGCGAGAUUGUCUUCAACUGUGAGACGAACGAGGACGGAGCAAAAGCUAAGUGGCUGAAGAACCUGGAGACUAUAUUUGAUAGCAGCAAGUAUAUGAUGGCUCAGAGGGACAACGUCUUCUCCCUGAGGAUCCGGAAUGCCUCCAAGGCUGACCAGGCCGAUUACACGAUCUGCCUGACCAAUCAUAGAGGAGAACAGGCCAAGUGCUCGGCCCACGCUAGAGUCGCAGAGGAGGAGCUGAAGUUCCUGGAGCCCAUUGAGGACACUGAGACUCAGGAAAAGAAGACCAUUACUUUUAGGUGCAAGGUGAACCGACCAAAGGCGACCGUGCGGUGGAUGAAGAAUGGCGAGGAGGUGCCGCUCAGCAAACGCGUCGUCUACAAAACGGACGGCCUUACCCACACACUGACCGUUAAGGACUGCACCAUGGAUGAUGAGGGAGACUAUAGCGCUGUGGUCGGCGAAGACAAGUGCGCUGCUGAACUGAUCAUCAACGAGGCGCCGACAGACUUCACAACACAGCUAAAAGAUGAGACUGUUACCGAAUUUGAGGAUGCGGAGUUCACCUGCGAACUGUCCAAAGAGAAGGCCGAUGUCAAGUGGUACAGGAACGGUCGAGAGAUCCGAGAAGGACCAAGGUAUCGCAUGGAGAGAGAAGGUAAGACAUGCAGGCUGGUCAUCAUGGAGUGCAGACCGGACGACGAGUGUGAAUACGCCUGUGGCGUGGAAGAGACGAGGACCAGAGCAAGACUGUUUGUUGAAGAAAUCCCAGUGGAAAUAAUCCGACCGCCUCAGGACGUUAAUGAGCCUCCCGACACAGACGUGAUAUUUGAGGCGGAGUUAAACAAAGACAGGGUGGAGGUUAAGUGGAUGAGAAACAACAUGAUAAUCGUGCAGGGAGACAAGUACCAAAUGAUCACCGAAGGUAAAGUCCACAGACUGCAGGUGUGUGAGAUACGCCCUCGAGAUCAGGGCGAGUACAGAAUCGUGGCGAAGGACAAAGAUGCUCGAGCGAAGUUGGAGCUAGCGGCUGCUCCCAAGAUUAAAACCACAGACCAGAACCUGGUAACGGAUGCUGGCAAGCCAUUUGUCAUGACAGUUCCCUACGACGCUUACCCUCGUGCAGAAGCCGAGUGGGUUUUCAGUGGCAUUGGUUUACCUCAUCAGAACAUAGACACUUCAGUUGACAAGACAAUAUACCGCCUUAAAAGCCCUAGCAAGGAGGACCGGGGCAGGUACAAGGUGGUCCUUAGGAACAAGCAUGGAGAGGGAGAGGCUUUCAUUAAUCUGGAUGUGAUUGAUGUCCCUGGACCGGUCAAGAACCUGAUGGUGACUGACACUGCUGAUGGGGAGGUCAGUUUGGCCUGGGAGGAACCAGAGACUGAUGGCGGAAGCAAAAUCACGUCAUAUGUGGUAGAAAGGCGUGACGUGAAGCGAAAUACAUGGACACUGGCAACACAGCGUGCCGAUGCUCUUGAGUAUUGUGUCAGUGGCCUUCAAAAAGACUCUUGGUACCUGUUCAGAGUCUGUGCCACAAAUCGUGUUGGGAGUGGGCCUUUUGUUGUCACAGAGGACGCUGUUCAAGCCAAGAAUAAAUUCGACGCCCCAGAUGCUCCCGAGAAUGUAGCUGUCAGUGAGGUGAACCGAUUUGGCGCCACCGUUGUCUGGGAGCCUCCAAAGUUUGACGGUGGCGCAGAGAUCACUGCCUAUGUGAUCGAACUCCGGGACAGGACUUCUGUGAAGUGGGAGCCGGCCAUGGUCUGCGGUGCCGGCGAGCGCCUGGCCGUUCUCAAUGACGUGGUAGAGAACAAGGAGUACAUCUUCAGAGUGCGGGCUGAGAACAAGGCUGGCCUGGGCAAACCAAGUGCUGCCACCAAACCCGUCAAGAUCAUGGAUCCCAUUGAGAGGCCGAGCCCACCGCUCAACCUUAAUUUCAAUGACCAAACCAAGGAAGCCGUCACGCUCACCUGGGAGACACCUGCCAAAAAUGGCGGCAGCAUGAUCACUGGCUACAUCAUCCAGAAAUGUGAGGACGGCACAGACAAGUGGCUUCGCUGCAAUGCCAGACUGUGCCCGGACCUCUCCUACCGGGUUUCUGCACUGAAAGCUGGUCAAAAGUACCAUUAUAGGGUUUCUGCUGAGAAUGCCGCAGGCGUUUCUGAUCCAGCCGAACAACUUGGCCCGCUGCUCGCUGAUGAUCCUCACGUUGGUCCGACCUUUGAUCUAAGUGCCUUCAGGAAGGGAUUGGAGGUCAUUGUCCCUCAGCCGGUCACCAUCAGAGUUCCCAUCACUGGAUACCCUACCCCCACCUCCAAAUGGACCUUUAAAGAGAAGGAGUUGACAUCAGCAGAUGAGCGUGUCUCUAUGGUUACAAAACCCACAUACACUGAGCUAACAGUUAUGCCUAGUGUCCGCCCAGACAAAGGAACCUACACAAUUGAACUGGAAAACGAUGUUUCAUCCGUCUCUGGAGAGAUUGAAGUCAACGUUAUCGCAUGCCCCAGUGCUCCUAAAGACUUCAGGGUGUCAGAGGUGUCCAGACACCACGUCCACCUGAUGUGGGAGGCUCCUGAUCAUGAUGGAGGAAGUCCCGUCACACACUACCAAAUUGAGAAGAGAGAAGUUUCACGCAAGACGUGGGCCAAGGUGGCUACAGGAGUCCUAGACCUGGAGCAUACGGUGACCGAUGUAACUGAAGGGAAGGACUACCUUUUCAGUGUCACGGCCUGCAAUAAAUGUGGACCAGGAGAGCCGGCUUAUAUUGACGAGCCCGUCAACGUGUCCUCCCCAGCCACUGCACCCGAUGCUCCUGAAAACCUGAAGUGGCGUGACAAGACCAGCAAAGGCAUUUUCUUGUCCUGGGAACCUCCGAAGUAUGAUGGUGGUUCCCCAAUCAAAGGUUACAUUGUGGAGAAAUGUCAACGGGGGACCGACAAGUGGGAACCCUGCUCUGAUACAGUCCCUGAGCCAAAGUUUCAGGUGACUGGUCUGAUUGAGGGACAGUGGUAUGCCUACAGAGUCAGAGCUGUCAACAAGCUCGGACCUGGUCGACCUUGCAGGGCUACUGAUGAGAUCCAGGCCGUCGAUGCUAAAGAACCUCCAGAGAUUCAGCUGGAUGUGAAGCUGUUAGCUGGAUUGACUACCAGAGCCGGCAGCAAAAUUGAACUCCCAGCCGAGGUCAAAGGAAAGCCGGAUCCCCGUGUUAAGUGGACCAAGGCCGACUUGGUCCUACGGACUGACGAUCGGAUCAGCAUCGACACACAGCCAGGUUACUCCAAGGUGUCCAUUGCCAACACGAUCCGAAGCGACACUUCUACCUACAUCAUCGAAGCGGUCAACAUCUGUGGACGUGCAACUGCUACCGUUGAUGUCAACAUUCUUGACAAACCUGGUCCACCUGCUGCCUUGGACAUCUCUGAAAUCACCAACGAGUCUUGCCUCCUGGCCUGGAACCCUCCAAGGGAUGACGGUGGUUCACCCGUCACCAACUACAUCGUCGAGAGUCGGGAGACCGACAAGCCUGACUGGACCAAGCUUUCAGCCACAGUGAAACACACCACGUUCAAGGCUCGCAAGCUCACCCCUCUGAAGGAGUACGUCUUCAGGAUCAGUGCUGAAAACCAGUACGGCAUUGGAGAACCUGUGGAGCAUGUGCCAAUCAUUGCAAAGUAUCCAUUUGACCAGCCAGGCGCCCCCAGCAGAGUCACCCCCUCCGACAUCGCCAAGGACGCCGUGACCCUGAACUGGUUUGAACCAGACGAGGACGGCGGAAGUCCCAUCACCGGUUAUUGGGUUGAAAAGUAUGACCCCGACACCGAUAAGUGGAUCAGAUGCAACAAGUUGCCCAUCAAAGACACAACAUUCAGAGUGAAAGGGCUAACGACUAAAAAGAAGUACCGGUUCAGGGUUCUGGCUGAGAAUUUGGCCGGAACUGGAAAACCCAGCUCAGAAACAGACCCAGUUCUCAUCAAAGACCCCAUCGAUCCUCCAUGGGCUCCUGGCAAGCCUGUAAUCCGUGACGUGGGCAAGACCUCUGCCGUGCUGGCGUGGACCAAGCCCGAGCAUGACGGCGGAGCUAAGAUCGAAGGCUAUAUCAUCGAGUUCCAGAAAAGCGGAAGUGACGAGUGGAUCCAAAUUGCCGAGGACGUCCCCCAGACUGAACAUAAGCUCCAGGGUUUGGUGGAGAAGCAGGAAUACAUUUUCCGGAUCAAGGCUGUCAACAAAGUUGGCGUGAGUGAGCCCAGCGAGCCCUGUGACGCCGUGGUCUGCAAGGAGAGGCUCCAUCCACCAUCCGCGCCUCAGUGGCUGGAAGUAGCCAACAUCACCAAGAUCAACGCCGACCUCAAAUGGCAGGCUCCCAGCAGUGACGGGGGCUCGCCCAUCACCAACUACGUGGUGGAGAAACGGGACGUGCGACGCAAGACCUGGCAGACCGUGGACACAACGGUCAAGGAGCUGAAGUACACGGUGAGCCCUCUCAACGAGGGUUCGCUGUACGUGUUCCGCGUAGCUGCAGAAAACGCCGUUGGGAUGGGCGAGUUCUGCGAGCUGGAGGACGCUGUGCUUGCCAAGGACACUUUCACUACUCCUGGACCUCCUUAUGCUCUGACCGUGGUCGGGGUCACCAAGAGACACGUGGAGCUGAAAUGGGAAGCUCCAAAGAGCAAUGGUGGAAGACCCAUCACCAAGUACGUGAUAGAGAAGAAGGAGAAACUGGGAACCCGUUGGCUGAAGUGCUGCAAGACUCCAGACAGGCAGACACAGUUUAAGGUGACCGACGUGGACGAGGGCUCUGAGGUGCAGUUCCAAGUACGGGCAGAGAACGAGGCGGGAGUGGGAGAGCCGAGUGAACCCACCGAAGUCCUUACCAUCGAGGAUCCGACCAGUGCACCAUCCCCUCCCUUGGACCUGAUGGUGCCUGACAGCAGCAGAGAACACAUCAACGUGUCGUGGAAGCCGCCAGUCAAGGACGGUGGCUCCCCGAUCACUGGCUACCACGUGGAGGUGGCUGAGGCCCGCCCUGAGCUAAAGUGGUUGCGGGUUAACAGCAGACCUAUCAAAGAGCCUAAGUUCAAAAUCGAGGACGGAAUCAAACCAGAGAAGAAGUACGUCAUCCGGGUUCGUGCCAUUAACGCUAUCGGCGUUAGCGAACCCUCUGAGCUCUCCGACAAGGUGUUUACAAAGGAUCCAGACUGUGCCCCAAAAUUGGACCUGGACACGCAGGAUGUGGUGGUGAUUGAGGGGGAGAAGCUGCACCUGAACGUCCCUUACAAGGGCAUCCCGACUCCAAACAUGGUGUGGCGGAAGGACACGGUGGAAUGCAAAAAGGAUGAGCGUCUCUCCAUGACAGUGGAGAUGAACAGUGGUCAUCUGGAGCUACUCAGAUGCACACGUGCUGACGCCGGUGUCUAUAAUAUCACCCUGGAAAACAGUCUGGGGACCGCCAACGGGAGUAUUCAUGUCAAAGUAAUCGGGCUCCCUGGUCAGUGCAAAGACAUCAGCUCCAGCGAUGUCACGAAGGAUUCCUGCAAGAUCAGCUGGGAAGCCCCCGAGGACGACGGCGGGACGCCGGUCCUUAGUUACACACUGGAACGUCGUGAAGCGUCCAAGAAGACCUACAUGCCCGUCAUGUCAGGGGAGAAUGUUCUUUGUUGGAUGGUUAAAGACUUGUACGUCAACUGCGAGUACUACUUCCGGGUCAAGGCUGUCAACAAGGUCGGCCCAGGAGCGUUUCUGGUGCUGCAGAACCCUGUCAUUAUAGAGGAGGUUAAGAAGAAACCAGACCCACCGAUCCAAGUGGAAGCUCGUGACCCAACAUCCAAAUCCAUCACCAUCACCUGGAAAGCUCCCGAUUACGACGGUGGUUGUCCCAUCCAAGGCUACGUUGUGGAGAAGAUGGAGAAGGACGGGGAUCGCUAUGAGAGGGUUACCCCAAGCUUGGUCCCCGGUUUCUCCUAUGUGGUGACAGGUCUGAAGGAAGACACUGAAUAUCAGUUCAGGGUUCGAGCCGAGAACGCUGCUGGAGUCAGUGAGCCCUCGCGAAGCACACAACUCAUAAAGGCUGCUGACCCUGUCGAAAAACCGAGUGUCGCCCUGCACGCCAACGUGCAGUCUGGUUUGUGCAUUAAGAGAGGUGAGGAAAUCUGCAUCAAUGCAAAGAUCUCCGGUUCGCCUUACCCGAAGAUCACUUGGAUGAGGAACAAUGAGGACGUCACCAAAGAGCCUACAAAGACUUUUGUCCCGCUGGUCAAGAAGAAGACAAGAUCUAAGGUUCCCGAACCCAAGGAAGAAUUUGUGACGCCAAUGCGUGAGCGCCUCGGUCUGGACCAGACUAAGAAGGGACACUCUGCACUGAUGAUCCGAGAGGCUAUAAGAAGUGACCAUGGUAACUUCACCAUUGAGGUGAAGAACAUUCAUGGCGUUGCCAGCGCCUCUUGCGUUGUUAAUGUUCUCGACAAACCUGGCCCACCCUUCAAUUUCACCUUCGAUGACAUCAAGAACACCUCAGUAAUAUGCAACUGGGAGCCUCCUGAAGAUGACGGCGGCAGUGAAAUACUGAACUACAUCCUGGAGAAAAAGGAUAACAAGAACGAUGCCGUUGGCUGGAUCACCAUCACGUCCACCCUGAAGGGUACCGGCUUCCCCGUCACUAAGCUGAUCGAAGGGAAAGAGUACAUCUUUAGAGUUACUGCAGAAAACAAAUUUGGAUGUGGACCGCCAUGCAUCUCCGAACCAAUGGUUGCCAAGAACCAAUUUGAUCCUCCUGAUGCUCCGAACACCCCAAGGGUUCAUGAAGUGACAGCAAGCUCCGCCCACAUCUCCUGGCAUGAGCCAAAGGACAAUGGCAGUCCGAUUCUAGGCUACUGGAUUGAGAAGAAGGAGGUGAACAGCAAAUAUUGGACUCGUGUCAACCGUGCUCUCCUCAACUCUCUGGAGGUGAAGGCCAGCGGUCUGAUGGAGGGACUCAGCUAUAUCUUCAGGGUGUGUGCCGAAAAUCUGGCUGGGCCCGGACCUUUCAGUGAGCCCACGGACCGCAUUGUUGCUAUGGAUGCUAUCUUGCCUCCUGGGCCCCCAAUACCACGGGUCGUGGACACUGGGAAGGACUCAAUCAAUGUGGCAUGGAAGCCACCUUUGUUCAACGGAGGAGGGGACAUCCUGGGAUAUCAUGUCGAGAAGGUGGUGGUUGGUGAAAAGGACUGGACUCGCAGCACAGAGUUCAGGUGCAAAGAACUGACCUACAACGUCACAGGUCUGACUGAAGGAGCCGAUUACUACAUCCGAGUCAUCGCCGUUAACGAAGCAGGUCCUGGAGCUCCUGGUGUCACAGAACCCGUCACCGUCAAAGAGCCUCAAGAACCUCCCGCUGUUGACUUUGAGCUCUCUGUGAGGAACGGUGUGAUCAUCAAGGCCGGAGAGUCCUUGAAGCUUCCCGCCAUAGUCACUGGCCGGCCCCCGCCUGAGGUUAAGUGGGCUAAAGAUGAUGCUGAAAUUGACAAGGAGAGAAUGCUAGUGGAGACGGACGGCAAGAACAGCUCUCUGUUCAUCAAAAAGGCAGUGAGGGCGGAUCACGGAAAGUACCAGAUUUCUGGAACCAACAGCAGCGGGACUAAGGCCGCUGAAACCAGAGUGGACGUCAUGGAUGUCCCAGGCCCUGUGAUUGACUUGAAGACUGUGACAGUGACCAAGAAGAACAUCACCCUCACCUGGUCCGAUCCGCUAGACAAUGGUGGAAGUGACAUCUUUGGUUACGAGGUUCUAAGGAAAGAUGCCAAGAUGAAGCUCUUCCGGCAGCCUAUUGAGGUGGCGUCCUGCAAGUGCGACAUCCAGGGCUUACUGGGCGGCGAAGAGUACAUUUUCAGGGUCAUUGCCCGAAACAAGUAUGGAGAAGGCGCUCCAACGGAUCUUGGGCCCAUCCUAGCUGAAGAUCCUAAAGCUACACCGUCUGCUCCUGAGAAGCUCCAUUACACUGACAGAAGCAAGAACACUAUCACACUUGCCUGGCAACCACCACGCAACGACGGUGGUAGCCCUAUCAUAGGCUACUACGUCGAGAAGAUGAGAUCCGACGGCGGUGAAUUUGACGUGGCUAACCACAAGAUGUUUCCCAAGUGCUGUGGUACCAUUGAGAACUUGUCAGAUAACCAGGAGUACCAGUUCCGUGUCAAAGCUGUAAAUGAGGUCGGGGAUGGGCCACCAUCCAGGCCAAUCACAGCCAAUAUUCAGGAUGAUAAAAUUCCACCAGCGAUUACAAUUCUGAAGUACUUCAAAGGCAACGCCAUCAUUGUGAAGAAAGGCUCUGACGUUGACAUUCCAGCUGAAGUGAAGGGACUUCCUCUUCCAACACUCAAGUGGAUGAAGGACGACGAGGAGCUGGACAAACCAAACAGAGAAAUGAUGACAAUUGAAACGGAAGAGGUCAAUCGUACCACACUGAGGACGACACUAUCCUUGCCAAAAAGCACCAGACAAGACACAGGCAAAUACAAACUGCUGGCUGAAAACUGCCACGGAAAAUCUCAGCACAUAAUCCGCGUGGAGAUCUUGGACCGCCCUCUUCCCCCAAGGAAUAUUGUUGUCUCUGACAUCAAGGCUGACUCGUGCUACCUGACCUGGGAUGCCCCGGAAGACAACGGGGGCAGUGAGAUCACAAACUACGUCAUUGAACGCAGAGAUGCCAGCAAGAAAAAAUCCGAUUUUGAGGCAAUGACCUCCAACCUCAUUGACCGGCGAUUUGGGGUCUACAAACUGACUAUGAAUGGUACGUAUCAGUUCAGAAUCAAGGCAGAGAAUAAAUACGGGCUCAGCGACGGCUGUGACUCAGAGAAAGUAGAACUGAAGGAUCCAUUUGGCCUACCCGGACCGCCACGCAACCCCAAGAUCGUUGCUGCCACGUCAAACACGAUGACUCUGACUUGGGAGCCUCCGCUCGACAACGGCGGCGCCACAAUUCAAGGCUAUUGGCUAGAGAAGAGGGAACGUGGAGCUGUGUACUGGGCGCGAGUUAAUCGCUGCUCCGUCACCAAACCGGCGAUCAGGGGUCUGGAGUACACUGUUUUCAAGCUCAUUGAAGGAACAGAGUACCAGUUCAGGGUGGCGGCAGGCAAUGCUGCAGGUAUCGGGCCUCCCAGCGAGGCUACAGAGUGCCGCUUUGCUGUGGAUCCAUGCAACACUCCAAGCUCACCUGGAUCCCCUGUGGUCAAAGACAAGACCAAGAACAGUAUCACACUCGCCUGGAGUCCCCCGGAAAGGGAUGGUGGCAGUCCGGUCAAGGGUUACAUCGUUGAGGUCCAUGAGGAAGGUUCUCCUGACUGGAGAAGGGUGACUCCUGCAGAAAAGCUCCAUCAAUCUACUGAGAUAACUGUUCCCGAUCUUAAGGAGGGCAAAAAGUGCAAGUUCAGGAUUUACGCUGUGAACGCUGUCGGCAACUCUGAGCCUGCCAAGACCGCUGAUAUCCUGGUUCAGGAUAUUUUGAUCGAGCCAACGGUGUCUCUGGAUGUGAGCGCUCAGGACUUGUUGAACUGUAGGGCUGGAACCACCAUCAAGAUACCCGCCACCAUCACCGGGCGUCCAGUGCCUAAAGUCACCUGGAACUUUGACGGAACAGCCGAGACUGAGAAGAAAUAUGAACUUCACACACUUCCCAUUGACUCUGAGAUUCACUCCACUGACACAACCUCCCUGGUCGUCAUCCCCGACUGCAAACUGAACCACGGUGGCCGCUACAUCCUCAAUGUGGAGAACCCCGCCGGACACAAAGUGGUCAAAGUGCGAGUCAACGUGCUCGACAUACCAGGACCUCCUCGGGAUCUGAAGGUGAGCGACGUGACGAGAGGCACUUGCAGACUCACCUGGAAACCUCCGGAGAGUGACGGAGGAGAUCGGGUGAAGAGCUACUUCCUUGAGAAGAAGACAGUGGAGGGAAAAGCCUGGACCAAGGUGAAUACAUCCUGUGCUGCGCAGUCCUUUGUGGUCCCAGACCUGAUUGAGGGUCAGGAUUACCUGUUCAGAGUCCGUGCCGAAAAUCGAUUUGGUUUUGGGCCGUACGUGGAAACCCCUGAGGGAACCAAAGCCAAAGAUCCCAUCCAUCCUCCAGAUCCUCCGACCAGACUAAAGAUCCAGAGUGUGAGAAAGGCCACAGUGGCCCUCACGUGGAAGGCUCCCAAAAACGAUGGCGGCUCACCUGUCACACACUACAGCGUUGACUUACUCUGCUGGGAUGCCAGUGGCACUCAGAAGGAGUCUUGGAGGAGGUGCAACAGGCGAGACAUCGACGUCACAAGCUUUAAGGUGGAGGACCUGACCGAGCGAGAUGAAUACGAGUUCAGAGUGAUUGCUUACAACAAGGCUGGACCGAGCCGACCGUCUUCCACUGCUGGGCCCAUUCUCAUUCAGGACCAGACCUGCGCUCCGUCCAUCGAGAUGAAGGAGUUUAUGGAGGCUGAGCAGGGCAGUGACAUCAGUAUCGUGGCCAAGAUUCGUGGCUGUCCAUUCCCAACACUCACCUGGUACAAGGCGCCGCCCCACAAGACCGAUAAAAAGGUGGAGGUCUGCUACGAUGAACACAUCAACAAGAUGGUGUCGGACGACAGCUGCACGCUAGUGAUACAGCAAGGGAAACGUCCUGACACCGGUCUCUAUACACUGGUGGCCUCCAACAGCAUUGGCAAAGCGUCCAAGGAAAUGAGGCUCAAUGUGCUUGGCCGCCCUGGUCCUCCCUCUGCUCCUAUUAAGUUUGAAGAGGUUGGCUCUGAGAGGAUCACUCUAUCCUGGCUGCCACCAAAGGACGAUGGUGGUUCCAAAGUCACUAACUACGUCAUCUGGAGGCGUGUGGCCAACAGAAAGACCUGGGUCCCCGUCACCAGCGAACCCAAAGAACGCGUUUGGACGGUCGAAAACCUAAUGGAGGGCCACGAGUAUGUGUUCCGCAUUAUGGCCCAGAACAAAUAUGGCGUUGGAGAACCACUAGACAGUGAUCCAGAGGUGGCCAGAAAUAUCUACACUGUCCCUGGCCAGUGUGAGAAGCCAACCAUAUCCAAUGUCAGCCUGGACUCCAUGACUGUGAACUGGGAGGAGCCUGAGAAUGAUGGUGGCACCCCGAUCACCGGUUAUUGGUUGGAACGCAAGGAGACCACGGGUAAACGAUGGAGCCGUGUCACCCGUGACCCCAUCCGCCCCAUGGGUCUGGGUGAAUCGUUUACAGUGAGCGGACUGGUUGAGGGCUCUGAGUAUCUGUUUAGAGUUAUUGCAAUCAACGCUGCGGGACCUGGACUCCCCAGUGUCCCGAGUGACCCCACGUUUGCAAGAGACCCCAUCUCCCCACCCUCUCCUCCAACACCAAAGGUUUCAGAUUGGACACGGUCCACCGUGGAUCUGGAAUGGAUCCCGCCACUGAAGGAUGGAGGCUCCAAAAUCAUAGGCUACUGGGUCGAGUACAAGGAGGAGGGCACUGAAGCCUGGAUCAAGGCUAAAGAUACUGAAAUCCGAGGUACCCGCUUUGUGAUUGCCGGAUUGAAGACCGGUGCACAGUACAGGUUCAGAGUCAUGGCCUUCAACCUUGCUGGUAACAGUGAGCCAGGCGAAGUGCCAGAGGCGCUUACGGUCAAUGAUAGAAGCGUUGCCCCUGAGAUUGAUCUGGAUGCCUCAGUGAAGGAAAGGAUCGUGGUCCAUGCUGGUGGCGUGAUCCGGAUCAUCGCUUACGUGUCAGGCCAGCCAUCACCAGAAAUCUCCUGGAGCAGAGAUGGAGCAGCACUGCCCCCAGAGGCCAAUGUGGAAACAACAGCCAUUAGCUCAUCUUUGGUCAUCAAACCAUGUGCCAGAAGGCAUCUCGGCAUCUACACUCUGACUGCCAAGAACUCUGCAGGGGAGAAGAAGAAAAACAUUUCCGUGGAUGUGCUGGAUGUCCCUGGGCCCGUCGGCAUCCCCUUGACGGCCGAGAACCUGAGCAGCGAUUCCUGCAAGCUCAACUGGUAUUUCCCAGAGAAUGACGGCGGCUCACCCAUCAGCAACUACGUGAUACAGAAGCGUGAAGCCGAGCGAAAGGCCUGGACGUCGCUGUCGUUCACCGCCAGCCGACAGAACGCUGUGGCUACCGGCCUCACCUCAGGCAAGGCCUACUUCUUCAGAGUAGCCGCCGAGAACGUCAUCGGCAUGGGACCCUUCAUGGAGACGUCAGCCGAGAUCAUCAUCAAGGAACCGAUGAGUGUGCCCGACCGACCUGAAGAGCUCGAAGUCACUAAGGUCACGAAAGAUUUGAUCAACGUCUCCUGGAAAGCACCCAAGUUUGAUGGUGGCUCUGAGAUCACUUCGUACGUCCUGGAGGCUCGCAUGAUUGGCAAGGACAAGUUUACCAGAUUGACGAAGGAGAAGCUGAUGGAGAGGAAGUACACUUUUGACGGACUGAGGGAGGGUGACACCUAUGAGUUCCGGGUUAUCGCCGUCAACGAGGUUGGACCGGGCAAGCCGUCGUUCUGCACCAAACCAAUCACCUGCAAGGAUGAACUAGAGCCACCAACCAUUGAACUGGACUUCCGUGACAAGAUCGUAGUCCGAGUUGGUGAAAGCUUCAUGCUGCAGGGCCGGUACACCGGCAAGCCCUCCCCUUCCAUCGUGUGGUACCGAGACGACGAGGAGCUCAAGGCUGACAAACACGUCAUGUUCAAGAACACGCUGACCUCCAUGUCGCUGGGUUUGAUGAAGGCCCAGCGCCAACACAGUGGCCGUUACAUGGUGGUGGUGGAGAACAGCAGCGGGUCCAGGAAGGGAGUCUGCAACGUCACAGUUGUCGACCGGCCAAGUCCUCCAGUGGGACCGGUGGUCUUUGACGAGGUACAUCGCGAAUACAUGGUGAUCUCCUGGAAACCUCCUCUGGACAGCGGCGGAGUCGAGGUCUCCAACUACAUCAUUGAGAAGAGAGACACCAACAGAGAAAUGUGGACCACGGUCACUUCAGCCUCCACCAAGACCACAUGCAAGAUCCCUAAACUGACAGAGGGCAGGGAGUACAUCAUGCGGAUUUUUGCGGAGAACAUGUACGGUAUCAGCGACCCACUGGAGUCCGAGGAAAUGAGAGCCAAAGAUCUCUUCAGAGUCCCAGAGGCCCCUGAGAUGCCAACCGUCCGAGAAGUCUACGCCACCAACGCUCUAGUUCUGUGGAACAGGCCUCGGGACGGAGGCAAGCCCAUCACCAACUACAUCCUGGAGAAGAAGGAGACGGCCGCCAAAAGGUGGUCAAGGGCCACAAGAGAACCCAUAUACCCUGCUACGCAGUUCAGAGUCCAAGACUUGGUGGAGGGCUGUGAGUACGAGUUCCGAGUCAUGGCCGAAAAUGAGUUGGGAAUCGGAGACCCUAGUGUCCCCUCAAAGCCCAUUCUUGCCAAGGAUCCCAUUGUGCGGCCCAGUCCUCCGGUCACCCCCGAGGCCUACGAUAAGACAAAAGACUCAGUCAGUCUCAGGUGGAAGACGCCUCGUCAUGACGGAAGGGGAAAGAUACUCGGCUAUCUUGUGGAGUACCAGAAGCCGGGAUUGGUGGACUGGAUUCAGGCUAAUAAGAGUCCGGAGGAGUGCCCUGACCUGAACUAUGUGGUGAAAGGGCUGGCUGACGGCCAGGAGUACGCCUUCAGGAUCUACACCGUCAACGCGGCGGGGAAAUCGGACCCGGCCCAUGUUAAAGAUACCGUGAAGGUCCAUGACAGACUGGAGGCGCCAGAGUUGCUUCUAGAUGCCAACAUGUCACGUGACCAUCUGGCCAUGCUGGGUACCGACAUCACCCUAAGUGCUACCAUCAAGGGUGUGCCGACCCCCACCGUCAGCUGGAAGAAAAAUGACGGCGAAAUGCCGUCCCACAUCACUGUUGCUGUCACCUCCACCGGCAGCAAGGUCUUCAUCCCCAAGUGUGUCCGCCCCGACUCGGGCAAAUACACUCUCAUGGUGGAAAAUGCCGCCGGAAAGAAAACGGCGACCGUGGACGUCCUGGUUCUGAACAAGCCAUCGCCUCCAAGAGAUCUGGUAGUCUCUGAGGUGACCAGGGAGUCUGCAUACCUAACUUGGAAAGCCCCAGAGGACAACGGUGGCGCCAUUAUCUCCAAUUAUGUUGUGGAGAAGAAGGAUGUGGCCGCCGAGCAGUGGGUCCCGGUCUCCGCCUCCAAUAAGAAGCGGAGUUUGAUGGCCAUGUAUCUGAUGGAAGGAAUCCAGUACCUGUUCAGAGUUGCAGCCGAAAACCAGUUUGGGAGGAGCGACUAUGUGACAACAAAGACGCCCAUCAAGGCCGUCGAUCCUCUCUAUCCACCCGGCCCACCAAAGAACUUACACCACACUGACGCAGACAAAACGGAGGUGUGGCUGGAGUGGGAGUGGCCCGAUCGCGACGGUGGGAGCGAAAUCACCGGCUUCAUCAUCGAGCACCAGGAAGAAAAUCAAGUGGAUUGGGCCCCUUUCAAGACAGUUUCCAAUAACCACACACACGUCACAGGUCUGAAGGAAGGCAAGACCUACCGCUUCCGUGCGAUGGCUCAAAAUGCUAUCGGUAUUAGUCGCCCUGACACCAGCGUCCCCGUCACCUGCCAGGAGAAAACAUUGCCACCCACUAUUGAAGUCGAUGUAAAGCUCAUUGAGGGUAUUGUUGUUAAGGCGGGAAGCAAUGUUGUCCUCCCCGCCAAAAUGACUGGAAUCCCUAACCCAACUGCCAAGUGGAUGACGGAUGGUAAAGAAAUAACAUCUGAGGGCCGCUAUAAGAUCGAGUCCGCCGGAAGUACCACGGUCAUGAGCAUCGCAGACUGCAAGAGAGGAGACACUGGGGAAUUCAUCCUCACGGUGUCCAACCCCGCGGGCAGCAAGAGUGCUGCUCUGCAUGUCACUGUGCUCGACCUUCCAGGUGCACCCAUCGGACCCAUUAACAUCUUAGAGGUAACCCCUGAUCACAUGAUGAUACAAUGGAGGCCACCUAAAGAUGAUGGCGGUACACCCAUUACCAAUUAUGUGGUUGAAAAGAAAGACUUGAAGAAACCGUGGGAGCCCUGGUCAGUAGUGAGCUCCAGUGGUAUCGGCACCAAAGCCAAGGUAUCCCGCCUGGAGCAGGGUCGUGAGUACAUCGUUCGCGUCCGCGCAGAAAACAAGAUUGGAAUCGGUGCCGGGCUUGAGAGUCCUCCGACUAUUGCGAAGCAUCUGUUCAACCCUCCUGGCCCACCAGGCCUCCCAAUGUGCUCGGAUAUCACAGAGAAUGCUGUGACAGUGGAAUGGUCCUUGCCUGACUAUGAUGGAGGCAGUCCUAUUAGUGGCUAUGUGGUUGAACGCAGAGAAAUGACAGGGAAGUGGAUCCGUGUGAACAAAAUUUCUGUAUUGGACCUCAGAUACAGAGUCUCGGGUCUAUUUGAAGGCAACAGUUAUGAGUUCAGAGUCUUUGCCGAGAACAUUGCUGGUGUUAGUGAGCCAUCCCUCACCUCUGACCCCGUCAGGGCCACUCGAGCUAUCACUAAACCAGGACCUCCUAUAAAUCCUAAACUGAAGGACUGGAGUAAAUCCUAUGCUGAUAUCUGCUGGACCAAACCAACAAGGGAUGGUGGCAGUCCAAUUUUGGGCUAUUUUGUUGAGAUUCAGAAGUCAGGAUCUGCCCAGUGGGACAGGAUCAACAAGGAACUCAUCAAAAUGUGUGCCUACAGAGUCCAAGGCCUAAUCGAAGGUAUGGAAUACAGAGUCCGUAUCAGAGCGACAAACAAAGUUGGAGACAGUGAACCCCGGGAGCUGAGUGAGACCAUAUUGGCAAAGGACAUUCUUGUUCCUCCUGAGAUUUUUGUUGAUGUGUCGUGCCGGGACUCUCUGACUGUCAGGGCUGGUCAGAUCAUAAGUUUGAUGACUAGAGUCAAGGGCAGACCUGACCCAGAGAUCACAUGGACCAAGGAUGCCAGAACCUUGUCUCGGGAAAAGCGCACUGAGCUGAAUAACAACUAUCCUUUGUGUGAAUUGGUCAUCAAUGAUUCCGUCAGAUCAGAUUAUGGCAAAUACUCCAUUGUUGCCAAGAACAGCAGUGGACAGGCACAAGCCACUAUUCUUGUCAAUGUAUUGGACACACCUGGAGCUUGCCAGAAUAUAAAGGUGGCCUAUGUGACCAAGAACUCUUGCAUGGUGUCAUGGGAGAAUCCAGAGGACAAUGGAGGCACAGAGAUCACCCAGUACAUUAUUGAGCACCGUCAGCCAAACCAGAGAGGAUGGACAGUUGUGUCCAAUGACUGUACAAAGCGCCUAAUGAAAGCCCCUCUCUCAGAGGGCUGUGAGUACUUUUUCCGCGUUAGCGCCGAAAACAAAAUCGGUGUCGGACCACCCAUUGAAACCAAAACAGCCGUGCUGGCGGUGGACCCAAUCGAAAAACCUGGCGAACCCAUCGACUUCCAUAUUGCCGAGAUUGGCAAAACCUUCUGCUUCCUCAAGUGGAAGAAGCCCGACUACGAUGGAGGCAGUCGAAACCUGGCUUACCAUGUGGAGAAGAAGCCAAAAGAGGCUGAGGAGUGGGAGAGACUUCACAAGGGUGCAAUCAAAGAGACCUACUUCAUGGCUGACAGGUGCAUUGAAAACAAGGUCUACCAGUUCAGAGUUCAGACAAAGAAUGAGGGUGGUGAAAGCAAGUGGGUGACCACAGCUGAAGUGCUGGUCAAGGAACAGCUUGUUGAACCAGAAAUUAAGAUCAAAUUGGAUGGAACCCUUGUAGUUAGGGCAGGAGACUCUAUUGCGAUCGACUCAAUAGUUAAGGGUAAACCUCAGCCUGAUGUCAAAUGGACUAAGGAUGACAGCACCGAGGAGAUAAGAAAGAGCCCCAGGCUUCAGAUAGAAACUGGUUCUGACUUCUCGAAGCUGCUGCUGACCCCUGCUCGGCGUACAGACAGUGGCAAAUACGUCGUCAGUGCUUCAAACAUUGCGGGGACAUGCUCCGCGCAUGCUAAUGUCAAUGUAUUGGACCGACCUGGCCCCGUCAGUGAUCUCAAGGUUUCCGGCAUCACCGUCGACAGGUGCCGUUUAUCCUGGAAUACCCCAGAAGAUGAUGGAGGCUGUGAGAUCUACAACUACAUCAUUGAAAAAUGUGACACCAAGAGGGGUGUCUGGUCCGUCCACUCAAACGCUGUCAUCACCAACAAAGCUAAUGUUACUCGUCUUAUCGAAGGAACCGAAUAUAUCUUCAGAGUUCGUGCGGAGAAUAAAAUGGGUUCUGGCCCUGCAGUGGAGAGUGAAGCCAUUGUAGCUGGCACUGAGUUUAGUGUCCCAGGAGCCCCUGAAACACCAGAGGUCACAAAGAUGUCAAAGGAGGAGAUGACUGUGCAGUGGUCAGAGCCUGAGAAAGAUGGUGGAAAGCCAAUCACCGGUUACCUGUUGGAAAAGAAAGAGGAACAUGCUGUAAGGUGGUCUCCUGUUAACAAAGAGGCCACCCCUAGAACUUGCUUGACGGUGACAGGACUGCUACCCCUCCAUGAAUAUCAAUACCGAGUGAAAGCAGUCAACGAAAUUGGGGUCGGCAAUGCAAGCAAAGCCUCGCGUGCCGUCUCGGCUAAGGAUGCACUUGAACCACCUGCACCACCGACCAACUUGAAGGUCCUGGACAGCACAAAGUCGAGCGUAACGCUCGGCUGGACCAAGCCUGUGUCAGAUGGCGGAGCUCCCAUAAUCGGCUACGUUGUUGAGAUGAGGUUGAAGGGAAGUGGCAAAAAAGGAGACGACAGUUGGAAACGGUGCAAUGUGGCUGCUCAGCUUGUCGUUUGCGAGUUCACUGUCACGAGUCUGGAUGAAAAACUUCUGUACGAGUUUCGAGUUUCAGCUCAAAACCAGGUGGGCCUCAGCCUGCCCUGUGACCUGGAGGCAGCUGUGAACCCCAAGGAGAUACUCGAGGCACCGGAGAUUGACUUGGAUGCCAAUCUAAAAACGGGGCUAACUGUAAGAGCCGGUUGUCCCAUCAGACUAUGUGCUACCAUAAGAGGUAGACCACCUCCCAAAGUCACUUGGAGGAGGAUGGGCAUUGAUAAUGUAGUCAGGAAGGGCCAUGUCGACAUCAUCGACACCAUGACCUUCCUGGUCAUACCUGAUAGCACCCGCGAUGACUCUGGAAAAUACUGUCUGACUGUGCGCAGUCCUGCGGGAGAAAAGGCUGUUUUUGUGACUGUUAAGGUUCUUGAUACCCCAGGACCUGUGAUCAACCUGGAAGUCAGUGACAUCAAACAGACAUCAGCCAUGCUGUCUUGGAGCCCUCCAGAGAUCGACGGUGGCAGUGAAAUUACUCACUACAUUGUUCAGAAACGUGAAAUUGAUCGGAAGACGUGGGGAACGGUCAAAGCCGAAGUUGAGAAGGAUAAGAUCCCCUUUAAGGUCAGCGGUCUCAUGCCGGGCACAGAGUACUACUUCAGAGUGACUGCUGUCAAUGAGUAUGGUCCAGGAGUUCCCAAGGUGUCACCCACUUCCUACCUAGCCUCUGAUCCUGUCAGCAAACCUGAUCCCUGUGAGAAGAUUGAAGUUCUGGAAAUCACAAAAAACAGUGCCACAGUUGGCUGGGUGAAGCCUGCAAGGGAUGGCGGAGCAAAGAUUGAUGGCUAUGUAAUUGAGUACAUGGAACUCAAGCCUCUUCCUGUCCCUAAAGCACCUGCAGAGGUCCCGGAUGGAGAAGUAGCUCCUCCACCGCCUCCAGUAGUUCCAGAUGUGGGGGAGCCGGAGAAAGCGACAUGGAAUGCCUACACAACUGUCAAGGGGUUGAGCAUCAGCAUCAGUGGCCUAAAAGAGGGAAAGAGGUACAGGUUCAGAGUGGCUGCCAAAAACAUGAUGGGCUUAAGCCUGUUCACAGAGAGCAGAGAGCCGGUGGAGAUUAAGGAACAGACAUUGGAGCCAAAGAUCGUAAUGGCAGAGACGGUCAGCGCCAAAGCCGGAGCAAAGCUAAGGGUAGAGGCGCUGGUUUCUGGGAAACCUUCUCCGACCUGCGAGUGGAUGUCCGGCGGAGUCCCACUGGUGUCGUCAAGUCGUCUGGCAGUGCACCGCUCUGGCAACAUGUGCGUCUUGAUCAUCAAGGACGUCUCAAGGACAGACAGCGGGGAGUACAGCCUCGUGGCGGCAAACAGCUCUGGAAAAGUGGCUCAGGCCCUGAAAAUUAUCAUCAGAGAUAUUCCCGGACCUCCUGUGGGUCCUGUUGGAAUCAGCGACAUUGACGCGGAUGCUUGCUCGCUGUCCUGGAGCAGUCCGUUGGAGGAUGGAGGCAGCAAAAUCACAAAUUACCUGGUGGAGAAGUGUGAUGUCAGUCGAGGUGACUGGGUGACCGCUGUUUCCUCCGGCCAGAAGACCAGCUGUAGGCUGGGGAAACUCGUUCCAUUGAAAGAGUAUGUGUUCCGCAUCCGUGCUGAGAACCGCUACGGAGUGUCCGACCCUCUGCAGUCCGACAGAAUGAUCGCCAAGUUUCCAUUUGAUGUUCCGAGCGAACCUCUUAACUGCCACGUCAACAAAACCAACAAGGACUGCAUGUUUGUGGCCUGGGACAAGCCGGAGACUGAUGGCGGCAGCCCCAUUACGGGUUACUACAUCGAGCGCAAAGAAAGAAACAGCCUUAUAUGGGUGAAGGCUAAUGACACUGUUGUCCGGAGCACCGAGUACCCCUGCGCUGGCCUGAUCGAAGGCCUGGAGUACACUUUUAGGGUCUCCGCCAUCAACCGUGCUGGUCAAGGAAAGCCAAGCAAGAAGACCGACUUUGUAACUGCUAGAACACCCAUUGAUACACCGGGGAAACCAGAAGUCCUGGACAUGACCAAGAACUCUGUCACUCUUGUAUGGGGCCGACCCAAGAACGACGGCGGUAGCAAGAUUAUCGGCUACUAUGUAGAGGCCCUGCGGUUGCCUGGAGAACUAUGGGUGCGCUGUAACACCAGCACCCAAAACGUCCCAAAGGAGGAGUACACCGUGACUGGUCUAGAGCGAGACCUGCGGUACCAGUUCAGAGUCAUUGCCAAAACAGCUGUCAACAUUAGCAAACCCUCAGAGCCCACAGAUGCUAUCCUGGUCUGUGCUGAGAAUGUUCCUCCAAGGAUAGAACUUAAUGCCAGAAUGCAGAAGGGUUUGAAGGUAAAGGCUGGGUCUACAAUUCUUCUGGAGGCUGAUGUGUCUGGUAAACCAAUGCCCAAAGUCUCCUGGAAAAAAGGUGAUGACACCCUGAGGUCAAGUGAAGGCCAGGUUAUCAGCCAGCAGAGACACCAUUUCCAAAUGGAAAUUACAUCCGUCACCAAGGAACACACCGGAAUGUUUACCAUACUUGCGGAAAAUAACAGUGGAUCCAAGACUGCAGACAUUGAGGUUACAGUUUUAGAUGUGCCCGGACCACCUGCCAGUGCCAAGUACCUUGAAGUCUUUGCCACCAGAAUAAAGUUGUCUUGGGAGCCACCUUUAAAGGAUGGUGGCUCCCCUGUUCAGAACUACAUUUUGGACAAGCGUGAGACCAGCAGAGCCAACUGGGCGCAGGUUUCCUCGAAGAUCAAGGGUGACAAUCUUGAACUAAGUGUGGAGAAACUUAUCGAAGGACACGAAUACCAGUUCAGAAUCAGAGCUGAGAAUACCUGGGGAGUUGGAGACAGUCUCAUCACUAAACCCGUCAUUGCCAAGAACCCAUUCACUAUCCCGGGCCCCUGCGAGGCUCCAGUAAUCACCAAUGUCACCAAGGAGGCGAUGACCGUGAGCUGGAAGGAGCCCAGUGAUGAUGGAAAGUCCGUCAUUCUGGGUUAUAUGCUUGAGAGAAAGGAAACCAAGGAGAUCAACUGGACCAAGAUGAACAGGAAACCCUUAACGGAAAGGAUCUUUGUUGCUUCAGGCCUUACCGAGGGUACUGAGUAUGAAUUCAGAGUCAUUGCCGUCAAUGUGGCAGGACCUGGAAAACCCAGUGAGCCCUCGGCUGGUGCAACCGCACAGGAUCCCAUCACUCCUCCCGGUCCUGUGCUGAAACCCAGUGUCACCGACACCACCCACGGCACUUUAAGCUUGACCUGGACUGCCCCUGCCUACAAUGGCGGAAGCCCGGUCUUGGGAUACCUGGUGGAGUGCAGGAGGACGGACACCACAGACUGGAUCCGCUGCAAUGUUCCGAGGAACUUGCAGGACACCAACUACACGAUACAGAACCUCAUACACAAGGCCGAGUACCAGUGCCGUAUCACUGCUGUCAAUAAGGUUGGCUUCGGCGAGCCAGUCGAAGUACCCGGCAAGCACAUCGCCCAGGACAUCAGUGUACCUCCAGAGGCGGAGCUGAGUGCUGAGCUAAAAGACGGCCUGGAACUGCGCGCCGGGGCCACCAUGAGACUUCACGCCAGGAUCAAGGGCCACCCCUUCCCCAAGAUCACCUGGGCAAAAAUGAACACUAACAUCAAAGACCGCCAAGGGAUUCUUAUUAAAUCCACCAAGAGUGACAGCACUGUGACGGUGGAGAAUGUCAACAGAUACGAUGCGGGCAAAUACAUCCUGACCCUGGAGAGUGCUGCCGGCAUGAAGAUGUACACCAUCAUCGUCAAAGUUCUUGACACUCCUGGGCCACCAGUCCAUCUGAUCGCGAAAGAGACCACAAGGGACAGCGCCUCCCUCUACUGGGAUGCACCUCUCAUAGACGGGGGUUCUAAUAUCACCCACUAUAUUGUCGAGAAGCGUGACUCUGAGAGGAAAGCCUGGUCCGGUGUUUCUCACAACUGCACCAAGACAUCUUUGAAGGUGGGAGACCUGAAUGCGGGACGGUCCUACUGCUUCAGAGUCUCAGCCGUUAAUCAGCUCGGUGCUGGAGAGUUCUGCGAGACCCCCGACGCUGUCAAGGCUUCCGAGGAACCUGGUCCUGUGAUAGACUUUAAGGCCUUGCUUGUUACCAAGGACUCAUGUACUCUCGGCUGGAAGAAACCGUUAACUGAUGGCGGCAGCCGCAUUAUUUGCUACGUGCUUGAGGUCCUCAAUGGUGACAACAAUUACAAGGAGUUAAUGAGGUCCAAGAACAUGCAGUACAGCACUAAAGAUCUGGUGGAGGGCAGAGAGUACAAAUACAUCGUCAAAGCUGUAAACGAGACUGGAGAGAGUGCUGCCAAGGAACUGACCGUAGUUGCCAAGGAUCAGCUCAUUCAUCCAACCUGUGACUUGAGGGGGCUGCCAGACAUGUGUUACGUUGCCAAGGAGGGUAGCACAGUGCGUCUGAAGAUUCCAAUCAUUGGCAAACCAACCCCCAAAGUGUCCUGGAAGAAAGGAGAGGAGGAAGACUUGACAGACUCUGGACGUGUUUGUGCAGAGUCCUCUGCGGUUAACACCACCCUCCUGAUCAGGGACUGCCAGAGGAGUGACGCCUCCAAGUACACCGUCACCCUCAGGAACAGUGCUGGAAGCAAAGAAUCCACCAUAUUCAUCAGGGUGGUGGGUAAGCCUAGCAUACCAAGUGGUUCUAUAAAGUUCAGUGACGUAACUGCCGAUGGUGCCACGCUAAAAUGGGGAGUACCGAAAGAUGACGGCGGCUCGGAGAUCACAAACUACAUCCUUGAAAAGAGAGACUCCAUCACCAACAUGUGGGUGACGGUCUCUUCCAGUGUAGACACAAACACCAUGAGGGUAACCGGUCUCCACGAGGGCACAGAAUAUAUUUUUAGAGUCAGUGCUGAGAACAAGUACGGCAUCGGAGAGGGACUCAAGUCGGAGCCUAUCAUCGCCAAGCAUCCAUUCAAUGUUCCUGAUGCUCCUCCUCCACCUCAGAUAAUUAGCAUGUGCCAUGACUCGGCUAACCUGGUCUGGUUGGACCCCAGGAAGACGGGAGGGUCUCCCAUCACAGGGUAUCACGUUGAGUUCAAGGAGAGAAAUAGUAUGUUGUGGAGGAGAUCAAGUCCAUCUGCCUUGAGAAUGAAGGAACACAAGGUGACAGGGCUGACUGAAGGUCUUGAGUACGAGUUCAGGGUCAUGGCUGUUAACCUGGCUGGCAUUGGCAGACCAAGUUCUCCCACAGAUCCACAUGUUGCACUCAAUCCCAUCGAUGCUCCUGGCAAACCGGACGUUAUUAGCAUCACCAGAAGCACCGUGACCCUCCAGUGGACUGAGCCACAGUUUGACGGUGGCCACAGGCUGACCGGCUACAUAAUUGAGAGACGUGACCUUCCGUCGAAAAUCUGGAUAAAGGCCAACAGUGUAAAUGUUGUGGACCCGGCGUACACUGUCACUGAUCUCCAGGAAGGCUGCAAAUAUGAGUUCAGAAUAAGAGCAAAGAAUGCAGCCGGUGCCCUUAGCCCGCCGUCCGACCAGACGGACACAAUUAUCUGCAGAGAUGAAUACGCUUCACCAACUAUUAUCAUCGACGCUCAAGUGAAGGAGGGUCUGACUGUCCGAGCUGGGGAAACCAUUUUUAUCACUGCCACGAGUAUUCUUGGCAAACCUGCCCCGACCUCUGGCUGGUCUAAAGGAGGAAAAUACUUGAAGCCUUCAGACAUUGUUAACAUCGAGUCCACUACAAGCUCAUCCACUAUAUCAAUAAAAUACGCCAGCAGAAAAGACACUGGGGAUUAUGUCAUAACUGCCAUCAACCCCUUUGGUGUAAAGGAGGAAACCGUUAAGGUGAAAGUUCUGGAUGUUCCCGGAGCUCCUGGUCCCAUUGAAUGCAGCGGGGUCUCGUCCGAGAAGGUCACCCUGACUUGGGCUGCCCCUGCGGAGGAUGGAGGCUCUCCUAUCAAGUACUACACUCUUGAAAAGAGGGAGACCAGUCGCCUUCUCUGGACAAUUCUGGAAGAGAAGGUUGUAGACUGUCACUAUGUGGCCAACAAACUCAUAGAGGGCAACGAGUACAUCUUUCGAGUCUCUGCCGUGAACCAGUACGGCACUGGUGAGCCGGCUCACUCUGAGUCUGCCAGGAUGGUUGAUAGAUUUGUACCUCCUGGCCCACCAUCGAAACCAGAAGUUGAAAAAGUUGAUGGGCACUCAGCUACUGUGACGUGGAGAAGACCAACUGAAGAUGGUGGAAGUGAUAUCAUUGGUUACUGUGUUGAGAAGAAGGAGAAAAGGGCCAUGAGAUGGACCAGAGCCUCAAAGAAACCUAUUGUUGAGCUUAGCUAUGAGGUGACUGGACUAACUGAAGGCUUAGAGUAUGAGUUCCGUGUUCUUGCUGAGAACAGAGCUGGCUUUGGAGAGCCAAGUGAACCAUCUAUGCCAGUCAGGACAAUAGUUGCUGCUUAUGUUCCAGGGCCUCCAGUAAACCCAAGGGUUACAGACACAACCAAAACCACUGCCACCCUUAAUUGGGGAAAACCCCUUGAUAAUGGUGGCCUUGAAGUCACUGGUUAUGUAAUCGAGCACAGAAAAGAAGGAACAGAGGAAUGGAUUAAGGACACGCCAUCAUCUCCACUGAGAAUUACAGAGUUUGUCGUUUCUGAGCUAGAAAAUGCAACCAAAUACCAUUUCAGAAUUAGCGCAGUCAAUGGUAAGGGCGCAGGAGAACCCGCUGAAACUCAGGAAUUGGUUGAGAUAGUAGAGCGUGAAGCUGCACCUGAUUUUGAGUUGGAUAUUGAGCUGAGGAAAACUCUAGUUGUCAGAGCUGGGUGUUCCAUUCGUCUUUUCGUGCCAAUCAAGGGACGUCCCACACCUGCAAUAACCUGGACAAAAGACAGCAGCUCUGUGCCACGGGCUGUCAUAGACAGUACUGAGUCAUUUACCAUGCUAAUCAUUCCUGAAAGCUCAAGGAUGGAUGCGGGUAAAUAUGAGCUUGCCCUUGAAAACACAGCCGGAAAGAAGACUGCAAACAUUAAUGUGAAGGUUCUGGAUUCACCUGGACCACCACUUAACUUAAAACCAGUAACUAUAGAUAAAGAAUCAAUCACCCUUCAGUGGGAGAUGCCUCUCAUUGAUGGUGGAGCCAAGGUCACAAAUUAUAUCAUUGAGAAAAGAGAAUCAACACGCAAGGCUUUUGCCACUGUUGUCACAAACUGUCCCGCAACUUCAGUCAAGAUUAUUAACCUGGGAGAAGGCUGUGAAUACUACUUCAGAGUGUCGGCUGAGAAUGAGUUUGGUAUUGGUGAAGCAGUUGAAACUUCUGAUCCAAUUCGUGCAUCUCAGGCACCAACUCCUCCAGAAAGCAUAAUUCCAACUGAUAUUACUAAGAACUCUGUGAGCCUGGCUUGGACCAAACCCAAACAUGAUGGUGGAAGUAGACUUACAGGGUAUGUCCUUGAAGCCCAGAAAAGAGGAACUGGUCAGUGGGCCCAUGUAACAACUACAAAGACCAUGGAUUUCACUGUUAAUAAUCUCAAUGAGAAUGAAGAAUACAAUUUCCGUGUAAUGGCCGUCAACCAAUCUGGAAGAAGUGGUCCACGUGAGAGCAUGCCCAUUGUUAUCAAGGAUUCUACAUCUCGGCCAGAGUUUGAUUUGCGUGGUGUAUGUCAGUCAACAGUUAUUGCCAAGGCUGGGGAUGACAUCAAGGUAGAAAUUCCUGUAAUGGGGCGUCCCCGACCGGUGGUCUCCUGGCAGAAGGAUGGGACUGCCUUAAAGAUCACACAGAGAACUAAUGUGGAGUCGACUCCUGCGACUGUUAUCCUCACAAUCAAUGAAUGCACCAGAGCAGACAGUGGUGUUUACACCAUGACAGGAAAGAACAUUGUUGGUUCUGUGAGCAACAGCAUAAUUGUCAGAGUGCACGAUGUUCCUGGGCCACCAAAAGGACCAAUUAAGAUUACAGAAAUCUCUCCUAACUACUGUAUCUUUGCAUGGGACACUCCUGAGAAUGACGGCGGUGUCCCUAUAAACAAUUAUGUGAUUGAGAUCAGAGACACCACCUCCCAGACUUGGACGGAGAUAUCCUCCACUGCCAUCCGCACAAUGUUUAAAGCCACACGUCUAACAACUGGGUCGGAAUACCAGUUCAGAGUCAAGGCUAAAAACCGGUAUGGUGUAGGACCUCCCAUUACUUCAGAGGCAGUAGUGGCUGCCUAUCCAUUUAAAGUCCCGGGACCACCUGGUACACCCCACGUUGUGGCAUUCACUAAGAACUCCAUAACGAUUGGCUGGAAUGAACCUGUGUCUGACGGUGGAAGUGAAGUCAUUGGGUACCAUGUAGAGAGAAAAGAAAGAAGCAGCAUCAUGUGGCAAAAUAUCAGCAAGGGUCUUGUGAAAGGAAACAUACUGAAAUCUACAGGGCUUGAAGAUGGAGUCGCCUACGAGUUCCGCGUUAUGGCAGAAAACAUGGCAGGUGUUGGCAAACCCAGCAAAGCGUCCGAAGCAAUACUAGCCUUGGACCCUGUGGAUCCCCCAGGUCAACCUGUGUCGACGUUUGUAAAUAAUAAUGCCAUCACUAUUCAGUGGAAAAAACCAGAGUAUGAUGGUGGAUUCAAGAUCACAGGCUACACAGUGGAGAAGAAAGAACUUCCGACUGGUCGCUGGACUAAAGCCAACUUUACAAACAUAACUGAGACAACUUUCACCGUCAGUGGAUUGACUCAAGAUGUAUCUUAUGAGUUCCGUGUCAUAGCUAGAAAUUCAGCGGGAGCAGAAAGCGUGCCCUCGGAACCCUCAGAACCUAUUACAUGUAAAGACAACAUAAUUGAGCCACGCAUCAUGGUGGAUGCCAUCUUCAAGGAUGUUGUUCUGCUGAAAGCAGGGGAGUCCUUCAAGCUUGAUGCUGAUGUUUCUGGCCAACCAAACCCAACUAUGGUUUGGACCAAGGAUGGAAAAGAGGUUGACAACACAUUGAAACUGGAAGUUAAGUUCUCUGAACUCACGACUACACUGAUUAAUAAAGACGCUGUCAGAUCAGAUGGGGGGGAAUUUGUCUUAACUGCCACUAAUGUUGCUGGCUUUGCCAAACACAUUUUUAGGGUAAAAGUACUGGACAGACCUGGACCAGUAGGACCUAUUAUAGUGUCAAAUGUCACAGCUGACAAUUGUUCACUGACAUGGGCUCCACCUCUCGAUGAUGGCGGUGGUAAGAUUGAAGGCUACGUCAUCGAAAAACGGGAAUCGGGCAGGCUUAUUUGGACCAAUGUGGCUUCAGACCUGCAGGUUACAGACUAUAAUGUGACCAAGCUUCUCAAAGGAAACGAAUACAUCUUCAGAGUUAUGGCAGUGAACAAAUAUGGGAAUGGGGAGCCUCGUGAUACGGAACCCAUUAUUGCAGACAAUCCAUACAUGGUUCCAGAUGCGCCAGGAAAUCCCGAAGUCACAGCUGUCACCAAAGAUGCCAUGAUUGUUAUGUGGCAGACACCAAAGAGCGAUGGUGGGACACCUAUCACAAACUACAACAUUGAAAAGAAAGACAGGAUAGGCCACCGCUGGGUCAAAUGCAAUAAGAGGAAGGUCAAGGAUCUGCAAUUUAAGGCAACAGGCCUUGUUGUUGGACAUGAAUAUGAAUUCAGAAUCACUGCAGAGAAUGCUGCUGGUCUCAGUGCGCCAAGUAUCUCCAGUCCAUUUUACAAGGCCAGUGAUCCUUUGUACAAGCCCGGGCCUCCAUGCAACCCCAGAGUCCUAGACACUAGCAGGUCUUCCAUUACUGUUGCCUGGAACAAGCCAGCCUAUGAUGGUGGCUCUGACAUCACCGGUUACAUUGUUGAGACCUGCAUUCCAUCUGACAAGGAAGAGGAAUGGACAAUAGUGACCCCCAAAGAAGGACUACAUGCCACCUCAUUCACCAUUAUCAAUCUAACAGAGAGCCAGGAGUACAAGAUCAACAUUUCUGCUGUUAACAGUGAAGGAAUUGGGGAGGCGGUUUCUGUGCCUGGCAAUCCCAAGGCUGAGGAUAGACUCCUCCCUCCUGAAGUGGAUUUGGAUGCAGAGCUCUGCAAACUUGUCAGCCUUCGAGCUUGCUGCACACUUAGGCUGUUUGUUCCCAUCAGAGGCCGACCCACUCCUCAGGCUAAAUGGACCAAAGAGGACGGUGAACCCAUUGAGAGGGCCACUAUUGACACCACAACAUCUUACACAUCCCUUGUCAUUGAAAAUGUCAACAGAUUUGACACUGGAAAGUACAACCUCACGGUAGAAAACAGCUCUGGCUCUAAGACGGUCACAGUCCAAGUUAGGGUACUGGAUACACCUAGUAAUCCACUGAAUUUAAAGGUUACAAGUAUAACACUUGACUCUGUCACCUUGACUUGGGAACCACCGGCAAAUGAUGGCGGAGUUAAGAUUAAAAACUAUAUUGUUGAAAAGCGUGAGUCCACAAGAAAAGCCUACGCAACAGUCAGUGCUUCAUGCCAUCACAACACAUUCACCGUCAAGCCGCUCCUUGAAGGAUGCAAUUAUUAUUUCAGAGUUUUGGCAGAGAAUGAAUAUGGAAUCGGCCUGCCCAUUGAAACCAAUGAAUCCGUUAAAGUGUCUGAGAAACCACAACCUCCAGGGAAAAUCAGUCUUAAGGAUGUUACUAAAAAUAGUGUCACACUCUCAUGGGAAAAGCCGGAGCAUGAUGGCGGAAGCAGGGUCGGCUGUUAUGUUGUAGAAAUCCAACCCAAAGGUGUUGAAAAAUGGACACAGUCAAUGAUUGUGAAAGAAACAGAAGCUACCAUUGGUGGCCUUAACGCAGGGGAAGAAUAUAUGUUCCGUGUCUCGGCAAGAAACGAGAAGGGAACAAGUGACCCUCGUCAAAUUGGUGUGCCUGUCAUUGUAAAAGAUCUUGUCAUUUCACCAGUUGUCAAAAUGUUGUUCAACACAUUCAGCGUGUUGGCGGGUGAAGACUUGACUGUUGAGGUUCCAUAUGUUGCCCGUCCCAAAGCAGCGGUCUCCUGGUUUAAAGACCAACAGCCACUCAAGAGAACAACCAGGGUAAACUUUAGUGCAACAGAAACACUGUUGAAACUCUGCAUAAAAGAGGCAUCUAAAGAUGAUUUUGGAAACUAUCAUGUUACCAUUAGUAAUACAGCAGGAGAGGCAACCGCAGAUUUCAGCAUUGUUGUACUGGACAAACCUGGUCAGCCAGGUGGUCCGGUUAAGGUAGAUGAGGUCACUUCUGAGAGUGUGACCAUUUCCUGGAGCCCACCGGAGUACGAUGGUGGAUGUACAAUCAAACACUACAUUGUGGAGAAGAGAGACACGACUACAACCAAUUGGACGAUUGUGUCUCCAAACCUUGCAAGGACCAAAGUCAAAGCAGGAAGACUGAAAACUGGCUCAGAAUACCAGUUUAGAAUAACAGCAGAAAACAGAUAUGGGAAAGGUCCAGCUCUUCUGUCUGAAUGUAUUGUGGCUCAAUAUCCAUACAAACUCCCAGGACCACCGGGAACUCCCUCCAUCGCAUCAUGCACAAAGGAUACUAUGGUAGUUACAUGGAACGAACCUGUAAAUGAUGGGGGUACUUCAGUUCUAGGCUACCAUCUUGAGUGCAAAGAAAGAACCAGCAUCCUUUGGGUGAAAUUAAACAAGUCUCCUAUUACAGACCAAACUUUUAAGACCACAGGCCUGGAACCAGGAAUGGAAUAUGAGUUUAGAGUCUAUGCUGAGAAUAUUGUGGGCAUUGGCAAAGUCAGCAAAGUGUCAGAAGGUCAUGUUGCUAGAGAUCCAUGUGAUCCUCCAGGUAUCCCUGAGGCAACCAAAAUUACAAAAGAUUCAGUAACCAUCAUUUGGACAAAGCCUGAGUAUGAUGGUGGGGCGAAAAUCACAGGCUAUGUAGUGGAAAAGAAGGAGCUUCCCGAAGGCCGUUGGGUAAAGGCUAAUUUCACCAAUGUCAUCGAGACGGAAUAUGACGCGACUGGACUAGUGCAGGAAAAUCAGUAUGAGUUCCGUGUUAUUGCCAGAAACGCUGCUGGUGUUUUCAGCUUGCCCUCAUACAGCACUGGCCCAAUUACUGCCAGGGAUGAGAUUGAGCCACCUCGCAUCAGCAUCGACCCAGGGUACACGCAGACCCUUUUGGUAAAUGCGGGAGACAAUUUUAAGAUUGAUGCGGAUGUCCACGGCAAACCAUUGCCCUCUAUCCACUGGAUGAAAGGUGAGCAAGAAAUGGGCAACACGAUUCAUAGAGAGAUAAAAAACACCCCAACCCAUGCCUGUGUGACUAUAAAGGAAGCUAAACUCUCGGACGGAGGCGUAUAUAAUCUGCUGUUAAAAAAUCCAGGGGGCGAAAAGGCUGUCCAAGUGAAUGUUGUCAUUUUGGAUAAACCCGGCGAACCACAAGGACCUCUUACUAUAACAGGGAUAACCAAAGACCAGUGCUGUCUUGCAUGGAGAGCACCACUUCAAGAUGGAGGUAGCAAGAUAUCUCACUAUUUUGUGGAGAGGAGAGAAACAAGUAAAUUAGUCUGGACUGUUGUGGAUCCAAAAGUUCAGGACACCUGCCUCAAGGUUGAGAAGCUCCUGGAAGGCAAUGAGUACAUCUUCAGGGUCCGUGCCGUAAAUGAGUUCGGUACUGGUUCGCAACUUCAGUCUGCAGCAGUGAUGAUCAAAGAUCCCUAUAUAACCCCUGGAUCACCCAAAAACCUAGAGAUUUCAAAUGUUAAAAGGGAUUCAAUGGUGCUCACAUGGGAGGCUCCUACUGAAGAUGGAGGCAGUCCUAUCACAUCGUAUAUUGUUGAACGACAUGACAAAGAAGGUGUCAGGUGGAUUCGAUGCAACAGGCAGGCAGUGCAGGACUUGACUUUCAAGGUCACUGGACUCUUGGAAAGCCAUAAUUAUGAAUUCCGCAUUGCAGCGGAGAAUGCCGUGGGUGUUGGUGAACCUUGUUCUCCAACAGUUUACUACAAAGCUCUCGACCCUGUCUUCAGGCCUGGUCCGCCACAGAAUCCCAGAAUCACAGACACGACCAAAACUUCAAUAUUCCUGUCAUGGAGCAAGCCCCUUUGUGAUGGUGGUUCUGAGAUUCAGGGAUACAGCGUUGAGUGUUGCACAACCACUGAGCAAGUUGCACCUGGUGAGGCACAUACUGAAACCGCAGCAACAGAGCUGCCUGCUACAGCUGCACCUUCUGAGAACUGGAUCAUGUGCACACCACCGACAGGUGUCAAGAAGACCAAGUUUGAGGUUGUCAACCUGAAAGAAAAUCAAGCUUAUAAGUUAAGAGUGUGUGCCAUCAACAAGGUCGGGGUUGGUGAUAGUGCCAAUAUUCCUGGAGCCGUGGUUGCCCAGGAUAGAGCAGAAGAAGCCGACCUUGACAUUGACCCAGAACUGAGAAAGAUCAUGUUGAUAAAGGCUGGUCUAUCCCUUAGACUGUUUAUUCCAAUUAGGGGAAGACCAGUUCCAAGCAUCAAGUGGGACAAAGACGAUGGUCCACUUAAUGAGAAAGCUCAAGUUGAAGUUACUAGCAGUUACACCGCUCUUGUGAUUGACAACAUGAGCAGAGCAGAUAGUGGAAAAUACACCGUCACUGCAGAAAACUCUAGUGGAAUUAAAUCUGCGUUUGUUGUCGUCCGUGUUCUCGAUACACCAAGUGCACCCAUGAAUUUGACAGUCAAAGAAAUUACGAACCAGUCAGUGACACUUGCUUGGGAAGCCCCCCUGUUAGACGGUGGUUCCAAAAUCAAAAACUAUGUAGUGGAAAAGAGAGAGAGUACACGCAAAACAUACGCAGCCGUGGUAACAAACUGCCACAGUCUUUCAUGGAAGAUUGAGCCACUCCAAGAGGGUUGCAGUUAUUACUUUAGAGUCCUUGCUGAGAACGCACAUGGUGUUGGUGUGCCUGCAAUAACUCUUGACCCACUUAAGGUCUCAGAGGUGCCGCAGGCUCCCAAAAACCUGAUUGUUACAGAUCAAACAAAUACAAGCAUUGCUCUGGCCUGGGAUAAACCAGAAUACGAUGGUGGCAGCAGAGUGAUCCAGUACUUGCUUGAAGUACAGCUUAAGGGCCAAGAGAAGUGGUCUGCUGUUAACUCAUACAAGACAAUGGAGACGACUGUUAAAAAUUUAAACCCUGGGGAGGAAUAUUUGUUCAGAGUUACAGCAAUUAAUGACAAGGGGAAAAGUGACCCCAAAGUCCUUUCUGGCCACGUCAUGACCAAAAACUUAGUUUUUGAGCCGGAUGUGCGACCUGCUUUCAGCAGCUACAGUGUCCAUGUAGGUAAGGAUCUAAACAUUGAAGUUCCACUUUUUGGACGCCCUAAACCAACAAUAACGUGGACCAAGGACGGCGCACCUCUGAAAGUCACUAGCAGAGUAAACAUUCACAACACCCUGACUCAUACAAGUCUGAGCAUUAAGGAGGCCGCGGGUGAUGAUGGUGGCAUGUAUAGCAUAAAUGCAGCUAAUUCCGCUGGAAUGAAAGAAGCCACAAUUGAAAUAAUAGUACUUGACAAGCCUGGACCCCCAUCUGGCCCUGUGAAAUUUGAAAACAUCACAACACAGAGUGUGACUAUUUCAUGGGACCCACCCAAGCACAAUGGGGGUUGCCAGAUUUCCAACUACAUUGUGCAGAAAAGAGAUACAACAACACCAACAUGGGAAAAUGUCAGUAUUAAUUGUGCCAGAACAAGAAUCAAAGUGCCCAGACUAAAGACUGGAGUAGAGUACCUAUUUAGGAUUAUAGCCCAAAACCGGUACGGGAAGAGUCAUGGCCUGGAUUCGUCUGCGGUGGUUGCGCAGUACCCAUAUAAAGAACCUGGCCCACCAGGAACACCAUUCAUCUCUUCACUCUCCAGAGAUCACCAGAUUGUCGAGUGGCAUGAGCCCGUUUCGGAUGGAGGUAGUCCCAUUCUUGGCUACCACAUUGAAAGAAAAGAGAGGAAUAGUAUUUUGUGGGUGAAAAUAAGCAAGGCCCUCAUUCAUGAGACAAAGUACAAGAGCUACCCAUUAGAGGAGGCUGUUGAGUAUGAAUACCGAGUGUAUGCUGAAAAUAUUGUAGGUAUUGGAAGGUGCAGUAAGGUCUCAGAGGGCUGUGUAGCCCGUGACCCAUGUGAUCCUCCCGGUCAGCCAGAAGCUGUCCAUGUGACCAAAGAUACCAUCGUUGUUCAGUGGACGAAACCGGAGUAUGAUGGUGGCAGUAGUAUAACCGGCUACAUUGUGGAAAAGCGUGAUUUGCCAGAAGGCCGAUGGGGAAGGGCUAACUUCACAAAUGUUAUUGAGACCCGGUUCACUGCAACUGGGCUAACGGAAAAUCUCCAGUACGACUUUAGAGUCAUAGCCAAAAAUGCUGUUGGGACCAUCAGCAAACCAUCAUACAAUAGUGGCCCAAUUACUGCGAGUGACAGGGUCGAAGCCCCCCAAUUCUCUAUUGAUCCUGCGUUCACAAAGACCAUUGUGAUAAAUGCUGGAGAAACUUUGAAAUUGGAUGCAGAUGUUCGUGGAAAGCCGCUGCCAGCAAUGCAGUGGUUCAAGGAUGAAAUUCCACUAGAAAAUACUCUGAGGCUGAAUAUCAAAAAUACAGAAAAUCAUGCAAUGAUCAUCAUUAAGGACUCUGCCAGGACUGAAAGUGGAACAUACUUCCUACAGCUGAAAAACGAGGCAGGCAGUGAAACUGUGCCCUUCAAAGUGGUCGUCCUAGACCGGCCGAGCCCUUGUGGGGGACCCCUUCAUGUAACUGGGGUAGCUGAGGAUAGAUGCUCAUUGGUGUGGAAUCCUCCUUUGCAUGAUGGAGGAAAUCCUGUCACGCAUUAUAUAAUUGAAAGAAAAGAAACUAGCCGCCUAGCUUGGACUGUUGUUUCUGCUCAUUGCAGCACCACAAGCUACAAAGUCACCAACUUGUUGGAAGGAAAUCAAUAUAUUUUCCGCGUCAUGGCGGUCAACAAUUAUGGCAGAAGCGAACCACUGGUGUCGGAUGGAGUAAUAAUGAAGUCUGCCUUUGUUCGUCCUGGUCCACCUCACGUUGACGACAUAUCGAGCAUUACUCGUGAUAGCAUGACUGUCACUUGGUCUGCCCCAGAGACUGAUGGUGGCUGUAAAAUUUCAAAUUACGUUGUUGAAAAGAGAGAUAAAGCAGGAAUUAAAUGGACCAGAUGCAAUAGACAGAAAGUCACAGAUUUGUCCUUCAGAGUAACCAGCCUCACCCCUGGCCAUGAGUAUGAGUUCAGAGUGGCCGCUGAGAAUGUUGUUGGAUUGGGAGAGCCGAGUCUACCAAGCUCUUACUACAAGGCCUGUGAUCCUAAGUAUAAACCCGGAUCCCCAACGUAUGUGCACGCCAUUGAUUCCACCCAAAGCUCAAUUACAGUGUCAUGGGGCAAGCCUUUGUCUGACGGGGGCAGCGCAAUUCAGGGAUACAUUGUUGAAAUCUGUAAGGCUGAGGAGGAAGAAUGGACUAUGGUUACUCCCCCUACAGGCUUGCGUGUUAACAAAUAUGAAAUCCUGAAUCUGACAGAGGGUCAGGAUUAUAAGAUCCAGGUGUGUGCCCUGAACAAACUUGGAGUUGGUGAGCCAGCUAUCCUCGCAGGAACAGCAAAACCAGAAGAAAAGCUUGAGCCACCACAAAUCUACUUGGAUUCUGAGCUUAGAAAGGGCAUUUGUGUCAAGGCUGGUGGAUCUGUGAGGAUCCACGUUCCAUUCAAGGGCAGACCAACACCUGAGAUAAAGUGGCUUAAAGAUGAGGCAGACCUCUCAGAAAAGGCAGUGGUUGAGAAGACUCCCACCUUCACACAGCUGUCCAUUGACUCCUGUGACAGAGGCGACUCGGGAAAGUACUCCCUGAGCCUGACCAACACCAGUGGGAUUGCAUCUGAGUUUGUUACCGUGAAAGUCCUCGAUACACCGGGAGCUCCACAGAACCUUGUAGUCAAAGAAAUCAAAACUAAUUCAGCCACUCUUGUUUGGGACGCACCACUGAUUGAUGGUGGUUCUAAAAUUAAAAACUAUGUUAUUGACAAGCGUGAAUCAACGAGGAAGGCUUAUGCAAAUGUCUCAACCAAGUGCACGAAGACCACAUUCAAGGUUGACAACCUGAUUGAGGGUGCUCUGUACUACUUCAGAGUCAUGGCUGAGAAUGAUUACGGUAUUGGCCAGGCAAUUGAAACAAAGACAGCUUCAAAGGCUUCCGAGGUACCCCUUCCAGUUGGAAACGUUUCUCUUGUGGAUGUCACCAAAGUCAGCGUGUCACUUGCCUGGGAGAAACCUGAGCAUGAUGGAGGCAGCAGGAUUGGUGGCUACCUUAUAGAAAUGCAGCCAAAGGGUACAGAGAAGUGGGGAGUUGCCACAAAUACAAAGACAUGCCAGGGCACUGUCACAGGCUUAACGAGUGGGGCAGAAUAUCUAUUCCGUAUCAUUGCGUAUAAUGAAAAGGGAAAGAGUGAGCCAAAAGCCCUUGCUGCACCAGUUGUUGCCAGUGACAUGACCUUGGAGCCAAGCAUUAAGACACAGUUUAAUACUUAUAAUGUCUUGGCUGGAAAAGAUCUGACCUUGACGUUCCCUGUACUUGGCAGGCCCAAACCGAGAGUCACUUGGACAAAGGAUGGUCAGUCCUUGAAGGUGACUUCUAGGGUCAACGUGGUAAAUACUACUACAACGACUGCGAUUAGGAUAACCGAAGCAUGCAAGGAGGACUUUGGAACGUACACAAUUACAGCAACAAAUACUGCUGGCACGUGUGCGGAUAAUGUGGCUAUCAUUAUUCUUGACAAGCCUGGUCCACCAAGUGGCCCACUUAAAAUUUGUGAGGUUAGUAACACAUAUGUCCACUUCUCAUGGGAACCUCCAGAGUACACAGGUGGAUGCCAGGUGAAGCAUUAUAUAGUAGAAAAGCGAGAGACCACAAGCAAUACAUGGCAGUCAGUCGCAACACAACUUGCUCGGACAGUUUUCAAAGUGACUAAGUUGAAGACUGGUGUAGAAUACCAGUUCAGGGUCAUUGCUGAAAACAGAUAUGGAAAAGGUGUUCCUCUAGAUUCUAAGGCUAUUGUUGUCCAGUACCCAUACAAACCACCAGGCCCUCCUGGAACACCAUACGUCAAAUCUGGAACAAAGGAGAUGAUGAUCAUCGAAUGGAACGAGCCAGUCAAUGACGGUGGAAGUGCUGUUAUCGGUUACCAUCUCGAGAGCAAAGAGAGAAGCAGUAUCUUAUGGACCAAACUUAACAAGACUAUGAUCACCGAUACUCAGUUCAAGAUCUGUAAUCUUGAAGAAGGAAUUGGAUAUGAGUUCAGAGUGCAUGCUGAAAAUAUUGUUGGCGUUGGCAGAUGCAGUAAAGUCUCAGAAUCGUUUGUUGCUCGGGAUCCAUGUGACCCCCCUGGUGCUCCAGAUGCUGUAAAAAUUUCGAAAGACCACAUCAAGAUUAGUUGGACCAAACCUCAAUAUGAUGGUGGCAGUAAAAUAAAUGGCUAUAUUGUUGAGAGAAAAGACCCAUCAUCCCCUGAUGGGCGAUGGGUUAGAGCAAACUUUACUAAUGUAAUAGAGACUGAAUACGAUGUCAGCGGUCUCACAGAAAAUGACCAGUACGAAUUUAGAGUUAUUGCCAGAAAUGCAGCGGGCGUCUUCAGCGAGCCCUCCGAAAGCUCUGGACCUAUAACUGCCACUGAUGAAAUUGAGCCACCAAGGGCCUCUAUGGACCCCAAGUACAAGGAUGUCAUUGUUGUGGCUGCAGGAGAAAAUUUAAUUCUUGAUGCUGACAUUCACGGAAAACCAGUUCCUGACAUUGUCUGGCUAAAGGAAGGCAAAGAAAUUGAUAAAUCUCUGCGCAUUGAAGUGAAAAAGACUCACAAAUGUGCCGCUUUGACUAUUAAGGAUGUAACCAAAAUGGACACUGGGCACUAUGAACUUGUCCUCAAAAAUCUGGGUGGCAAAAAGACCUUUCCAAUCACUGUCAAAGUCCUUGACAAACCGGGUAAACCAAUGGAACCGUUCAAGGUAACAGAAAUCAUGGCUGACAGGUGUACCCUUUCCUGGUCGGAGCCAACUCUGGAUGGCGGUGCUAAUAUUACUCACUACACUUUGGAGAAGAGAGAGACCAGCAGCUUAUCAUGGACAAUGGCUGCAGCCAAUAUCCAAAAUUUGUCCUACAAAGUAACAAACUUGCUUGCCGGAAAUGAAUACAUUUUUAGAGUAAGGGCUGUUAACAAAUAUGGUGUUGGUGAUUAUCUUCUAAGUGAACCCAUCAUUGCACGCAAUCCAUACAAGCCCCCGAGCGCUCCUGGAACACCAGAAGCAAGUCACGUCACAAAAGUUUCCAUGGUUCUGUCAUGGACAGUCCCAGAACAGACUGGGGGAGCCGAUAUUGCUUGCUAUCAUCUUGAAAAACGUGACAAAGAUAGUGUCAGGUGGACAAAGUGUAACAGAGAAAAACUGACAGACACUCAUUUCAAAGUGACAGGACUGAAGACGGAUCACUUUUAUGAAUUCCGAGUUGCAGCUGAGAACGAGGCUGGAAUUGGAGACCUCAGUGAAUCGUCCCUAUUUUACAGAGCUUGUGACGCAACAAUGCCACCAGGACCUCCCCAAAAUCCCAAAGUGACAGACUACACCAAAUCUUCUGUCUCUCUUUCCUGGCGUAAACCUGACUUUGAUGGUGGUGCCUAUAUCAAAGGUUACAUUGUUGAAAUGCGAGAGUACACACCAGUUCCAGAAAUGGCAGAAGAGAUAGAAGUAGCCCCGGGAGUAGACCAACCCAUUGAAAAGGCAUGGAGCACGUGCACGCCCCCAGCUGGCAUCCAAGCUACUAAACUUACUAUCUCCGACUUAAAACAAGAUGAAGAAUAUCAGUUCCGUGUUUGUGCCAUCAACUCAGAAGGAGUGGGAGAGGCUGCUAAUGUCCACGGGACUGUAGUUGCUCAAGACAGGGUUGAAGCACCGGAAAUCGAGCUCGACGCUGACCUCAGAAAAGUGGUGUCUGUCCGCGCUGGUGGUACACUGCGUCUGUUUGUUACCAUCAGAGGAAGGCCUGAACCUUCUGUAAAAUGGGAAAAAGUUGACGGUGCUCUCACAGAUCGUGCUGUGAUUGACACAACCAGCUCAUACACUAUGCUUGUAAUUGAUAAUGUCAACCGCUGGGACAGUGGCAAAUACUCACUCACUCUGGAGAACAGCAGUGGUUCAAAGUCUGCUGUUGUGGCUGUUAGAAUUCUGGAUACACCAAGUGCCCCACAGAACCUCACUGUCCAGGAGCUCAAAAAGGACUCAGUAACACUUGUCUGGGAUACACCACUCACCGAUGGUGGGUCUAAAAUCACAAACUACAUUGUGGAGAAGAGAGAGUCUGUCCGGAAGGCCUACACUACUGUAACCAGCAACUGCACAGCCAACACACUCAAGAUAGAAGAACUGCCAGAAGGUGGCAUUUUCUACUUCAGAGUUUGCGCUGUAAACAAAUAUGGCCAAGGACAGAUGGCUGAAACCAAAGAAAUUAAAGUGUCUGAAGUACCCUUGCCACCGAGCAAAUUGACUGUUACGGAUGUGACUAAAACCAGCGUCUCACUUUCAUGGGAGAAACCUUCUCAUGACGGUGGUAGUAAAGUCAUCUGCUACAAUGUGGAAUUCAAGCCCAAAGGUGGAGAAAAAUGGGGUACAGCUUGCACAGUCAAGGUGCCAGAGGCAACUAUUCCUAACCUGACUCCCAACGAAACGUAUCUAUUUAGGGUUGUCGCCAUAAAUGAGAAGGGAAAGAGCGAUCCCAAGGAUCUUGGCUUACCUGUGGUAGCAAAGGACAUUGCAAUAGAGCCAUCAGUCAACUUACUGUUCACAACAUACACCGUUAAGGCCAGUGAGGAACUGACUAUUGAGGUACCGGUGAGAGGAAGACCUAAGCCUGUUGUCUCAUGGAAAAAGGACGGUCUUCCUCUGAAGCAAACAUCUUCGGUUACAAUUCUAAACACAGCAACAUCAUCCAAGAUUCUCAUCAAAGAGGCUAGCAGAGAGCAUGUUGGGAAGUAUGAGCUCACUCUGGCCAACACUGCAGGGACAAUAACAUCACAACUUGGUGUAGUUGUCCUGGAUAAACCAAGUCCACCUAAACUCAUUAAGGUGGAUGCUGUGACCUCUGAUAGCAUCACACUUUCCUGGUCUUCUCCAGAUUAUGAUGGUGGCUGCUCUAUAAGUAACUAUAUCGUUGAGAAGAGAGAUACCAACUCACAAGAAUGGCAAAUGGUUGCAAGCAACGUAGCAAGAACAUCUUACAAGGCCGGCCGUCUAACACAUGGGGCAGAAUACCAAUUUCGCGUCUAUGCAGUCAACCGUUAUGGAAAGAGCACACAUCUAGAUUCCCCUGCAAUUACUGCUCAGUACAACUUCAAACAACCUGGACCACCAUCUACACCAAUAGUAAAGGAUGCUACCAAGUCUUAUAUGUUGGUAGCCUGGAAUGAACCUGUCAAUGAUGGUGGAAGUCCGAUUCUAGGCUAUCAUCUAGAGCAGAGAGAGCGCGAUAGCAUUCUCUGGACCAAGGUAAACAGAGGAAUGAUCAAGGACUCUGAAUACAAAGUGAGUGGAAUCGAAGCGGGUAUGAUGUAUGAAUAUCGUGUCUAUGCUGAAAAUAUUGCUGGAAUCGGCAAAUGCAGCAAGACCUCUGAAGCUGUGGCAGCCAGGGAUCCAUGUGAUCCUCCAGGUACCCCCGUGGUGACCUGUAUUGGCAGGUCAUCUGUGUCUUUGUCUUGGACCAAACCUGAGUAUGACGGCGGUGCUAAGAUUUCUGGUUACAUCAUUGAAUGUAAAGAUCUUCCGGAAGGACGCUGGACGAGGUGCAACUUCACCAAUGUGCCUGAGACUCACUAUAGUGUGACAGGCCUUACAGAGGACAGCCAGUAUGACUUCCGUGUCAUCGCUAAGAAUGCAGCAGGAUUGUUCAGUGAACCAUCUGACAAUACUGGCCCAAUUACCGUUAAGGAUGAUGUAGAACUGCCACGCAUCAUGACGGAUGUCAAAUUCCGAGAGACAGUGUUCGUGAAAGCGGGUGAAACCUUAAAGAUUAAUGCUGACUUCGUAGGCCAUCCUGCACCCAUCAUUUCUUGGAGCAAAGAUGGAAAAGAGAUUGAGCUGAGAGCAAGAAUCCAGAUAGUCUCAACAGAUACCAGCACACUGGUGAAUGUGAAAGAUUGCAUUCGACGCGAUUCUGGAAAAUAUGUACUCACUCUAAAGAAUAUUGCUGGGACAGUUAGCCUGCCAAUAAACUGUGUGGUUUUGGAUAAAUCAGGGCCCCCUGCAGGACCAUUGCAGCUUACAGGUCUCACAGCUGAGGAAUGCACUCUGUCCUGGGGUCCACCUCAGGAGACUGGUGGUGCUGAGAUCACACACUAUGUUGUCGAGAAGCGUGAGACCAGCCGUUUGGCAUGGACACUCGUAAAGGGCGACGUUACUAAGACUUACUUUAAAGUCACAGGACUGCUGAAGGGCAAUGAAUAUGUCUUCCGGGUCUUGGCUGUUAACAAGCAUGGGAAUGGUGAAGUUUUGGAGAGUGAUGCUGUAAAGAUCACAGAUCCAUUCACCAUUUCCACCGCUCCACUUAGUGUAGAUGUCACUGAUAUUACUGGAGAUUCAAUGACCGUAACAUGGUGCAAACCACUGAGUGAUGGAGGAAGUCCCAUCACUGGUUAUGUGAUUGAGCGGCGAGAAAAGACAGGCAUGCGCUGGCUCCGUGUGAAUAAAGAUCCAGUUGUUGAAUGUAACACAGUCGCAACAAAACUGCGUAAGAGUUGUGAGUACGAAUUUAGAGUCUAUGCCGAAAAUGCGGCUGGACUGAGUCCUCCAAGUGAAUUGUCUGCCUCAUUUAGGGCAGUAGAUCCUCUGUCUAUUCCUUGUCCUCCAACCAAGCCAAAGAUUGUCAAUUCAACCAAGGACAGUGUCUCUAUUGUCUGGAAACCACCUAUGGAUAACGGAGGUGCUCCUAUCCUUGGAUACAGUGUAGAAUACAGAGACUACAUUGAAAAACCGGAAGCAGAGCUGGAUGAUGGUAAAGAGGAAUAUGAAGAUGAGGAGGAACCAGAGUCAGCUGAAGAACUACAAAGAUGGGCUGAAGCUAUCUCUCUUACCAAGAGUUUGGAGUUCACAAUCACUGGACUAAAAACAGAUUCCAAGUAUGAGUUCUGUGUCAGAGCAAUAAACAAAGUUGGAUGCAGUGAGCGCAGCCGCUAUUCCGAUGCCGCCGUGGCAAUGGAAAGAACUGCAGAGCCUUCCUUUGAUGUGGACUUAGAGAUGCGCAAAGUCCUUGUUGUUAAGCACAGCACAGCAUUCACCCUCAAUGUUCCGUUUAAAGGUAAACCUGUGCCAUCAGUUGAAUGGACCAAGGAGGGUACUGAUUUAAAAGUUAGAGGAACAAUCGAUUCAAGCAGCUCCAAUACUUCACUGACCGUUGAAAAAGCAACAAGAAAUGACUCUGGAGAAUAUAGCGUCACAAUUGAAUCAACAUUGGGAAAAGCUACAUUACCCUUGGUCGUAAAAGUGCUCGACUCACCUGGACCCCCCAUCAAUGUCAAUGUUACGUCAGUAACCAGGGACUCUGCAACCCUUACUUGGGAAGCCCCCGAAAAUGACGGCGGCGAGGCAGUGAAAGCGUACCACGUUGAAAAGCGCGAAGCGAGUAAAAAGGCCUGGGUUUCCGUAACAACCACCUGCCAUGCACUGACCUACAAAGUGGAAGACCUGCAGGAGGGGGCCAUCUAUUACUUCAGAGUUAUUGGAGAAAAUGAAUAUGGCUUGGGGGUACCCCAGGAGGCUAAGGCUGGCACAAAAAUUACAGAGGUACCAAGUCCCCCCACAAAACUAGGAGUAGCAAAUGUUACAAAAGACACCGUAACAAUUGUCUGGACACGACCUGAGUACGAUGGAGGUAGCAGAGUCACUGGGUACCUAAUUGAUGCUCUGGAGAAGGGGCAGACAAAAUGGGUGAAGUGUGCUACAGUGAAGGCCACGAACCACACUAUUAAAGGCCUCAGGGAAGGCACAGAAUAUUUCUUCAGAGUGCGAGCCGAAAACCAUGCUGGACUAAGUGAACCUAAAGAGAUGAUUGUUCCGGUUAUCGUCAAGGAACUUCAAGAGGCUCCGGAGUUUGAUCUGAAGAACUACCCCAAGAAUACGGUUUAUGUGAGAGCUGGAUCCAACCUUACCUUUGACAUUCCACUUACCGGGAAGCCAAUGCCAAAGGUGAACGUGUCCAAGAACAAUGUGGUCAUCAAGGGAUCAAAGAGACUUUUGACAGAAGUUACACCAGACAGCCUAACUAUCACCCUGAAUGAAAGCAUGUCAAGCGAUGCUGGCAAAUAUGACAUAACGGCCUCAAACCCCGGUGGUGCCACCAAGAUCUUCAUGAAUUUCAUUGUACUAGAUAGACCUGAGCACCCUGUUGGACCUGUGGAGAUUGGAGAAGUCGGAGAAACUACAGUGUGCUUAAAAUGGGCUGCUCCAGAGUAUGACGGCGGCAGUCCUGUUACCAACUACAUUGUCCUCAAGCGGGAAACUAGCACACCGACCUGGUCAGAGGUGUCAAAUAACAUAGCAAGAUGCCAAAUCAAAGCAACUAAGCUGACCAAGGGGGAGGAGUAUCAGUUCAGGAUUAAGGCUCAGAAUCGCUACGGUGUCAGCGACCACAUUGACAGCAAGUCGGUUAUGAUCAAGCUUCCGUACACUUUCCCUGGACCUCCAUCUACUCCGUGGAUUAGUUUUGUAUCUAAAGAGACCCUGACUGUCUGCUGGAACGAGCCAGUCAAUGACGGUGGAAAUCCUGUGAUCGGAUAUCAUCUUCAGAUGAAGGAGAGAAGCAGUAUCCUCUGGCAAAAGAUCAAUAAAACAGCAAUACCAGGAAACCAGUGGAGGGUCACCAAUGUCUGCCCUGGUCUUAUCUACGAGUUCAAGGUAGCUGCCGAAAAUGCUGCUGGUAUCGGAAAGAUGAGCAAGGUGUCUGAAGAGGUGCUAGCUAUUGAUGCUUGUGAUCCUCCAGCUAAUGUUCGUGUCACAGAAGUAACCAAGAACUCAGUCAGCUUGUCCUGGCAAAGGCCACCCUAUGAUGGCGGUAGCAAAAUUGCUGGCUACAGUGUGGAGAGAAGGGAGGCGGCCAGUGGCAGAUGGGUGAAGGCUAACUUCACAAACAUCCUUGAAAUGGGCUUCACCGCUUCUGGUCUGACUCAGAAUGAGUCUUACGAGUUCAGGGUGUAUGCGAAGAAUGCAGUUGGCUCUGUCAGCAAUCCUUCUCUUAUUGUUGGCCCAGUCACAUGCAUCGAUGCUUGUGGUACUCCAGCCAUUGACCUUCCUCCAGAGUAUUUGGACGUUGUUAAGUUCAAGGCUGGAACUUCAAUUAAACUCAAAGUUGGAAUUUUUGGCAAACCUCAGCCAAACAUUGAGUGGCUCAAGAAUGAAACGGAGAUUGUAGCUUCUUCAACAAUGCAUGUGGAAAACACAACUGACUCGUCUGCCAUCGUCAUCAAGGAUACAACUCGCUUCCACUCAGGCUCAUAUGAUAUUAAGAUCAAGAACAUUUUGGGUUCGGCAUCUGCAACAAUCAGAGUUGAAAUUCUUGAUAAACCCGGACCGCCUCCUGGCAGUAUUAUUUUUAACUAUGUUGCAGCAGACAAAAUCACCUUCAGCUGGGAACCUGUAAGUGCGGCUGACAAUGGAGGUUCCAAAGUGACCCACUACAUUGUCCAGAGGCGUGAGACCAGCAGGGUAGUCUGGUCGACCAUUUCAGAGCAACAUGAGCAGACCUUCAUUGCUGUCGGAAAACUGGUUCAAGGAAAUGAAUAUGUAUUCCGCGUAAUGGCUGUUAACAAGUACGGUUUUGGAGAGCCACUGGAGUCGGAAGCUGUCGUUGCAAAGAAUGCCUUUGUAACUCCAGGGCAGCCACAUACUCCUGAGGUGAACACCAUCACCAAGACUACCAUGGUCGUAGAAUGGGACAAACCAGGUGUGGAUGGGGGUAGCACGGUUAACGGCUACUACUUGGAGAGACGUGACAAGAAGAGUUUGCGCUGGAUCCGAGUUUACAAAGACCCUAUUGCUGACAUUAAACAGACUGUCUACCAUUUAACCGAGGGUAAUGAAUACCAGUAUCGUGUCUGUGCCAUUAACAAGGCUGGAGAAGGACCCUUCUCAGAUGUAUCCGACUACUACAAGGCUGCAGAUCCAGUUGAAACACCAAAUGAGCCUUGCAAGCUUAAGGUGAUGGAUUCCACAAAGACCUCUAUAACUCUGGGGUGGUCUAAGCCGGAGUGGGAUGGGGGCAGUGAAGUGACCAGCUACAUGGUGGAGAAACUUACUGAGGGAGAACAAGACUGGGAAAUGAUUUCUUCAAAGGGAGAGGUCAAGAUGUCCGAGUACACUGUACACGACCUAAAGCCAGAUGUUAACUACUUCUUUAGAGUUUCUGCUGUCAACUGCGCAGGCCGUGGCGAGGCGCUGGAGAUGACUGAGCCUGUACAGGCUAAGGAUAUCCUUGAGGAAGCCCAGAUUGACUCAGAUGUGGCCAUGAGAACUCACUAUAUCGUGAAGGCUGGCAAGGAUGUUGAGCUCUCCGUCCCUCUGAAGGGUCGGCCGGCUCCCUCUGCAACUUGGAGCAAAGGAGACAUAUGCAUUGACAGCAACCCAUCUUAUGAAUUCCACCACUCAGACACAGCCACGGUUCUUGUUAUGCGUGAAGUGACCAAACUUGACACUGCCAAGUAUACAAUCAAAAUUGAGAAUGGUGUGGGAGAGCCCAAGACAAUGACCUUGUCCAUGAAGGUCCAGGACUCCCCUGGUCCAUGCAGAAACCUGACAUUGAAAGAAGUAACUCGUGGAAAAGUCAGUCUUUGCUGGGAGCCUCCACUCCUUGAUGGUGGUGCUGAGGUUACCAAUUACAUUGUUGAGAAGCGGGACUCUUCCAAAAGAUCCUACUCUGCAGUGACAAGCAAAUGCACCGAGACAUCAUAUACUAUUGAAGAUCUCUCCGAAAAGGCAUCCUUCUUUUUCCGUGUUCUAGCAGAGAAUGAGAACGGUGUUGGUGAACCAUGUGAAACACCUGAACCAGUGAAGGCCGCAGAGACCCCUGGACCGGUUAAAGACGUUUCUAUGAAGGAUUCUUCUAAAACCUCUGUCACUCUGCAGUGGCUAAAGCCUGAUUAUGAUGGCGGCAGUAUCAUAUCUGACUACAUAAUUGAAAAGAAAGCAGUAGAUGGGGAAUGGGCUCUGGGAGGAACGACCCGACAAUGUGAGUUUGAGGUGACAAAACUAAAAGAGCACUCAGACAUGUUCUUCAGAGUUGCUGCUCGAAACGACAAGGGUCAGGGCGACUUUGUGAAGAUAGGAUCUAUCAAGGUGAUUGACUACAUUAUCACACCCGAAGCAAGCCUUGCAGACUACCCAGAUGGAAGAAUUUGUGUUCGUUUAGGACAUAAUGUCCACAUUGAGCUGCCAUACAGAGGUAAACCCAAGCCAUCAAUCAUUUGGCUAAAGGACAACCUUCCUCUGAAGGAGAGUGAUCAAAUUCGCUUCAAGAAGACUGAGAACAAAGCCACUCUUAUGAUAAAGAAUGUGAAGAAAGAGAAUGAGGGUAAAUUUACACUAACUCUUGACAACAAAAUCAACAGAAAGUCCUUCCAUAUCUAUGUCAUUACACUCGGACCCCCAUCAAAGCCCGUUGGACCUAUCCGUCUUGAUGAAGUAAGAUCAGAAAGCAUCAUGAUGUCAUGGGAUGAGCCUAACGAUGAUGGUGGGGGAGACAUCAACUGUUAUAGUAUAGAGAAGCGUGACACUAGUCAGCCUGAUUGGAAGAUGGCUUGUUCCAGUGUGGCGGGAACUCAGUUCAAAGUCUCAAACCUGAUCAAGGGUGUCCAGUAUCAGUUCAGAGUCUGUGCUGAGAACAAGUAUGGUGUCAGUGAGCCUCUGGUAUCACAGAUGGUAAUCGCCAAGCACCAGUUCAGACCUCCUGGCCCACCGGGCAAGCCAGUUGUGUAUAAUAUCACCAACGAUGGCAUGACAAUCCAGUGGGAACAGCCAAUCUAUGAUGGUGGUACCCCCAUCCAGGGUUUCCAUGUGGACAAGAAGGAAAAUAACAGCAUCAUGUGGCAAAAGGUGAACAUGAUGCUGAUCAAAGAAAACGAAUAUCGAAUUUUGGGAUUGAUUGAAGGCCUUGAGUACUCGUUUAGAGUGUACGCACAGAAUGAUGCUGGCCACGGCCGACUGAGUGACAGCAGCAAGCCAGUAAUGGCCGUGAGCCCUGUUGAUCCUCCCGGCCAGCCAGACUACACUGAUGUGACGAGUGACUCGAUAACGCUGAAAUGGGACGCCCCAAAGCGUGAUGGAGGUAGCAAGAUUACUAGCUACACCAUUGAGAAACGACAGGGAGAAGGGCGCUGGUUCAAGGCGAACUUGAUUGAUGUUCAUGACUGCCAGUAUACUGUGCCUGGUUUGUCUAUGAAUGAGCGCUAUGAGUUCCGAGUGAUUGCUAGAAAUGCCAUUGGUGUUGUCAGCCCACCUUCCAAUUCGUCAGGUUUGAUCGUGGUCAGAAGUGAGAAUGCUACUCCUCAUAUUGAAUUUGGUGGAGAGUAUUUCGAUGGUUUGACUGUUAAAGCGGGAGACAACAUCAGAGUGAAGGUGGCCAUCACUGGACGACCUGUUCCCAAAGUGGUCUGGUACAAAGACAGUGUGGAAAUCACCAAAAAGAUGAUGGAUAUUAUCAACGUAGCUGGAUACAGCACUCUAUUUGUCCGAGAUGCUGACCGUACUCACCGCGGCCUCUACACCGUUGAAGCUAUCAAUGGAUCCGGCAGCAAAAAGCAGACACUCCUGGUUCAAGUUCAAGACACACCUGGGGAACCAGUAGGACCCAUCGCUUUCAGCAACAUCUCAGAGGGUCGGUGCACUCUAUCCUGGAACCCACCGGAGAAUGAUGGCUGCUCAGAAAUUUCACAUUAUAUCAUCGAGAAACGUGAAACAUCCAAGAUCUCUUGGACAUUGGUGUCAGAGGAAUGCCAGGAGUGCAGUUUCACUGCAACCAAACUGAUCAAAACAAAUGAGUACCAGUUCAGGGUGUCAGCUGUAAACAAGUUUGGUGCUGGCAGGCCGUUGGAAUCCUGCCCUAUUAUUGCACAGCUUCAAUAUACUACUCCCGAUUCACCGGGCACUCCUGACGCCACUGAAACGACGGGGGAGAGCAUAACUCUGGCCUGGGCUGCUCCAAAGUCUGAUGGCGGAAACCCCAUUCAAUACUAUAUUGUGGAGAAACGCGAGAAGAAAACAGUUCGGUUCUACAAGGUGCUCUCAAAGAAACCCAUCACUGAAUGUGGUCACAAAGUUGUCGGCCUCAUUGAGGACAUGGAAUACGAGUUCCGGGUCAUGGCUGUUAAUGAUGCUGGUGUUGGAGCACCCAGUAAUAUCUCCAUUCCCAUUAAAGCUGUUGAGCCAAAGGAUAUCCCAUGUGCUCCGUCUGUGGUCUGCGUGUCAGACUCCACUAAUACCUCCAUCAGCCUGGAAUGGACGAAGCCUGCAGAUGACGGAGGAUCUGAGAUACUGGGCUACAUUGUCGAAAUGGUUAAGGGUGAUGAAACUGACUGGAAUAGAGUACAUGAAGAGCUGGUGGCAGACACAAAGUAUACAGUGACUCUUCUGCAUACUGGGGCUGAAUACAAGUUCCGUGUAGCGGCUGUAAAUCUUGUCGGAAGAGGUGAGGACAGGGAAACUCUAGAACCUGCUCAGGCCAUUGAUAGAUUAGCACCACCACAGGUGGAUAUCGAUGCCAACUUCAAGCAGACGCACAUUGUCAAGGCAGGAGGUUCAGUGACACUAGGUGUCCAAUAUAGGGGAAAGCCUAUACCCACCGCCACCUGGGUGAAAGAAGAAGGAGAACUAAGUGUCAUGUCAGAGGUUUCAACUUCGGAGGGCAGCAGUACUCUACUUAUUGAUAAUUGCACCAGAAAUGAUACUGGUAAAUACACAGUUAACCUGGAAAACAGCAGUGGUAGCAAGGCUAUUACUUUCACUGUGAAAGUCAUGGACACUCCUGGGCCUCCUCAGGAUGUAGGCCUUCUGGAGGUGUCCAGAGGCUCAGUUACACUUACAUGGGAGCCGCCACUUAAUGAUGGUGGAGCACGAAUCCACCACUAUAUCGUUGAAAGACGUGAGGCAAGCCGUCGCACAUGGCAGCAGUCUGGGGGAAAGUGCACUCAGGGUAUUAUGAAGAUUCAGGACCUGCUGGAGGGGGUACCAUACUUCUUCAGGGUCUCUGCAGAGAACCAGCAUGGUGUCGGUGAAGCUUUCGAGACAACAGAGCCUGUCGUUGCCACUGCUGAGCCAGCAUCUCCAAAGAGAUUGGAUAUUGUCGACACCACAGACAGUUCUGUGUCUCUGAGCUGGCUAAAACCAGAGCAUGACGGUGGUAGCCGUAUCCAGUGUUAUAUCGUUGAGGCAAAUCCAAGCGGAACAGGUAAAUGGGUAGUGGUUGGCAACACCAAGAAUCUCUCCUAUGUGAUUGAAAAACUCAACAAGGGUGAUGAGUAUCACUUCCGUGUGAGGGCAAAGAAUGAGUCUGGCCUCAGCACACCCAGGGAAACCAUGACACCGGUCUUGGUCAAAGAGCCUCAUAUUGAACCUGCAGCUGAUCUCAGUGAGAUUCCGAACCAGAUGAUCACUUGCAACUCUGGCAGAACAUUUACUAUCGAUGUUCCAAUUAGUGGGAGACCCGCUCCCAAAGUAUCCUGGAGGCUGGAGGAGAUGAGGCUGAAGAACUCAGACAGAGUUUCCAUUACAGUAACUAAAGAGAGAACAAGCAUAUCAGUCAAGGAUGCCAUGAGGGGUGAUGGUGGUAAAUACUACCUGACUCUGGAGAAUGUCACCGGAAGCAAGACAUUUAAUAUCAACGUAAAUGUUACAGGUAAACCCAAUCCACCAAUGGGGCCUGUUGAAAUCACAAACAUCACCUCUCAGUCUUGUGUUGUUACCUGGGAUGCGCCGGAGGAUAACGGCGGCACUGACAUUACCAACUAUAUUCUGGAGAAGCGUGAAUCUGGUUCGUCUGCCUGGCAGCUUAUCAACUCCAGUGUGAAGCGCACGUCGCUCCACGUUACUCAUCUGACCAAGUACAUGCAGUACACCUUCAGGGUCUCCGCUGAAAACCGAUUUGGCAUUAGCAAGCCUACUGAGUCUGAAACCAUCGUUGCAGAGCAUCCUUACACCCCUGCUGGACCCCCAACAAGGCCGUCCGUCUUCAAUGUCUCUUCCAACACGAUGACGUUGAAAUGGGAAGAGCCUUACCAUGAUGGUGGCAGCAAGGUGACGGGCUACUGGAUUGAGAAGAAGGAGAGAAAUAAUAUUCUCUGGGUAAGGGAAAACAAGAUCCCAUGCUUUGAGUGUUUCUACAAGGUGGAAGGCCUUGUUGAAGGUCUAGAGUACCAGUUUCGAGUUUAUGCCAUGAACAAUGCUGGUCUCAGCAAAGCCAGUGAAGCCUCUAAAGGAGCAGUUGCCCAAAACCCUGUUGAUCCACCGUGUAAGCCAGAAGUGACAAAUGUAACCAGAACUACAGUGUCGCUGAAAUGGUUGGCUCCACUGAACGAUGGUGGUAGUCCAAUCGUGGGUUACAUUAUUGAACGUAAACCAUACACUCCAACUGGUGAGGGCCGCUGGCUGAAGUGUAACUACACAAAUGUGGUAGACACGUUCUAUACUGUUACUGCCCUGGGAGAAGGGGAACCCUACGAGUUCAGAAUCAUUGCCAAGAAUGCUAACCAGGUCUUCAGCGCCCCAUCCGUGUCCACUGGCUCCGUGCAGUGCAAAACAGACUUUGAACCACCAAAGGCCCAGCUGGAUGGCAAACUCUUGUCUGAAGUUGUCACGGUGAGAGCUGGUUCAGAUCUGGUCCUGGACGCUGCUGUGGGCGGCAGGCCUGACCCCAAAGCAUCCUGGUCCAAAGGCAACAGGGAGCUGGAGCUGUGUGAAAAAUACCACCUGCAAUACACAAGAAAUCGGGCUAUGGCCAUCAUCAAGUUCUGUGACAGAGAUGAUACCGGAAAGUACAUUCUCACCGUCAAGAAUGUGAGCGGAACCAAGACUGUUGAGGUCAACGUCAAAGUGCUUGACACUCCUGGACCAUGUGACGGCAGCAUUGAGAUCAGCAAGAUAACUGAGGAUUCCUGCACCCUACGUUGGAGUCCUCCUUUGGAGGAUGGGGGUGAUGACAUCUCUCACUACCUUGUAGAGAGGAGAGACACCAACAGACUCAGCUGGGUCAUCAUGCAUACCGAGUGCAAGCAACUGACCUGCAACAUCACCGGACUGUUCAAGAACACAGAAUACCUGUUCAGGAUCCGAGGAGUCAACAAGUAUGGAGCUGGAGUCCUUCUGCAGUCGGAGCCUAUGGUUGCCAGGAACACUUUCACUGUUCCAACUCCGCCGGGUGCGCCUGAGAUCCUCACGUCCGGAAAAGACUUUGCAACCAUUGAGUGGCUAAAGCCCGAGAGUGAUGGCGGCAGUCCGUUGAUCCACUAUCUUGUCGAGAGGCGGGAGAAGAAGAGUGCCCGCUGGGUGAAGGUGAACAGGACUGGAGCACACCUCGACACAACGUUGAAGGUGUCUGGAUUGACGGAAGGCAACAUUUACCAGUUCAGGGUGGUGGCAAUCAAUAAGGCUGGGGAGAGUGAACCCAGUGAGGUGUCACUCUAUGUGGUCUGCAGAGUCCCCACAGGCACCCCCGCACCACCCUCUGUUCCUCGCAUCAUGGACACCCAUGCUGACAGCAUUAGCCUGGCCUGGUCUCGCCCAGUGGAAGAUGGCGGAGCUGAUGUGAUUGGCUAUUUACUGGAAAUGCAGGAAACUGGAACAGAGGAGUGGAAGAAAACCCACGAGAAGACACUGCGUGCUGCAGAAUACGUGGUGACUGGACUUUGCUCGGGCAAUAAGUACCGAUUUAGAGUGGCCGGCAUCAACUUCAAUGGAACUGGAGACUUCAGUGAGCCAUGUGCUGAAACUGAACCUGUGGAGAGAAUUGAAAUUCCGGACUUUGAGCUCCAUGAUGACCUGAAGAAGACCAUAUGCCUGCGUGCUGGUGGUUCUCUGCGCCUGUUUGUGAACAUUAGUGGUCGUCCUGCUCCGACAAUCACUUGGAGCAAACCCGGAGUUGACCUCAACAACCGGGGCUUUAUAGAAGUCACUCACAAGUCGACUACUCUCAUCAUCGAUAAGGUCCAUCGCUAUGAUGCUGGAAAAUACACACUGGUGGCCGAGAAUUGUGCUGGAAAACAAGAAGUCCACAUUCUGGUCAAAGUUUAUGACACACCAGGACCAACAGGACCCAUCAAGAUCAAGGAACUGACCAAAGAAUCAGCCACCAUCUCUUGGGAUGCUCCAAUCGUGGACGGUGGAGCUCCUGUCAACAAUUACAUUGUUGAGAGACGCGAAGCCUCCAUGAGAGCCUACAAAACCGUCACUUCCAAGUGCAGUAAGACGUCCUACAAGAUCGAUGGCCUGAUGGAGGGCAUGCUAUACUACUUCAGAAUUCUCCCUGAAAACAUUUAUGGUCUUGGCGAAUCCCGCGAAACAGCGGAUGUCAUCUUGGUCUGCGAGGUACCUCUGCCACCACGCAACCUGCAGGUGAUUGACGUCACCAAGAGCACGGUCUCGUUGAGCUGGGAUAAGCCGGAGCACGACGGAGGUAGCCGACUGAUCGGCUACUUGAUAGAAGCCUGCAAAUUUGGUACCGACAAAUGGAUGAAGGUGGCCUCCCUGAAGCUAACCGACUUUGAGCACACCAUCGAGAAGCUAAAUGAGAAGGAACAGUACUUUUUCAGAGUCAAAGCAAUCAACAGCCGUGGUGCCAGUGAAGCGAAGGAGCUUGUUGCGCCUGUAACUGUGCAAGAACAAAGAGUGAUGCCUGCAGUGGAUUUCUCCAGGCUUCCCCAGAAAGCUGUGAAUGUUCUGGCCGGUAGGACCCUGGAACUGGAACUGCCAUUAAUAGGCAGACCUCCCCCUACCUGCUUGUGGUACUUUGGUGACAACCGAUUAAAAAUCACUGACCGUGUCAAGAUCCAGAGCACUGGCAAGGUUUCCAAGCUGACCGUGUCGGACACGACCAUUGACGACACCGGCAAUUAUACCUUGGAGGUGAAGAACACCGUCGGCGUAACCGCUGAGGUCAUCAAGGUCGUCGUUCUCUCCAAACCUGAUGAGCCCGAGGGACCAGUCCGAUUCGAUGAGAUCGAUGCCACCUCGGUCAUCUGCAGCUGGGAUCCUCCAGCUAGGGAUGGCGGAGCUCCCAUUAGUGGCUUUGUGGUGGAGCAACGAGAUGCCCACAGAGCAGGCUGGGUGCCGGUCUGUGACUCGGUCAGUCGACCCACCUUCAAAUUUGAGAACCUGAUUGAGGGAGACGAGUACGUCUUCCGUGCGGCUGCUGUGAAUCGCUACGGCACCGGAGAAUUUUUGCAAUCCGAGAUUGUCACCUGCAGAAGCUUGAGAAAUGUGUCCGGACCUCCUGGCCGACCGACCAUUUUCGAUAUUUCACGUGACGGCAUGACCGUAGCCUGGAACCCACCAGAAGAGGAUGGUGGGCUUGAGGUUUCUGGUUACAUCAUUGAGCGCAAAGAAGUCAGGUCCGACAGAUGGGUCCGUGCCAACAAGAACCCCAUCACCAUGACUAGAUACCGGUCAACAGAGCUGAUUGAAGGUCUGGAGUACGAGCAUAGAAUCCUCGCCGUCAAUGCCCGGGGAACGAGCAAACCCAGUCUGCCUUCGAAACCAGCUGUGGCAUCAGAUCCCAUCGAUCCACCUGGUUGCCCUCAGAACCCACGGAUUACUGAGACCACUAAGUCGUCUGUGUCACUGGCUUGGAGUCCCCCUGAUGACGAGGGAGAUGCCAGAGUAGACGGGUACCUAAUUGAGAUGCAGAAGGUGGGCACUAUGGCUUGGCUCAAGUGUAACACCACACCCUCCCUGAUCUGUGAGUACACAUUGACCAACAUGCCUCAAGGAGAGGAGUUCAAAUUCCGAGUUAUGGCCUGCAAUGUCGGUGGCUCUGGUGAGCCUGCUGAAGUCCCUCGAACUGUCACCAUCACAGAGAUGUUUGAAUCUCCAGAUUAUGAACUUGAGCUAAAAUACAAAGAUGUCUAUGUGGUUCGUCAUGGUGGCGUAGUCCGACUCUCCGUCCCCAUCAAGGGCAAACCUCACCCAACUUGUUUGUGGUCAAAGGACAGUGAGGCACCGUCAACCAACGCAAUGGUUGCCUCCACUGAAGAUACCAGCGAACUAGUGAUCAAAGGAGCAGAGAGAAGCGACUCUGGUCUGUAUGAGCUCCUUCUCGAAAACAAAGUUGGCAAGAAAAAGGCCCAAAUUAAGGUGAAUGUCAUCGGCCGUCCGAGUGCUCCAACCGGACCAUUAAUGUUUGAGGAAGUCCAGGCCAACUCUGCUAAGGUCUCCUGGAACGUUCCCACCGACAACGGUGGUACAGAAAUCCUUGGUUACAUUGUUGAAAGAAGAGAAGUUACCAGAAAUGCAUGGUUUACCGUGGACAGCAGAGUGACUGACAACCACUUGACCGUUAAGGGCCUAAAGGAAGGAACAGAAUACCACUUUAAGGUUACUGCAGAGAACUCUUUUGGUGUCGGCCCGUCUCUGAAAUCAGAGCACCCACUGGUGCCCAACACUAUGCUUUGUCCACCAGAGCCUUCAAGCAUGCCACCAGAGAUCAUGGAUGUUACCAAGAACUCUGUCGCAUUGGCAUGGUCCAGACCAAAGGACGACGGGGGUUCUUCCAUCACAGGCUACUUUGUUGAGUACAAACAACUGUCCUCGGAGCAAUGGAGCCGCCACCACACUAAGAUUACCUCCACCAUGUUUACUCUGUCUGGACUCACGGCUGAUACGGAGUAUCAUUUCCGUGUUGUCGCUGUCAAUGACAUUGGCGAGAGUGAGGCUGGAACUGUGUCGGACCCAGUGACUUGCAAGGAUCCGUUUGAUAAGCCCAGCCAGCCAGGCGAAAUUGAUACGGCGAGUGUGACUAAUAACAUGAUCACUAUUCGCUGGCAAGCCCCAGAGUGUGAUGGUGGAAAGGAAGUCCUGGGCUAUUGGGUGGAGUACAGGAAGUCCACUGAGAGCACCUGGAUGAAAUGCAACAAGCAGAGGCUGAAAGACAGAGAGUUCACCAUGCGUGGACUGGCUGAAGCUACCGAAUAUGAGUUCAGAGUAUUUGCCGAGAACGAGACCGGAAUGAGCAGACCUUGCCGAACUGCCACUUGUAUAAAGACUAAACUAAGUGUUGAAACAAAACCAAGCCUGAGAAAGGAAAUGGAUGAAGUAACAGCCAAGCUUGGACAGUCCGCUGUUAUGAAGUGCCAGAUUAUCGGCAGGCCUGUUCCUGAUAUCAAGUGGUAUCACGCAGGCAAAGAGAUUGUCGAGUCCCGUAAAUAUGAAAUAAGCUCAGAUGGGCGUAACCACUCCCUAUCCAUUAUGACUGACCAACAAGAGGAUGAGGGCGAGUAUACCUGUAAAGCUACCAAUGAUGCCGGAGACGUAGAGACCUCAGGUACUCUUGUAUUGGAAGCAGCUCCAUCGUUCCACUCCGACUACCCGUUGAAGAGCACAUAUUACGCUGGCCUGGGAACAACUCUCCGCAUCCACGCAGUGUACAUUGGACGUCCUGAGCCAAAGAUCAUGUGGCUCCACGAAGCAAAGACCCUGGAGAACGCUGAGGACAUCAGCAUAGAGACCACCGAGCAUUAUACUCAUCUCAUUAUAAAGAAUGUGCAGCGUAGAAUCCAUGGAGGCAAAUACAGGAUUAGACUGCACAAUCACUUUGGCAGGGCGGACACUGCAUUUAAUGUUGAAAUCUAUGACAAACCGGACAUGCCUCAGGGUCCCAUUGUUUUGGAGGCUCUCUUGAAGAACUCUGUCAUCAUCAGCUGGAAGCCGCCCAAGGACGACGGAGGCUGUAUGAUUACCAACUACAUUGUGGAGAAGCGAGAAGACCGUGAAGGGAAGGAGUGGGAACUGGUGUCAUCAUCCAUCAAUGGCACAUCCUGCCGUGUUCCCAACCUCACUGACAGUGCCGGUUACUACUUCCGUGUGUAUGCCCAGAACCGCUAUGGCAACAGCGAACCACUUGAGCUCACCUCACCUAUCCUCAUCAAGAGUCAACUUGAGAAACCAUCACCACCCCAGGAAGUAGCUGUUGCAGCAAUCACCAAAGACUCCUGUGUUGUUUCCUGGAAGCCUCCACUCAAAGACGGUGGCUCCAAAAUCAAGAGUUACUGCCUUGAGAAAAAGCAAAAGGAUAAGAGGGAAUGGGGCGAAUGGACACCCGUGACAACGGAUGAGAUCAAACAGACGGUCUUCUCUGUCAAACGUUUGUCCGAGGGUGUAGAAUAUGUCUUCCGGGUUAAAUGUGAGAACCUUGGGGGACAAAGCGACUACAGUGAGGAAAGUGAUUCUAUUGUUCCAGCCACAGCUGUUGAUGUCCGGGCUCCUGCUUUCAAGGAAGAGCUGAGGAACAUGAGUGUCAAACACAAAAGCAAUGCUACACUUGUCUGCAAGAUCACAGGGCAGCCGAAACCUGUGAUUAAAUGGUUCAGACGAGGAAAGGAGAUCCAUUCGGAUGGAAAAAAGAUAAAAAUUCAAGAAUUCAAGGGAGGUUACCACCAACUGGUGAUCGCUGAGGCGGAUGAAGAAGACUCCACUGUGUACCAGAUCAGGGCCACUAACCAAGGAGGUUCAAUCUGUGCUACCAUCUCUCUAGAUGUUGAAAUUCCUGCAAAGAUCAAUCUUCCCAAGAAUCUGAAAGACAAAGAAGCGAUUCCUGCCCUGCGUGGAGAAAUGGUCAACAUUAAGAUUCCUUUUGGUGGAAAACCAGAUCCUGUCAUCACAUGGCAGAAGGGACAAGAUCUUAUUGACAGCAAUGGCCACUACCAGGUUAUCGUCACAAGAUCGUUCACUUCUUUGGUGUUCCCCAACGGGGUGGAGAAGAAGGAUGCUGGCUUCUACAUUGUGUGUGCUAAAAACAGAUUCGGCAUUGAUCAGCAGACAGUUGAGCUGGAUGUGGCCGAUGUGCCUGAUCCUCCACGGGGUGUUAAAGCCAGUGAUAUCUCUCGAGACUCCGUCAGCCUUAACUGGGUGGCUCCAGCUAAUGAUGGUGGCAGCAGAGUUGUCAGUUACAUUAUUGAAAAAGGUUCCACCACUUCCGAGAGGUGGGAACGUGUUGCUCAGUCUCGUGACACCCGCUACACUGUUAUCAAUCUUUUCGGUGGAACCAGUUAUCAGUUUAGAGUCAUCGCUGAGAACAAGUUUGGACAAAGUGCCCCAUCUGAAACCAGCGGACCUGUCAUGACAAAAGAAGACAAGUCCAGAAUUCUUCUCUAUGACAGAGAGGUUGAUGAUACAGGACAUGUACCAAAAGGAAAAUCCCCACACUCCGAUGCAAAGAAUAUGCAUACCAAAUAUGCUAUAGCAGAAGAACUGGGGAGAGGUCAAUUUAGCAUUGUCCACCGCUGUGUACACAUCCACUCUGAAAAGACCUACAUGGCUAAGUUUGUCAAAGUGAGAGGUGCAGAUCAGACAAUUGUCAAGAAGGAAAUUGCCAUCCUAAACCUGGCCAAACACACAAACUUCCUUCUCCUGCACGAGUCCUUUGAAAGCCAAGAGGAGCUGGUGAUGAUAUAUGACUUUAUCUCAGGCGUCGACAUAUUUGAGCGUCUCAGCACAGCAGAGUUUGAGCUCAAUGAGCGAGAAAUUGUCAAUUACAUUCGGCAGAUCUGCUCAGCUCUUGAGUUCUUGCACAAUCAGAGCUACGGACAUUUUGAUAUCAGGCCUGAGAAUAUUGUGUACUCAACAAGAACUGGCUCAAAUGUAAAGAUCAUUGAGUUGGGACAGUCCAGACACUUGACUCCUGGAGACCAAAUUAAGAUACAGUACAGCACUGCAGAAUAUGCUGCACCUGAGAUCCACCAAUGUGACUUGAUUAGCACCGUGACCGACAUGUGGUCGGUAGGCGUCCUCACUUAUGUGCUCCUCAGUGGACUCAACCCCUUUUCAGCUGAAACCAAUCAGCUGAUGAUCGACAACAUUUCAAACGCAGCCUAUAGCUAUGAUGAUGAGUCCUUCAAGCAGGUCAGUGUUGAGGCAUUAGACUUCACGGAUCGCUUGAUGACAAAGGAACGUAAACAUCGCAUGAUUGCGGCUGAGGCUCUGGUGCACCCAUGGCUGUCCAAGUCCGAAGAUGAGCUGAGCACUAGAACUAUCCAGACCGGCAGACACAAGAGAUAUUACCAGACAAUGAUGAAGAAGGAAUGGAACACCGUGGUGUCCGCAGCUCGCAUGGCCAGCGGUGGCUCAAUCAGGUCCCAGCGCGGUGUGUUCAUUGCCAAGGUGAAGAUUGCUCAGUUUGAACACGGACCACACGGUGGUCAGAUUGGCCACUCAGUGGCCAGCGAGGGUGAUAGAGUGAAGUUCAUUUGCAACAUUGACAACUACGACAGCACCACUGAAGUGACUUGGUAUUGUGGUGUCAGGCAACUGGAAUCUUGCGACAAGUACGAAAUUGAUUACGAGGACGGCCUAGCUGUGAUCACGAUCACUAAAGUUACAAAAGCCGAUGACGGCACAUAUAGAUGCAAGAUUGUCAACGAGUAUGGCGAGGACAGUGCUUAUGCAGAGCUGUUCGUCAAUGGUGUCAGGUCCUACCGUGACUACUUCACUACACGUGUGGUCAAGAGGACAAAGCGUAGAAUUGACACUGCUAGAAUGCUUCAGAAGCCACCAGAAUUCACCUUCCCUUUGGUGAACCAUACAGCAUACAUUGGAGAAAAUGUACGCUUUGGUGUCACCAUCACAGUUCACCCUGAGCCACGUGUCACAUGGCACAAAUCCGGACAAAAGCUUGUCCCUGGACAGGAUGACAAAAAAUAUACAUUCAUCACUGAUAAAGGCCUUUACCAGUUGAUAGUUCACAGCGUUGACGUUGAGGACGAUGCCGAAUAUAGCGUUGUGGCUCGCAACAGGUAUGGCGACGACAGCUGCAAGGCUCGGCUGACUGUGAUUCCUCGACCAAAACCGGCAGACCUCACCCUGCGGCCAAUGUUCAAACGCCUUCUUGCAAACGUCGAUUGCAGAGAGGGCCAUGACGUUCGCUUUGAAAUCAGAGUUUCAGGCCAUCCUAUACUGAAGUGGGAAAAAGAUGGUAUGCCCAUAGCCUUCGGGCCAUCUAUUGAACUUGUCCACGAAGGCUUGGAUUAUUUCUUACUUCAUGUGAGAGACACAUUGCCGGAAGACUCUGGUGUGUACAGAGUGACUGCCACAAACUCUGCUGGGUCGGCCAGCUGCCAGGCAACACUCAAAGUGGAACGUGUCACUCAUGUAAAGAAAGAUUACGAGAGCAGCCAAAAGGAUAAGAAAACUGUGUCUCAAAAUGAAGAAUUAGACAAAAAGGUGAGGCUGUAUCAGAUUUUGUCAGACACAGUUGUCAUGCCAUUACCACCUGCGGCAGUCCAGGCUGUCAGGGAGGCGGCCACCAUGUUUAAACCUGCGGUUACAACUAAGAGGAGUGAAAAGUCUGCGGCUGACAUACAGAAAGAACAAGAGGAGAGGAAAAAGCGGGCCGAUGAGAAGAGACUGCGCAUGCCAUACCUUGUGCCCACUCCUCGGGUCAUGAACCAGGCUGUGCUCGAAGAAGACAUGGAAAUUAAACACUUCAAACCGCUCUCAGACAUGAAGUGGUACAAGACGCUCAGGGAUCAGUAUGAAUUCCCAGAGCCCAUGGAGAAAAUUAAACAAAAGAGGAUGAAACGUAUUCGUCUCUCCAGGUGGGAGCAGUUCUAUGAGGUACCUAUCAGAAUCAAAGACCAGUACAAGCUCAAGUGGCAUAUCCCGUCCAUGACUCAAGAUGAUUUGGAGACGGUGAGGCCAGCCAGGUACCGCACUACUUCCCCAGAAAUUGGGGCCUACCGCAGGAUUAGGAGGAGGUCAUUGGGUGACUUGUCAGAUGAGGAACUGCUGCUGCCGGUCAAUGAGUAUUUGUCAAUGAAGAGAACUGAGGAAGAGAGGCUGCGUCUGGAGGAAGAAUUGGAGCUUGGUUACUCUGCUUCUCCGCCAAGUCUCAGCCCUGUUCGCUUUGAGCUGUCAGCACUUCGCCCCUCAUCACCCAGAAGAGUCUACAGUGAUGAUGAUGAGCCAGAAGCUCUUCAAAGAUACGGUUCAUACAAAAUACCAUCCAAGUAUGAAGCCGGCCCGAGUUUUGUUGACCUUCAACAGCGUCACAUGAAAGCCACUUAUAAACCCCCCAGAGAGAAGCAAAGAAUGUAUGAAGAGAGAGAAGAUCAGGAGUUGCUGCGACCACACACAACCACUCAGAGAAUCUCCUCUUACAAGAGUGAGAUCAAACGCAUGGAGUUUGAGGAGAAGACUCGAAGUUUGAAACGGGAAACAUUUUCCACAGUUGCAAAAGUCUCAGAGGGCAUUGAAUCAGAGCAUCUGACAGCUUAUGCUUCUGAAUAUAUUCCAAAACCCAUCGUGAGGCUCUCGAUGCCUGAACCAGAGAGUACAGACCAUCCUCCAGGAAAGGUUGUCAAGACAGAGACCGCUUUGCCCAAAGUCGAUUAUCUGUCGAGGUAUGAGGAGAGGAAGCAGACUCUAAGAUCAGAGCGAAGAUCUGUGGAGAGGAAAUCGGAGCACAUGAAGCAGGAACCUUUUAGCCUCGACCACAUCCCACGAAUUACGAUCCGCUUGCGAUCUCAUCGUGUUGCUUAUGGUUCCAACACAAGAUUUACUCUGAAUGUCCAGGCCAAACCCGAGUCCAAAAUCAAAUGGUUCCACAAUGGUAAAGAGAUUUACUCAGGCAGCAAAUACCACAUGACCAACAUCAAUGGCCUCCUUACGCUUCAGAUCAACAACUGUAUGACUGAAGAUGCAGGAGCAUACUCUGUUGUCUGCAAAAACAUCAAAGGAGAGAUAUCAGACAGUGCUACGUUAGACAUCGUAUCAGCGGAAUACGCUGCCUCGUCUUCUUUUCGCGAGGACGAGGAACCUCCAUCCUCUCAUCUUUCAGACAUGACUGAGACUGAGAUAUAUCACAUCUCGUCAGCAGCAGUGAAGGAAACCGCGACUGAAACACUGACAAAAACUGUCACUGUUGUCACGAAGGAAAAGACAAAGCAUAUCGUUCUAGCAAAGAUCCUGACCAAACCACAAUCUUUGACCGUUGAGGAAGGAGAGCUUGCCAGAUUCUCGUGCGAUGUGGAUGGUGAUCCAGCUCCUUUAAUAUCGUGGCUUCAGGAGGGAGCACCUCUGGCUUCAUCGACCCGUCGUCGUAUUGAGUCUACAGAGACCAGCUCCUCUUUGGAGAUUUCUGCUGUGCAAGCAUCUGAUGAAGGACACUACACUCUAAUUGUGGAAAAUGCUGGUGGUAAACAAGAAGCCCAUUUUACUCUGACCAUUCGUAAGUCCGAGCCCAAGCAGAAAGUAGUUGCUGCUCCUACAGUCACCUCCCCAAAAGCCAAGUCCCCUGAACCUGUGAAAUCGCCAAAAAGAAUCAAGUCCCCUGAGCCGAUCAAGUCCCCUCUGCGAGUCAAGUCCCCGGUCUCACCAAAGUCCCCUACCGCAAAAUCUCCGCCUCCAUCUGUCAGGGAAGUUAGCAGUCCAAUCAAAUCACCAAAGAGGGUGAUGUCACCAACUGUUGCAAAGACGUCAGCUUCUUCUGUAGACUUGGAACAGAUCAGUUGUGGCUCGCCACCGCACUUCCUGUCGCAACCUCGUUCCCAAAAUGUAAUCGAAGGACAAACUGUCAAAUUUACCUGUGAGGUUGCAGGUGAGCCUUUCCCGGAUGUGGAGUGGUUUAAAGACAAUUUGACGCUUACCACCACGUCCAACAGGAGACUGAGUUGCACCAACAGCGUGUACACUCUGGAAAUAUGCAAAACCACACUCGCAGACAGUGGCAAGUACACCGUAAAAGCCCACAACAACCUCGGGCAAUGUUCGGCCACGUCCUCUCUUCACAUCCUUGCUGGUUUAGAUGAAGAAACACAAGAGAUCACAAGCGCCGAACAAAGAGCUGAAGCUUUCCUGAGUUCCUCCGUUCACAUGAAGGCAACUACUAUGCAAAGCGUCACUUACAGCUCCUCUGAGACUAGCAGUCAAGUGAUGCAAACGUUCCGCUCGAUCGCAUAUGGAACCUUUGUGACCACAAGGGUUCAACAAACAGGCGCCCCAUCGAAGAUAACAGCUCUCCCAGAAAAACAAUUGACAAUGAGGUUGGAAAAUGGCCGACAGUACCAGGGGCCUUGUUUCGAGAUCCAGCCCCGUCCGUGCCGUGGCUUCAAUCGGGGUCGGACCCUUACCAAGUGGACAACACCGCCGCUGCAUUCCCCACCAACUCGAUCCUGACACGACAACUGUCGACGUUCACACCCGUUCAAUGUAAAAAAAACAAAAAAAAAACAACUGUAGUUACACCCUCGCCCUUGUUUUCCCUCAUUGCUAAUUUUUUGGGUUGAGAGAAUCAAACAAUCGACCAGUUUUUCUUCUUGUAAAUAUGAACUAUUUUUGUACCAAACACGACGCCGAAUUCAACUCUCAACUUGUUAUAGGACGUGAUGACACUUUUGCAGUGACAUGUACAUAAUGUAUAUAUAGCCGGGUUUUCACGGUUAUGAGGAAUGUAUGCAUUGUUAUUGAUGACAAUAAUAUAAAGGUAACGAAGCCAAGCAAACACAGGAGAAAGUUCUGCACGGAACGAAUACCCUGUUCAACGGAGAAACUAAACUUUGUGCCUCAACGCUACGUUGACGUCUAAGAUGGCCUCGGCGGGUAGAGCUCCUCCCCGCUGACGUUUACUCAACACGGAAAGCAAACUUGUUAUCGACACGCGUCGGCGCCGAGGCUCCGACUGCUGCUUGUGUCACCCUCACGUAAGCAGCAGGACGUGGUCUUGAGCCCCAACUGACUUAAGUCGUACCAAGACUUUUAUUCGAUGACCCCGGUGAGAGCGCCAGUGGCCUGCGCUCUCAACCUUUGAUCCAAGUACGCUGCUUCUGCCACAGCAGGGUCUCUUCGGCUUUCUCUGCGUUAAACAUCUCCUGGCCGGGAAAUAAAAGAGAAAGCCGGGGUUGACUCCGCUAUGCAGAAGCAGCGCCGUCUCUCGGAGGAUUUUGCCUAUUAGCGUGUUUGUGUGUGUUUGUAGCUUUCUAGUGGGUUCACUAUGUCCGUUGUUGACUUCAAAGCCACGGUGACUAUCCGUGGCAGGACUUUUUCUUUUCACUCAUCCUCCUUGAGUUUUCUGUUUUAAUAAAGCAUGAUUUCAGCACCACAA